CUGAGAUGAUUUUUGGUGCAGAAGCACGAUGAAGAGGCAGUUAGGAAAGCAACCACUAGAGGUUAUAUCUCCAGAACGGCACUGUUUUACCUUGUAGAACUGUAGCAACAGGGCCACUGCACACAGAACAUUUCACUGAGAUGAAGUGGUUUGGAUGAGUACAGUGGACCUUUUUAAAGUACUUCUGCCAUCAGAAACUAUUCCUGCCCCAAGAAAUGGAGUGCCAGGAUCUUAUUGGCUAAAAAGCGGCAAUCAUUUCCUAUUGGUUCUCAGUAUCCUUUUAUUAUUAGUCUGUUACUGUCAUUGAUGGAAAUGCAAGAUGGCUGCUGCCUUCAUUCUGAAAAUUUGUAAAUCCUUCCAACGGUAAAGGAGUUUAAGCAUGAGUGGGAUAGGCAUAAGGCUAUCCUAACUAUAAGAUAAGGCCAGGGACUAAUGAGAGUAUUUAGAAAAUUGGGCAGACUAGAUGGGCCGAAUGGUUCUUAUCUGCCGUCACAUUCUAUGUUUCUAUCGUGGCUGCUUUUAUGAUAGCUCGUAUAUGAGACACAAAAACUACAGGUGCUAACGUAUUAAAAAAAAAAAAAACAGCAGAAGUAAGAAUAGUAAGUAAGAAAUACCACAUUACCUACUCCCAAUAAAUAAUACCACUUUCUGAGUGAGUUUCCAAGUCUAUGGGCUGAGCUCUGAAUCAUCCUGUUCAUCAAAAUGUGGGCCUACUGAUCACAGACAGCUGCUGGUAUUGAAGUUCUUCUCUUCAAGCCACUUCAACAGAAACAAGCAAAAAUGGCGACUCUACUAGAGUUAGACUCCAUGUUGUUAAGAGGAAGACAUUCUUUUUUUUUUUGUUUUUUAAUUUCUUUUUUUUUCAAUCUUGACAAGGAUAGCAUGAUAACAUUAGCAACAUGGCUUGUGCAAAAGCCUAUUAAUUCACAACAUAUUUGAACACUGUUAUACACAUGAUAGCUCAAUGCGUAUCCAACAAAACAUUAGUAGUAGGCUUGUCUAGCUACUCGUCAAGGGUUUUUACAUUUAUUAGACAUAACAUACGUCCUGUGUACUCAUCUCGUCGUUAACAUUAUACAAUUUGUACAAUGCAGUAGGGGUGCAUACUGUAGCGAGAUUUCUCAUUCCCCUUGCGUUCCCUUUAUUUUGCAUCCCGGUUUAAUAGGACGAGCUCUGGUUUCAAUAGGACGGUGCACUUUUGGUGGUUAGUGAUUAUCACACUGUACAAUAGCGGUUGGUGUCCUACAUUAUUUAGCACAUUGUAGCUUGUAUUAUUGUAUGGUAAAGGUUUUAGUCUGGAGGGAACUCAGUCACCUGUCCCUUGUAUAGUGUACCUGGACUGGCCCGGGGUCGUCCAAUUCGCUAAUUAUGUAAAGUUCGGUUCCCGGGCUCCCCCACGAUAUUAUGAAUCAAGAAAAAAGUAAAAAAGAGCAUAGAGUAGAAGAAAGUGUAGAGGGUUAGCUAGAAAGAUGGGAGGGGGGAGAAGAGGGGUGGGGUUAUACUUCAGUCCCGUGCAGUGUGGCAUUGUGUGAGGUUCCCUGGGGUUUGUCAGUUUCCUCUGGGGGGCCCUUAUGUAGCUCCUACCCCUGUCUCAUGGCAGUUGGGUGGAUGUAAUUUCGUCAGAGAGAUCGCUGUUCUGCCAUGGGUCCCACAAUUUGUCGAAGCUGGUCAUGGUCCCUCUUAGUCGGGCGGUCAAGUUGUCCAUUAGAUAUACCUCUUAUGUUGGAUAUGACCCUCCGAAUUGGUGGCAUUAGUAUUUGUAGCCAAGUCUGUGCUAUCGCUCUCCUGGCGGCUAGAGUGAUCUUAUGGAUCAAUUUCUGUUCCCUCCUUGUCCAGUCAUUUAAGGAUCUGUUAAGCAAGUAUGUCCAGGGGUUUAAGUUGGGCGCUCUAUGAAUUUUUUUUUUAAAGAGGAAGACAUUCUUGAUGAUCCUUGGUACAGGCUUAGGUUCUCUGCACUGGAAUCCAGAUAUAGUCUGCUUAGAGUUACCUUUGUGGAAGCCAGUGGAGGGAAUACCCCACAGGCCAUAUUAACAUACUUCUUGGAUUAAUGCAGGCAACUGUAGCUUGGCAUCAGGUAAUGUACCUUGUAAACCUAUACUGGUCCAUCUGGGUAUCACUUACAAAUAGACUGAUCCGCAGCACUCCAUGUAGAUUCACACACAUUCCUAACCCAGAUGCCUACGCAGAUGAAAAUGUCUGGAAAACCAAAGAAGACAACUCACUUUGGUACUUUUCUAGCAUCACCCCUCUUCUCCCAGCAACUGCGAUUACUUCUCUCCGCUUCAUGUUGAUUUGUAGCCACUUGGGGUUAGAAUUAGGUUUUACUUCAGUGUGAAUGCUGGCUACUUGUUUAUUUUGUUAAUUUUCUAUUUUUUAUUUAUUUAUAAUUUCUUCUUUUAUUGAUAUGGUUGGCCUCUGUGUUUAUUGAUUCCAUUAUUCUGACCCUUUUAGUUAGACAGCUGUAACCAUUGCACCACACCCCGCAACAAGGUGCAUUCUUAAACUUUCCUUAAGACACUAGGCGCAGUAAAAAGGAAAACAUUAAGUGCAGAGGUCACAUCCAGUACGAAAUGUCCAUUUAAAGUCACAUUAAACUUUCAUUUUAAUGCUUGUGUCUGUUAUGAGAGCUAAAGUAAAAAUGAGUUGGCAUAUGAGUGCUGUUAAACAGAUACAAUCUGUUUUAUCCUGUCCUGUUUUAUCCUGUCCACUAUCCUAUCACCUUACAGCUGAUCAAGCCUGACGCUUGCAAUCCAGCCAAUCACCUGUCGGAAUAGUGCCGUUGGAAUUAUUGCAGAGAAAUAGCGUAAGACGUUCUGAGAAUCUGGGAAGGGUCCCCUUUAGAAAUGCUAUAUACAAAUGAGUCACUCUCUGUGGAUGGCAUUGAGUGUCUGUCGGAGACCAGGACAUCCUGUGUGUUUCACACAAAAUGAUGGAGACAGUCACAUGGAACAACAGCCAGACAUCCCACAUUACUAUAGAUCUACCACCAUGUUUAACAGCUGGCGACAGGAAUACUGGAUUAAAAAAAUCCUUUAAAUUUCUCCAAAUGCACACCAUUUGGAUGUAGAAUAAGACAAAUUGUGUCCAACCUGAUGAUUGUAAGUUAGUCAGUGGCUAUAUGGAACUAAGCGGUAACAGAGAGUUUGCCAUACUAUGUGCGCAACACUGAGAGAUGGCUAUGAGUUAGCCAGUAUCUAUAUGUAGUAGUGAGGAGUGUCUGUGUGUUUGCCAGUAUCUGCAUGUAGUGGUGAGUGACCCGUUAUUUAGUCAGUUUCAGUAUGUAGUAGUGAGUGGUGUCUGUAUGUUGCAGUGAGUGGAGUCUGUGAGUUAGUAUCUGUAUGUUGCAGUGAGAGGUGUCUGUGAGUUAGUAUCUGUAUGUUGCAGUGAGAGGUGUCUGUGAGUUAGUAUCUGUAUGUAGCAGUGAGAGGUGUCUGUGAGUUAGUAUCUGUAUGUAGCAGUGAGAGGUGUCUGUGAGUUAGUAUCUGUAUGUAGCAGUGAGAGGUGUCUGUGAGUUAGUAUCUGUAUGUAGCAGUGAGAGGUGUCUGUGAGUUAGUAUCUGUAUGUAGCAGUGAGAGGUGUCUGUGAGUUAGUAUCUGUAUGUAGCAGUGAGAGGUGUCUGUGAGUUAGUAUCUGUAUGUAGCAGUGAGAGGUGUCUGUGAGUUAGUAUCUGUAUGUAGCAGUGAGAGGUGUCUGUGAGUUAGUAUCUGUAUGUAGCAGUGAGAGGUGUCUGUGAGUUAGUAUCUGUAUGUUAGCUGUGAGAGGUGUCUGUGUCUGUGAGUUAGUAUCUGUAUGUAGCUGUGAGAGGUGUCUGUGAGUUAGUAUCUGUAUGUAGCAGUGACAGGUGUCUGUGAGUUAGUCAGUAUCUGUAUGUAGCAUUAAGGGGUGAAUAUUGAGUUAGUCAGUGUCUAUUGUUAGCCUUUUUUAACGCACAGUUUUAUGCUCAUAUAUAUUCAUGGCCAGGGCUAUGCCUGCACAAUCACCUCUCACACCCCACUAGUAGCCCUUUCACUGCAGGUUUAUUUACUCUCAUAAUGUUAUUCACUGAAGUGUGGAUUGUUGACAUUUCACAUUGUAGACCACAACAGCAAAACAAGUCUCGAACCCAUCAUUGCGUUCAGUUCAAACUCUCUGGCCUAAAAUGUGCCAAUUGCUUUGACUUUCUGCCUGUUAACACUUGGAUGUGGGUGACAGUGGAAAUCCCUGUCAUUAUAUCCGUUUACGACAUUUAAAGGAUCUCCUCUAUCUGUAUUUCACAUUAUGGUACCUGCAGAAUUAGGUAUAUCCUUCCUCUGUUUGUGUCAAUCUCUUGUACUUAAUCAGAGGACAAUGUUGGUUUAUAAAGACACUGUUUUAGUUUUCAUUUUUCCAGGUAUUUCACACUUUUCUUUUUCAUUUAAGGGCAUGUGACCUUGUCAUCAGAAUCCCAACUGAAAACCGUGCAACAUGUGACAAGAACCACCGCAAAGGCGAAAACUGGAUUUAGACAUUGUUUAUGAUACAGAACCUAGAGAAAAGUGAGUGUUAAGGGGGACAAUAACUUCAAGAGCAGCAAAUUAUUUUGUGUGGUUGUUGUAUCUCUUGUGCAGAGGGCACCUUCUUGCGUUCAGAACUGGCUUGUCCUUGGCACAAGUAAGCGAAAUCUGAGCAGUGACUAAUCAUAGAACAAGUUAGUAUGUUGUGCAACGCUCUCUCUGUGAUCAGGAACUGAUUUUAUUCCAUUAUAUAACAUUACUGAAACCAGCUAAUAUUUAUAUAGACCAUUCUUUAGAGGAGAACUGACACUCUUUGCAAAUUACUCCAAUAAAUCAAACUCCGAAAAUCACCUGUAACUUGUUUUAACCUUUUUGAAAUAUAAAUGUAUAUUUAAAAUGCAAUAAUAGACAUUACAGUCCAGUUUAGCCCUGGCAUAGCCAUGGCAUACAUUGCAAUGGGGCGAAAACAGAAAGGGAAUAAGUAAACGUACAUUUUUUGUUUUUUGUUUUUUACUAAAGUAAAGAAUUCCAAGUGACUUGAAAGCGAAUUUCAAAUUUAAGGUCGGAGUAGCCAAACUGAACGCUUAGCUGACAUAGAGCAUAUUUCCAUUUUGAAUAAUAAAAAUCCUGGGAAAUCUGUUUUGUUUCUUAAAAUCGAAUCUAUAUAAUCGAAUCAUUAUUUUUUUAAACGUAUUUAAUGGAAAGUAUAAUACAUUUUCUUGUGGCACUUUAUUCCUAUAUGUAAGGGUUUUCAUAUUUAUGUAUUUUUACUGGAGCCUUGUUCUGUACAUUUUCCUUAUAUGUUUAUUUUUUUUAGCAAACUGAAUGCAGUCUUGAAGAGUUCUGUGUAAGUCCUACUAGUGACUCACUAAGCUGAUCAUAUUGAAAUACAUUUGAAGGAGCUUUAAAAAAAGCAUAGACUCAUUUCUUUCAUUCUCCAUUCUAUCAUUUAUGCAAAGUAUGCAUUGGAGAAAACAAACAAAAAAAAUGCAGAAAUUAUUCCUGUUUUUCCUCAUAUAUGUUUUUCUUCACCUUUAAAACGUUGCUCUUUGCUUUAUUUUCAGAUGUAUUGCAUCGUCCCUCUGUUUUUCGCCUUCUGGCUCGCUCCGGUUUACGGAGUCAUGGAAAACAGCACAACAGGUGAGAAUAGAGAGGUCAGAGAGUCUGAUACCAAAAUAGUAAAAUAAUUAAUAUAUUGUGUAAAGCAAUGCAAGAUUACCCAACACAUUCAAUGAGAACUCUCUCUCCUAAACGUAAUCUGUAAUUAAUAGAAUGGGCUUAAUGGAUAAUGAAAUGCUAGAUUACUACUGACUGCUGUCUGUGUAUAUAAGGCGAGAUCGUAGCCAGAGAUUUAAUGCAGGAUCCAGCUCAGUCUGGGUCUAAUAAACAGACUUUUUCUUAAACGUGUUAACCGUACAGAUUCAUUUGAGUGAUGGAAUGUUGGCUACAUUUCAUUCAGUGAUUCAGAGGAGGAUUUUUUUUAAAUGAUAAAAUGUGACAGGUCCAUUAAAUAUGAACUGUCUCUUUGCCCCCACACUCCAUUUGUGUCACGGGUGGCGGUACGGAAACCGGGACCCCAGAGUGCCUGAUGAGAAGUGGGAGUCUUCAGCGGAGAAUUGGAUUACAGGGCCCGGUGCAGGGUAACCGCACGCCCCCUGGUGUUGAGCACCAGCGUUUGUGCGGCCACAUACCAGAACCCUGAUGCAGCUACUGCGGAUCCCAAAAGCUAGGAGCAGGAAUUAAGCAGACCUCCCAGGAGCUGAAUAGGGAGGCUCUGCAGCAGGAGUGUAUCCAGUACUGAAGCAAGGCAAGACUAGAGAUAGGCACCAUACAAGAAAACAAGACAGAACUAGAAGAACAAGGCAAGACUAGAGCUAGGCACCAUACAUGAAAACAAGACAGAACUAGGAGAACCAAGAACCAGAGCAGGACAGAAAGCAGAACCCAGAACAUGUACACAAGACAUGAGGAAAACAAGAACAUAACAUGGGCAUGACUGAACAGGACUGUACAUGGACUGGGAUUACAAGACUAAAUAAAACAAGACAAGAGAUACAAGGCAAAACAAGAGGAAACAUAACUAAGCACUAAUCAUGAAAAGUAUGGGGAUUUAAUCACAUUAUAUGAUCAUACAUUGCAUAAGCCUGCCAACAACGCCAAUGUACCCCAUAUCUGGCAGGUCCUACACUGCCUAAUGCAUGCUAAAACAACCAUACUAAACCACAAUAUAGCACUUACCUGCAAGAAAGGGCAGAGGCUUGAAACACUGCUGCAGGUCCAGGCUGAAGGAAAAUGGAAAACAAACGGGUGCGGCAACAUAAAACAAACAUUUAAAGGAAACCUGGACACUGGGAAUCCCAGGGAUGGAUUACAGGAAUGAACCCAGAAAUCCCAGCAAUAAAGAAAACCAGACAGACUAGAAAACCAGAAAAACUAAACAAGAAUUGUAAAAAGAGUACUGGAUACCAGAAGCCAAAGCCAGACAUCUCCGCAGAACAUGGCAUGAUGUGACAAUUUGCCAGUUUCCCCCUCCAAUAUAUUCCUGAUGCCACUGGCAUCUGCUGUCAGAUCAGCUUUCUGUGAAUCUGUAGUUGGGUCAGAUCAUUCAGGCUCAGAUGGUGAAGGGGGAAAAAAAAGAUUGUACUUCAAGUGCGGUCUCCCAAACUGUCCAUGUGACACCAUCAUCACUCUUUCCAAGAGGUGAAAAGCAAAGCCCAGAUCCCUUUAAUAUGAAAAACUACUUAUUUUUCAAACAUUUUCCCAUGACUUUCCCAAAUUUCCAUUUACUAAAGGGACCUUGGUUUCAGGUUAGUCUGCCCAAAUACUGAGUAUGCCCUGAAAAAGGUUUGAGGCAUUGAACUGACACAUUGAUGCAUUUUUUUUUUUUUCAAUUCUUUAUUUUUGCUCAAUAGACAAAGCGAGUUUACAUCAACUUUUGGGCUUACGCAGAAGCCAACUUGAAAAUAAAUUUUUGAAAACAUAAUGCAGUUCAACAGAUACAAUACAUACCCGUUCCUUAAGAAGCUAUUGGUACCUGCCGUCUACUGAGGGUUUUUAUAUAAUUCCCUAUUCUAUGAAAUUCUUUAUUUUUCUUUUUUGAAAUUCUUAAUUUUCACAAUAAACGAAACAGGUGUAUAUUCACUUUUGGGCUUAUAAGGAAGCCAGUUGAAUUACAUAGCUUUAUAAGGAAAUACAAUGCAACCUUAUCAUCGCAAGCGCUUUCUACUAUAUACCUUUUGGGAUCCGCAGUCUAUUGAGGUAUUUUAUGUUUAAAUCAAAGACAGGCAGUUAAGUAGUUCAAGUAGCCUUUGUGUUUGCUUAUCAAUCUAGUACUUAAGCUACAUUAUUCCUCCGACCGUGUGAUCCUGCCUGGAAAAAGAAAACAAAAACAAAGAGAGAGGAAGAGAGAUAGAAGAAGAGAAAAGAGAUGGGGCAAGUAGAGCCCAGAGAGAUAGAAAAGGGAGAGGGGAGUUGAGAGGGGGGGGCAUCGCAGCCACUUCAUUGACAAUCAAGUCACAUUCAAUAAGGGUGUUUAUAUCUUAGGUUCAUUCCCAUAUGUGGGAGGCCCUCAGUCUCUACUCGUGCCCACUAUACUAUUGUCCCACGGUUCCCACGUUUUUUGGAAUGUCGUGAUGGUCCCUCUCACCCUUGCCGUAAGAUCGUCCAUAAUUCUACAUUCUUUGAUUCUGGAAAUAACACCUGUGAAUUCUGGGCCCUCAGGUGUGAGCCACGCUGUUGCAAUUGCUCGGCGUGCACACAAAGUAAUCUUGUGUACUAAUUUCUGUUCCCUUUUGGUCCACCCGUCCACAGAUCUAUUCAACAAGUAUAUCCACGGAUCCAUUGUUAGGGGCCUUUCGAACGUCUAUCUCAACAGAUCUUCCACGGAUCUCCAAAAUCCCCGUAGCUUCGGACAUUCCCACCACAUGUGGAUGUAUGAUCCUCUGGCUCCACAUCCCCUCCAACAAUCAUCAGUCUCCCGUUUGUGCAUUCUAUGUAGUUUGAUUGGGGUAGUGUACCACCUAAAUAUAGUUUUCCAUGCCUGCUCCUGGAGGGUGACACAUAUUGAGCGUUCGCCUCCCAUAUCGCCUGCCAUUCGACUCCCUCCAGAGUCUCCCCGAGGUCGGUCUCCCAUUGGUCCGUGUAUGACAAUCUUCCCCAUUCUCCAUUUUCUUCACAAAGGUGUGCAUACAAUAGUGUGAUCAUCCCCUUGGGGGCUACCCCGUCCGAACAUAACCUCUCGUAGAAGGUGGGUUUCCCCAAGGCUGCUGUUUUAAUGUGUUGUUUUUUAACGAAAUCCCGAAUUUGAACGUACCUAAAUAAAUCUGCGGGGGUUAGUUGAUUACCUGAUUGAAGAUAUGCGAAUUGUAUAAACUCCCCAUUUUGAUAGAGUUGAUGUAGCCGUUGUAGUCCCGUUCUUUCUAUAUUGCGAAAAUCUCUGGGGGUCAUGCCAGGUGAGAAUUCUCUGUUUCUAAGAAUCGGGGUUAAGGGGGAGGGGGAUGAUGCCAGCCCGUAUUUGGUUUUACAUGUGUCCCAUAUUCGAAUCGAGUUGAGUAUCGCCGGGCAUGUUAUCCGUAUCGCCGGUCUAUGUUCCUUGGGGACCCAUAUCGUAAACUGGGGCACGUCGACACCCACCAUCAUAGACUCAAUUUCUACCCACCUUCUCUCAUCCGGUGUGGAGUGCCACAUGGCUAUCUGCAUCAAUUGAGCCGCUAGAUAGUAGAAGUAGAGAUUCGGGAGGCCCAGGCCCCCUCUAUCCUUACGUCUGUAUAAUAUCUGUUUGGAGAUUCUAUGUCUCUUAUUCUGACAAACAAAGUCUCCUAUAGAUCUUUGCAGGGGGAUCAGUUGCGUCUUUGUGACUCGGAUGGGCAGCGCCUGAAAGAGAAAUAAUAUGCGUGGGAGGAUGUUCAUCUUUACUAAAUUUAUCCUGCCUAUCCAGGAAAUGGGUUUUUCUGUCCACUUGUCUAGGUCUCCCAUCAACUCUCUAAGCAUCGGGGCGUAGUUAGCCAGGUGUAGACGCCCGGGGUCCGCUGUCAAAUGAAUCCCUAAGUACUUCAGGGAGUCUGUUUCCAUUCGAAUUUGGUAGGUCUCCUGUAAUCUAGCUGUGUCAGUUUGCGUCAGGCAGAUCGGGAGGGCGCUGGACUUCUGAAUGUUUGCUUUAUAUCCUGAUACCGUGCCGAAUUCUGUUAUCAUUUCCUUUAUUGCCGCCAUUGAUUCAAGAGGGGUCGUAAUGGUCAAGAGGACGUCGUCCACAUAGGCUGACACUUUAAACUCUUUGUCUCCCACCCUAACACCUGCAAUGUUCGAAUGCCGGCGUAUCACCUGAAGCAAGGGCUCAAGCGCUAGUACAAAAAGAAGGGGAGAGAGUGGGCAGCCCUGUCUUGUUCCAUUGUAUAGUUUGAAAGGACGCAGUGGGGCUCCCGAUAUCUGUACCUGUGCCCGUACGUUGUGAUAUAUCGCUCUUGUUAUUGUUAAGAAUUCUUCUGGGAAGCCCAAACUCUUUAAGAAUGGAAAUAGAAAUUGCCACCGGACUCUAUCAAAGGCUUUUUCUGCAUCUAUGGAUACCACUAACGUGGGGGUCUGUGAAGCCACUUGUUUCCAAUUCAAGUCGAUGUUCCUUCUAGUAUUUUCGAAUAAUUGUCGACCUUGGAUAAAACCUACCUGGUCUGAGUGAAUAAGAGAGUGUAAUAACGGAUUCAGUCGGUCUGCUUGUAUUUUUGCCAAGAUCUUCAGAUCGUGGUUGAUCAAUGAUAUGGGCCUGUAGUUUUCGGGGUAUAGUGGAUCCUUUCCCGGUUUGGGCAAUAAUACUAUGGUCGCCAGUGACAUGUCAUGGUCUAAUUGUCCGUCCUGCUGUAGGUUAUCAAAAAGACGGACCAGUUGAGGUGUCAGCUCUUCUCUGAAUAUUUUGAAGUAUGAGCCGUCGAAUCCGUCUGGUCCUGGUGCUUUAUUGCCUUUCAGGCUCGAGAUAGCUUUGUCUAUUUCUUCUUCUGAAAUAUCUGCCGCUAGAGGGUUUGCUGCCUCCCCACUCAAUUUGGUCAACCCUAGGUUGUCCAAAUAUUGCCUUAUAUACUCCUCCUCACGCUCCCCGAGGGGGCUUCCAUCCGGCGUGUGGUUAUACAGUCUCUUAUAAAAAUCUUCGAAAAUCUUCGCUUUCUCGACUGGUCUUGAUCUCGUCGUGCUGUCCGGGUGUUUAAUCGCCAUUAUGUGGGACCUCUCCUGCCUCGGCCGAAGCGUCCUGGCCAGGAGGGUGUCCAUCUUGUUCGCUUUUUCAAAAAAAGUCCUUUUUGACCAGGUCAUGGAUCUAGCCGUAUCGUCCAAUAGUAGAGUUCGGACGUCACGUCUAACUGCUUCCAGUUGCCUGAGAGAGCCCUCUGUUGGCGCAAUUUGGUGUUUUUGUUCUAGCGAUCUCAGUUGUCCCAGAAAAGUUUCCAGUUUCUGGUGCUUGAUUUUCUUUCUUCUGGUGGCCAGUUUAAUUAGGGUCCCUCUAAUGACCACUUUGUGGGCUGCCCAGAUCAUGCUUGCGUUCACUUCGGGAGUAGUGUUCAUCUCGAAGUAAUCUGUGAUACCCUUCCUAGUCUGUUCCAGUAUCUCCGGCUCACGAAGCAGUGACGUGUUCAAUUUCCAUGUCCAUGGUGAGGCAACACAUAGGUUGCCCAAUGUAAUGGAUAUAUCUGCGUGGUCCGACCAAGAUAUAUUGCCCACCUGUGACCCUACUGUUCGGGACAUUCCCACUGCGUUAGCCAAGAAGAGGUCUAUCCUCGAGUAUGUUCCGUGGGGAGCCGAGUAAAAAGAAUAAUCUUUAUCCCCUGGAUGGUGAGCUCGCCAUAUAUCUACCAUUCCCGUUUCGGCCAUGAAGUCUUUAAGUAGACGGUCCUGGCCGCCCCUACCCUGUGAUCUAGGUGUUCCCUUCCGUGAGCUCCUGUCCGCCGCUGGGAACGGGGCUGCGUUAAAAUCGCCACCUAAAAAUACCAUUCCAUGGGGCAGCCCCGAGAUUUUCUCGCGAAGUACUCUCCAAAACCUUCGGUCUGGCUGAUUCGGUGCAUAGAUGUUUAUCAGAUGAAUGGUAUGCGAGUGUAGGAUGCCCGAAACAACAACAAACGGACCUUCCGGGUCUGCUUCGUAAUGUGUCUUACGGAAGGGGCAGCUACUUCUAGUAAGAAUUGCCACCCCGUUUCGUUUGCAGUGGGACCUGGCCUCGUAUGAACCGGCAUAUGCGUGGUCUCUCAACCGAAACCUGGCCUGUUUUGGCAAGUGGGUCUCUUGGACAAACGCAAUGUCCGAUUUCAUUCUCUUCAGUUCUUUGAACAGGAGUCGACGCUUCUUUGGGGUGUUAAGGCCCUUAACAUUCAGGGAAGUGAUCUUAAUCUCCAUCGGGCGGAGCUUUUGGGGUUCUAUAUUUAUUUCUCAUGACCUUAGUCUCAUCUUGCUCCCUGUUAGGGCUCUGAAAGAGAGCCGCUGUUAGCCCCCCACCCUCACCACCCCUCAGAAUAAGAGUAAAGAGUAAAAAAGGAAGGGUAGAGAGAAGAAAAAGUAGAGAAUAAGAACAACAUCUGGACUCAGUCCGAUGUACUGAAGUUCUGGACUUACCGAUUGCCAGAAUAUUGUGGGGAAUGUCGUCCCACUUCCCUGCCACGAUCAACGUUGGGAGGAACAAUGGGACCCUGAGCUCCUCCACUUAGGCGCCACUUAUUAUUUGCUUGGACCUCUAUGUGGACCGAUAAAGUAACAGCAUUAUCUAGCCUAUUUGGUGCCCGUUCCCCUCUUUACAGUAGUUCUGGUUCUGCCCGGGGAUCCCUAAACAAGUCUCUGCCCUUCAUGGGCCCAGGAAGAAACUGAGACUGUCUGGUCUCAUUACCCUGUGUUACCGGGGUCACCUCCCCUUGUGCAUUCACCUCCUCCCCACCACCACGCCAUUAAAACAUAUGGAUUACUGUACAAUAAACAAACUAUUAACUUAUAACAUUCGUAUUACGGGCUAUUAGUUUAAUUGUGUUCGGUAUGGAUCACUAACGCAUUGGAUCCUCUUUUUUCAAAAACACAAUGUGUGCUGGCACUCAAUUAUGUAAGGUGCAGGUAUUCGAGGUUUAACCCCACAACAACCUCCUAAUCUAAAUCAUAAACAAAUAUGAAUACCGCACUCAAAAGAUUGCAAUGAAACCUAAUCCUGUAUUUAAUUUCAAAGUAUUUAUUGUAAUGAUUUUAGAUAAAUUCAUAAAGUUAAUAGUAUUAUAUCAUAGUGACACUCAUUUCAUCCUAUAUACAUAAACUAUUUACAUAUAUAUAUAUAUAUAUAUAUAUAUAUAUAUAUAUAUAUAUAUAUAUAUAUAUAUACACACAGAAUCCUCCCUCAUCCGUGCUGAAGUUCAUGAUCUAUGUAUCUAUUUACAGUAGGUAAUGAUCCAAAAAAUAGAAAAAAUUGAAAACCUAGAAAAAAUGCAAUGAAAAAAAUAAAAAAUGGAAAAAUGGAAUGAAAACAUUGAAAAAAUAAAAAGAAAAGAAAAAAGAAAAAAAUAAUAAUACAGUCCUGAUGACUAACAGUCCAAAAUAUAGUGCACUAUAUAAUUCAUUUGUAUAUGGAUGGAUCUCACCAAUGUAGAAGUUGCUUUAGGGUGUACACAGUAGGAGGAUAUUGAAGUCUGUAGAUGGUAUGUGAUAGAUGGGGAUGAAAACGAUUGCUGUUUAGUGAAGAAACAAUCAAUCAUCAACUCUCUGUAUAAUCUGGUCAGUAUAGCAGGUCACUCGGUAAUCCUUAAAGUAGGCAAUCCUCGAAGUGGGCUGCGCGCUCUGGACGUUCCUGUCCCUUCGAUGGCCCCUGUUCCUCUCCGUCCUGAUCCUCUUUUUUCUCUUUUUUUUUUUGUCUGCCUUCUAUCCUUACUCCCCUUCCCCCCCCCACCCCAUCCAACCCCCAUGCCCUUAAAAAGCCAAUCCACCCCGUCAACUUGUUGUUCAUAACCUUCCAUUGUUGUUUGGGUGUCAUUGAUUGGGGGAGUAUACAGAAAUAUUUGCGGCUAUUUCCAUCGUAACGUAAUUAACCAUAUCUAAAACCAUAGGUAAGAGGGUUACACAUGUAACCGUAAUGUGCGCAGAUGCCUUAUUAAUACGGGGAUCUCAACACAGGACCCUGCCCGUCAGGAGCCCGUUAGGAAAACCAAGAAUGCCGAGGUCACCCCGCGCUUCACCGUUAACCACCAUAGGUUACCGUACAAUAUAAAUCAAUCAACGAAACAAUAGUAUUGCGGGCUAUCAGUCUCGUCGCUUUCAGUCGCUGACAGUCAUAGGUCCUGCCAGAGGGGGCAAGUAGCCGCACAGGAAACAGUCCAUUCUGCAGUAAACAAUCAGUAUUAAACUCCCUGCCUGUGCCUCCCAAACUAUAUACUCGGUGAAGCUGUAUGGUUUCGGAAUUUCACGGGGCUUGCCACCAUCUUUAAGAGUGCCGAGAUGGGGGGUCUAUCUAGUGAGUCUAAGUAAAAUCAUUGUCUGCAGGUACCUUUUCUCUGGAAAGGCCUGUUGAUUUAGCAAUUUUAAGGAAACCUGCCCUGUAGAAAAGACACUUGUAGAUUUUGUAUUUUCAGAGUCUAAUUACUUUCUUUUGUGAUUUUCGUAUAAGUUUAACUAGAAACAUUGUAUGUCAGUCCCGCCUUCUCUCCCUCGCAUUCUUUUCCUCUCCUUUUUUUCCCCCCCUUAUAUUGUUUAAACUUAAGCAAGAACAGAAGGGGGGGGGGGCACUGCACCCCCCACUUAACAAUACUCAUCUCAAAUGGUCAUAUCAGUGGGACAUUCGUAUAAUACACCGAAACUGUCCUGGGGUAUCAAUGUCCCUUAGUAAGUCCCUCUCCGCUGUCCUCGCCCGAAAAAAGAAGGGAAGAGGUGUCGGUGUCCCAUUUCCAAGGGCAGUUACAGUGGUGCCGUGAGGCAGCCGUGGACCUCCCAAGUCAGCCCCUCAGUCCGGAGGAAAAAAAUGCCGGCUUUAAGAUGUGCCCCAAGGGCCCCAACAGGGGGCUAGGUAAACGACAAGCACUUUAACAAGGGGGGAGGAGGGGCAAAAUGGGGGGAACAACGAGAAAAUUGGGGAAACCAGGGUCUGUCCCGUUACCACCUCAUUCCCACCCAAACAAUACAAUAAAGCUCUUCUGGCAUAAUCGGUGCAAUUGAGCAUAUUCAAAGCCACUGAGAGAGGCCGGGAUCCCCGGGUCAGUCAAGAUAGGGCGAGUGGCAAACAAGGUGGCUUGCCUCGUGCACUUCUGAAACCCUGUACCCGAGCCCCCCGCCCAACAAACAAAAGAUCCGAUCACCCAAAAUAAGGGGAGACAAGGCUGGAGAAAAGGAGGGGUACACGAUACCGCUAGCCGUCAGCGCUGGCUUCUGGGCCCUACUCUGGGCCACUACGCCUGAAGUUGUGGAAGCUCCGCCGGACACAUCGCCAAGUCAGGUAGGUCUGGGGGGGAUGGAUUCCCAAGCCCUGGAACAGGCGCUUCGGGUCGCCUCCUGGUGACAGGACGUGCGCUCUCCCUUCGCGGAACACCAUUAAUUUGAAGGGGAAGCCCCAGGCGUACUUCAGGCCUGCCCCUCGCAGAGCCCCAGAUAUGGGUCGCCAAUCUCUCGUCCGCUGCAAUGUCGAAGGAGCCAGGUCUUGGUAUAGUGAGAUUGUAGCUCCGGCGUGCCGGAUCGGCCCAUCACGGCCCUUCUUCAUCAAGGCCUCUUUUGUUUUAUAGUAGAGGAACUUUAUUAUAGGGUCUCUCGGGGCGUUGGCUUGGGCUCUUUGUGUUUUCAUUGCCCUGUGGGCUCUCUCCAUAUGCCAAUGUUCCUCUGGGAUGUGCGGAAGGAGAGGCCUAAAAAUCGAUAAUAAAAGCCCCUGCAGGUCUUCAUCCGACCCUUCUGGUAAGCCUCUCAGGCGGAGAUUAUUUCUCCGAGAACGAUUGGCAAUGUCUUCUAGGGCCAAAUCCAUGUCGACCAUAUGCGCUGUCAUGCGAUUCAAUCUAUCGGCUACCUCAUUGUGGGCCUGAGUUGUCGCUUCCAUGCGGUCUUCUAGUUUAGCCGUGCGUUCUCCCAGGGUACUUAUGUCGGCCUGCAGUACGGCCGUCGAUUUGGCUAUUUCCCCUGCAAGGAAAGAUCUGACCUCCGCCAAUUUAGCGAGAACAGUGCUUUGUUCCGCAGAGAGGGCCUCCUUGUCUGCGCCAGGCGAUAUGUGUGGGGAGACCCCGUCGCCAUCUUGGCUGUCGGCUCGUCCAUGCCGAUGGGCUGUGAGCAGGUCAAGAACUGAACCUCCAGACUCCGUGGUCCUCUUUGCCUGUUUCUUGGGGAGUCUCUUUUCCAUGGUAGGGAGGUCAGUGGGGGGGAAAUCUCCAGAAAAAAGGUCGCUUUUGGUAGCUUAUGGCGCCGUUGGGACGGAGCUCUAGUGAAGCACGUCUGGUCUCAUCAACAGUCAGACCACGCCCCCGAUGCAUUUUUUUUUUUUUAAACGUCCUUAUGAUUUAUUUAUUUUUUUAACAAUAAUUAUGGUCCAUUCUUGCUGCUAAUAUUUGUAAUAAUUACUGAAAAUAGUGAUAUGUUUACAGAGAUCACAAGGUGCAAACAAAUACACUCACAAUUGUGCUAAGUGUAUUAAAUAUCAAUAGCGCGCUAACUCACAUUUGAAAUCAUAAAUUUAUAUGCAGCACCAAACGUGUUUAACAUCUCAAAACGCAUAAAUAGCAAAUUACAAAUCGAAAAACGGUGCGCAAAAUAACUGGUACUAAAUACUUAUAGCUAGAAAUAAAGAUUUCAUUACUGAAUAAAUAGUGUAAUUUUGUCUUGCAAUAUUGCACUAUUUUUUGUAUUGUAUUUUUCAGAAAUCAAAAUCUUUAUUUUUGGCUAUAAAUAUGUAGGAACAUUUUUUUUGUGCGCCAUUGUGAUCCACAUGAUGUUUUUAAAAGGUGCUAAGAAGAUUCAUUGUCUGCCAUCACAAUGCAUAUUUCUAUCUCUAUUUGUUGGUGGUAAAAAAUAAAUAAAUCUGCUAUAAUGUAGGGGCUGCAUCAUUCUCGAUAUGAGCUGUAUUACUGAUAUGUAAACUAGGCAUGCUGUAAUUUAGAUAUUUAGUGCUAUGAGCUGUGUCUAGCUGAAAGAGGAGGCAUGCAUUUAGAUUAUAAUACACAUGCCUUCUGACUUAUAAGUAAAUAAUGGUAUUUAUUAAUGCAUUACAUGCCUCAUAUUCUUGCUUGUACUACAUUUUUUUUUUUAAAACUCUGCAGUCUGGAUUUUAUAUCAGAAAAGGUCAAAUUUUCAGACAAAGUGGGCUUCAAACUUGUGUCCUUGUUUCCCCUCUUCCUUAGUCCUGAUGAAAGCUCUACACUAUGGGUUUAAAAUCUUAACAGGAUUAUUAACUAAAGUGAGAAUUUGGAGUGAAUUUGACAUUUAAGGCCCGAGUAGCAGGACUAAAACCAAAUCUGACUUAGAAAGUUUUCAGAUCGGCUAUUUUAACCUUAAAUUUAAAAUUCACUUUAAAUUCAUCUCGAAUUCUCACUUUAGUGCAUAAACCUGCCCCAGCCCCGAUAUCGACCUUGUAUGGUAACGUCAGAAGUUUGAAGUCUGUCUUUGUUUAGAAUUGUUCUAAUCCUGAUGAAGACCCAAUCCUGGACUUUGGUGCCAAAUCCUUCAUCAAAGACUGACUAUGUUAAAGGAUACUAUUUGUUUACAUAGAAACGACUGUGCACAAAUACAGCUUUGAUCAUUUACUCUGUAUGCUCUAUACGCCUUUCCAUUCUUACAGUAAAUUACUGUUUAGAUACAGUAUUUUCUAUUUUUUUAGACCGUUUACAGACUGGACAUUCUGCAGCAUUUAGAAUACGGAUACCGCUGCAACCAUUUAAUGUCCAUCAGCGCCAGGGAACUAGAUGUUACUUGAUAAAUAAUGAAUGCCAUUAAUAAAUAAUUCAGUUUUAAAUAGCUGGAUAGUUUAAAAGUAGCUACAAACACAUUAUUCAUAGGAAAAACAUUACACUUAAAAUAUGAUUAUAGUGUACCAGUUCCCAUCUUUCCCAACACGUAAUUUUGGUGUAUAUAAUGCUUUAUCGUUAAAGGACCACUAUAGUGCCAAGAAAACAUACUUGUUUAAAACCAAAGGAAAAGGUACAGUUGGUGGCGUUAGAGAACAGCUGCUAGAACACACUAGUGGGAUUUAAUCACAAAAAUUCCACAAAAACCAAAACACAACCAUACAAAGAAGUGUGCAGCGCGUAUAAUCGAUUCACAAAGAUAUAUAUCAGUGGUGCUACCACCUAAAAUUAAGGAUAAAUACAGUUCUUUUGCUAACAGGCUCCAUCAUAUGUGAGUUGGACUAUAUAGACUACUAUAUUAGAUCUACUCACUGUUGCAGUAUUAUGCUAUGAUUCUUCUGUUCUUUAUAUACAGGAUUUAUACCUAUUGACAACUAUUACAUUGGCGUAUUUAUCCUUAAUUUUAUUUUGAUCCACAUGUUCACCUAAGGUUGUAGCACCACUGAAACAUUGUUUUCCUGGCACUAUAGUGCCCUGAGGGUACCCCCACCCUCAGGGCCCCCCUCCUGCUGGGCUCUAGGGGCUGGAAGGGGUUAAAUUUACCUCUUUUUCCAGCCCUGGGCGGGGGACUCUCCUCAUCCUUGUCGUCGUCAUCGGCUGAAUGCGCAUUCGCGGCAUGAGCCGCGCGUGCAUUCAGCCAGUCUCAUAGGAAAGCAUUCAUACUGCUUUCCUAUGGACGCUGGCGUCUUCUCACUGUGAUUUUCACAGUGAGAAGCACGCAAGCACCUCUUUCGGCUGUCAAGAGACAGCCACUAGAGGCUGGAUUAACCUAUUUAUAAACAUAGCAGUUUCUCUGAAACUGCUAUGUUUAUAAAAAAAAAAAAGGGGUUAACCCUAGCUGGACCAGGUACCCAGACCACUUCAUUAAGCUGAAGUGGUCUGGGUGCCUAUAGUGGUCCUUUAAGCUGAAGUGGUCUGGGUGCCUAGAGUGGUCCUUUAAUGUUAGCAUUCUUUCUUCAAGAUAUAUGAUAAGUCAUUUAAAAGACAUAAGGGAUAAACCAGAUCAAUGACCGGAAAUGGACUGACAGGCUUAUGAUGAACAGGAGACAGAAAGGGAGAAAGAGAUAUUGAGAACAGAAGUACAAAGAAGGAAGGUUGAAGAAUGAGACUGUUUUAGAUGGUGAUAAAGGCUGCAAAGAAGAUGAUGACAAAGUAGGAUUAGACAGAGAUAGAGAUAUGUAGGCUUUAAUGAGAAGAUUAAGAGGUAGAGCUUAGAAAGCAAGAAGUACAUCCAGUUAUAGUAAAGGAAAGCAGAGGAAUAGAAGAGAAGGAAGGAGACUGUGGAGAGUUUUAGAUCGGUAAUUAAGAAUGAGAGGGUCAGGAAAAGAUGGCAAAAUUAGGAACGAGAUGGAGAUUAAAACCUUGGAAGAACAACUAGAUGAUCUUCUGGGUAGAGAGAAAAGGGGACAGACGCCUUAGACAUGAAGGAAUGGUACUUUCCUUGUGGACUGCAGUUUUGUUAAUUGGAGAAUGGGAGGAAACGUUUUGUUCAAACCAUAAAUAAAAAAAUAUAUAAAAUUUGGCAAGUAUCAAAGAAUUUAGAAUGAAAUUCUAAUCUAAAUCAAUUUUCCUCCCUUUUGUAAAUCUGUUUUCUGUCAGGUGAGUGCAGAGACAUCCAAAAACACAGAUUCACAUGUAUCAUUUGCUGGAAAACGCCAGAGGUGUUAGAAAAGUUCUCAGCCUUAGAGAGUUACUCCAACCACCAUCACCACUUCUGUUUUUAGAAGUGCUCAUGGUGGUAGGAAUGUGUACAUGCAGCUUGUCUUCUCUGGACAUCCAGAGAUAUUUGCACUUUUGUGCCAGGGGCUAUUUACACCGUCGGCACACGUAGCUUAGGCAGCCAGGUACUGCAUAAUGUUAAUUCUGUGCAAAAAUGAGGUUUGUCGUCAUUUCGGACUGUGUGCUGCCGACAGGUGUUUUCAGCUUCUCAACUUGCAGGCAGCACUGGGAUUGCGUCUGCAAGGACAAGCAUGAUAUCUUCUCCCUCUUCAGUUAAUUCCUCCCUGUCGUCCCCACCUCCCUAUAGUGCUCCGUCCUGCAUUUUUUUUUUUUGUUAAAUCCCUUCAUUCCCCUGUCCACCUCUUUUUUUCCCUCCCUCUCUUACUGGCUCAUAGAGUGCAAUGAGUCUAAUCAAAUACUGUUCCACAAAAUUUGUCCAAUAAAGGAAUUAUUUUGUUGAUAUUAAACUGGAGUUUAAGCUUGUAAUUUUUUAUUUUUUUUCUGAACUUCUCGUCUGGCUUUCUUUGGAUGUUUUAUCAACUGAUAAUGAAUGUGAGCUAAUUUCUCUCUAGAAAUAUCAUAGAGGUUGUGCGUCACAAUAUUUGCAAUGCCUACACACACCACUGACACACAAAGGGUUAAUUCAAGUUUCAUUCAUUGACAAAUCUGUCUCCAUUUUGUUUUAUGCCUCCACUAGGCUGCCGUAUUAUACACCCGCCCCGUGAUGGGGGUAUACGCUACCGGGGCCUGACACUUUCUCAGGUGAAAGCAGUGGAAACGCUCCCUGUGGAUUAUGAAAUCGAGUUUGUGUGUCGUGGAGAACGUGAGAUUGCUGGUCCCAAAGUGAGGAAAUGUCAGCCAGAUGGAACCUGGACAGAUAUGGACAAACCCAGCCGUUGUCGUGAGUAAAAAUGCACUUUAAUACUUUGAUAUGAUCCCCCUUAUUCUAUAAAACAUUGUCUUCCUGCACACUUACCUGUUAAUACACUCACAUGAAGAAUCCUCUUGGUUAAAGCUCCCUCCGGCCCACUCUAACCCAUUACUGCUCACAUAUUCCUGUCCUUACCAUUCCUGAUGUCAUAUGUACUAUUUUACCUAGUAAAAGCCCUCACAUUUGUUACCCUCAAUCUUCCUAUUUAUUGCUAUAAACCCAUGACCUGUUAUCAAACAUCUACCCCAUACUCCAUCUGUGAUCGGACAUCUACCCCAUCUGUCUCCACCUCUUAAUCCUUAUAAAGAGAGUGAGUCCUUGUUGAUCUUUGAAUUUGCUUUUGUGCGCUCCAAGUUCGUCUUAAAACACAUCUUAAGCGACUCCUGUUUUAGAAAGCAGAUUUAGUUUAGUGACUGUUGUUGCAGUACUCCGCAAGAUGAUUAUGGCAAAAGAACAAAAAUUUUCAUUUCACAUUGGAAUGGCAGAAGACAGUAACAUGUGAGAGGGUAGGGAACAUGUUAUGAGAUGUUAUAAUAUAGAAAGAUUGAAUAACAUGACAAUUGUCUCUGUAUGUUUCUUUCACAAUUAUUUAUUAAAGUGUGAAAUAUCUGGAAUUCAAAGUGACUUUGAAAUGUUAUGCCAACAAGUCAGCUAUGUUUUUUUUCACUUUUGAAAUCUGAAAUUCAAAUUGUAUUCCUGACAUUCAGAUUUUAAUAAAUAUCCCUGUGAUUACUUCUCUUCUUUGCAACAUUUACAUGUCGAGUGACUGUGUGUAUUUAUUACUAAUCCGUGUUCCAAAUACUCCAGUGUCUUCCCCUAUUCAUGUACACCCCAUCCUCCACACCUUUGUUCUAACUUGUAUCUCCCAUCCGUGAUGUCUACCUAUCCUUUUUAUCACAGGUUUAUCAAUCUAUGUAUCUUACAUUUUUUUCUUCUUCAGUUCACACCUGUCCCCGAAUGCACUUGAAGCUGGAGAAUGGACGAGCAGAGGUCAGAAGCAUGGGUCGGGUUCCAAUGGAGGGGACAAGUGUCUUGUUCACGUGUGAUCCUGGUUUCCUGCUUGUGGGCUCCAGCCAUAGCCUAUGCACCAAGGCUGGAAAGUGGGACCAUCCAAAACCCACAUGUCAAGGUGAGAUACGUUCGUAAAGCAGAGUAAGCUUUAUAAGCAGAAAUUAUGUCAAACAGAAAUAAGCCAGAAGUUAUUGGACAUGUAGAUAGUUUGAUAGCCCUGACAAAGCUGCCUAUUGCUAUUCAUGCUAUGGUGUGCUUAUUCUUAAACAUAUAUAAGGCCAUGGAGAUAGAUAAGACAUAGUGACACCAUAUUUCAGCUAAGUAGUUGGACGUUCAAUGGGCCUACUAGCCCACUCUGUAUGGCCAUGUCGCUGCAUCCUACUGAUACUGUGAACCUAGUGUGUAUUUUCAGAUGUCUUUGUCAUAGUCUGCCAUUCUGCUAUGGCUCUCAGUGUCUUCAUUUAAUCAUGAUAGAAAAAGUGACAGCAUACAAAGUAUUCUGAGAAGUAGCAGCCACAGGAAACAGCAGACCGGUGGUGAGACUGUUUCUGGUGAUGCUGCCUUCUGCAGGUCAUAAAGAUGAUUUAAUCAGUGCUCAAAUUUCCAACUAUCCACUAGCCAUUGCUGAGUGAAACUUCAGCCCUGAUACAUGUGUCAUGGGUCCUCCAGGGUAGCAGUGGCGAGUACAAUUUAAGCCUUGCUAGCAGCGUAACACUUGAAAUUGUAACCCCUGGUUAUUUAUAGUGCAUAGUCCUAAUGGAAAGGAUUUUAUAAUGUGAACACGUGCAUCUUGGACGUUACAACUGAAAGUUUAUAAUAAAUAAAAUAGGUAAAAGGUUAAUCAGAAAAGCAUGUUGACCUGAUUUGAACUAUAUUUUGCAGAACAUGUGAUAAAUACCUUGAGUAUCUCUCCAGCAGGAGUAGCAAAGAAUGCUUAAAGGACAACUGUCACCAGAAUAUUUGUUUUUAUUAUAAGAAUCCUUGCCAAAUGUAAUGAAAAGAUAUGGCAUUAUUUAAAACUGAAGUACAUGUAAAAAUACCUGAAAAUCUGUCCCCUACUUUCACAGAAUACUAGCUCCCUCUGCCAUAUUUAUACACCCACGGUCACCCUGAGAUAGAAUCCGGCCGUUAGGCUUCUGUUUCACUCCCUGCACACAGCGGUGAUGUGCCAUCGCCCUGUACAUAGUGAACCUGGUCCUUUAUCCUUCCUAAGCAGCCUUUUUAUUUUUUAGCUAAAGCAGCUCUAUAAUAUACAGUCUGAUUCUAAUUGUGAAUGGUGGGCAGAACAAACUGACCCUGGGGAGUGGAGACAAAUGGAUGGAAACAGGGAUAGUGAACAAGCAGGAGAUCUCAUCUGGUAAAAGAAAGCCUCCAUAAAUGCUAAAAGGAAAUAAAUAGAUAAUAGUAGGGAAAUGAAACCUACACGUAACAGGAGAUCUCUUACCGGUUAGUAUAAGUGCAAAUACUGAGAAUAUCUAAAAUGUCUCGACUGAUAUUUAAGAUUACAAGAUAUAGUGUCAAAAACCGAAAAUAUGCUAAAAUAGCUAAAAUUAACAGACCUUAGAAUCUAAAAGGUUGGUUGAAAUAUACGGUACAUGCAUACACUAGAUGGCAGCCUUGCAUGAAAAACUGGGGUUGAAAAAGGUCUUCUCCUAAACAGUGAAAAUGUAUAAACAUACAAAGUGGAAAAAACUUUCAAGGUUGACUCCAAUAAAAGUUUUCAAGAUUGUCUCUAAUAAAAAUAUAUGUGCAAAACAAAGUGAAUUUUCCAAAUCUACUUGAUUGUCCAAAUAAAGUCCAAAUCGAUGAAGGAAUGAGGUAAUAUCCAGUAAAUGCUUAUAAUAAGCAAUGUCCAUAAAUGCAACAGUAUCACAUCCUACACCAUAUGCUUCUGCUAAAUAAAAAUAACAGUAGCAAAUAAGUGUCAGGCUGUGGGUAUAAUUCAACCAAUACUGGUAUCAAUAUUAGUGAAAUAACGGAUAGCAGCAACAAACUAGCAGUUACUAUUAUACCACCAAUGCAGGUAUAUAGUACUAUGAUCUUUGAAUAAUUGGUGAUGUUAUUGAGAAAGUCCAAGGAAUUUAUAAUAAAAUUCCAUAUUUAUUAAAAGUAAAAUUAAAAUUCAAACACACUUACAAAAUAGAAGUGUAAAGUCCCAGCAAAUGAGUCCUUAUUUGGAGCGAAAAUCGGGUGAUGUUCAGCGAUCUGAGGGAGAGCUUUCUCCGGCCUGUGAGAUGAUGUUCCUGCGAUAAGGGAGGUGAGGCACCUCUCGCGUGCGUUCCACUCAGUGCGCCCGAUUUGCGUUCCACAGUUGCUCGGUAGCUGGAUCAAUGUACGGCAGUUGCCGGAAAAUGCCUUACGCGUUUCGUGACAAUGCACAGUCACUUCUUCAGAGGCGAAUCUGAUUCUAAUGACUGGCAGCUUGUUUGAGCUCUGAUGAUUUCUCAUUGCAGAUUUUCAGAAAUCGGCCUGUUCUGUCUUGCAUUAUGAGUUACAGUCUGUAAUGAAUGCUGCCACCAGGCUGAUCUUUCUAACCUGUUUCUUCUCUAAUACAUUGCCCCUCUGUUCAUCCUUACACUUACACUCUGUCGAUCUGUACACCGGCUUCCUUUAUCCUAUAGGUGUCAAUUAAAAAACUAACCCUUACCUAUAAAGCUCUAAACAACUCUAGCCCUGUUAUAUUUCUUCACUGAUUUGUAGUUACACCCCUUCUUGGUCUCUCCGCUCUGCCAGUGACCUUCUCCUGUCCACUGCUCGCACCCUUACUACUAACUUGCGCUUGCAGGACUACUCGAAGACUGCUCCAUUCUUUUGGAUCAACCUGCUUGCCACCAUCAGACUCUCCCCUAGUCUUCAAUCAUUUAAGAAGUCCUUAAAACCUGGCCUUCUAGAGUAACUUCUAUUUUACAAACCCGUCUCUUGCUCCCUGCUAAAGGGCCGCAUCCAGUUCUGCUACUUUCCAACCUUGUUUGUUGUCCUCUUGAUGCCCUAUCGUGUUUUUAUACCAAAAUUCCUCUACAGUGUUAAUUUUGGUGGCAAAUUUAAAUUUAGUUUUAGUCAUAGUCUUUUGACUAAAAAAGCAAUUUUUAGUUUGUUGUAUUUUAGUCAUCUUAUUUGUUUUAGUCAACUAAAUCUCCAGUGGACAUGACUAAAAUGUAAUGGGUUUAGUGAAAACCUUUAUCUGUCUCUUUUGCCCCUUGCCCAGCCGCUCUGUCUCCCCCCCACAGUCCCUCUGGGUGUCUCUCUCCCAACCCUAAGUCUGUCUCUCUUUGUGUACCCCCAACCCUUCUGUGUGUUUCUUUAUCUCAAUAGCCCCAUUUGUGUGUCUCUCCCCCCCCCAUCACCUAUAGCUUUUUCUCAAUAACCCCGUCUGUUGCUUUGUGUCCCCCAGCCGCUCCAUGAAUCUCACCUUCCCCAUGUCUCCAAUUCCUCCAGCUGCCAAUGUGUCUCAAUUCUUUCCCCCGAGCCUCUCCACGUGUCUCAUUCCCCCAGCCCUGAUGUGUCUUAUUUCCUUUUCUCCCUCCUCCUUGCGUCUUGCCCUCCAGUGUUAAUUUUGGCAGCAAAUUUCAAUUUAGUUUUGUCUUUUGACUAAAAUAACAUUUUCGUUUUAGUCGUAUUUUUUUUAGUCCUCUGAAUUGUUCGUUUUAGUUGACUAAAUCUCAAACAUUUUAAUCGACUAAAAUUGUUAGACGACAAAACUAACACUGCUCCUCUAGAUUGGAAGCUUGUUUUAGUAGCAACCCCAUCAACCUAUUGUUCCUGUAACAUAUUGUUACUGUCUCAUUUAUUGUUAAAUUUCAGUCUUUUUUAUAAUAUUGUGUAGCGCUAUAUGAAUACCGAUAAUAAGUUUAAUUUCUUUCAAUGCUGUAAGAGACUGUUUUUCUAUUUACAUAUUUCUAUUUGCAAUGUGAUAAAUCACGUGAAGUUGGAGUGAUUUAACACUGGAAAUAUGACAAUUCGGAAAACAAUCUCUUACCCUAUUGAAACAAGUGAAACUCAAAUUCCUACACAGAACAAGCUAAUUAUCAAAAAUCAGAAAUGAGAAACUAACAGAUUUAUUUAGCGUCAUGAUCUCAAGCUAGUAGCAAGGUUGUUAAUAGGGUUAUUUACUAAACGCCAGAUAUAUUCUGAAUGGUGAAAACGACCAAAUUCUGACCACGUUGGCAAUUUUCAUUUACUAAAGACAAAUGCAGUCAGGAUUCGGUUGGUCUGACCGAGUCUGUGAUAUCGGUUGAGAUGAGUUUGGAAAAUCUGUGAUUUCCGCAUUCGGACCAAGCUACAGCAUUGAAAUUGUGAAUUUAUCAGUGACUGCAUUAUCAGCAUUAUUUGUGAUAAACCCGAAUGCAUCCGGCAGGAUACUCAUUCGCAAAUUUAUUAUCAUUUGAACAACUAUUUGCCUGCUGAGAGCACUAGCAGCCAGCAGUCAAAUACCAAAACACCCUCGGCGACUCGAGGGUCAAUUAUAUGGCAUUUGGCCAGCUCUUGCUACCUUACCACCACAUGAAAAUUGUAAAAAUAAAUAAAUAAAUUAGUAAAUAAAAAUCCUAUGGGGUUUCAAGAAGAGCCCCAUAUAGCUAUAAUGGACGUAUUUUACCUCCACGUGCCCCCACCUGCCAUACGGAGCAUGUCUACAAAAUAUUAAAACUAGCGACUAGGCGUCCAUUGCUGCCCAGUCACUAGCAAAGGCCCCAUCCCAUAGGGAUGGAGCAAGAAAAAAUAAGGGGGGACGUGCAUGGCAGGGGGCAUGGAGGGGACUACGUCCCCCCUUAUUUUUUCUUGCUCCAUCCCUAUGGGAUGGGGCCUUUGCUAGUGACUGGGCAGCAAUGGACGCCUAGUCGCUAGUUUUAGUUUUAGUCGCAUUGGGUGGGGAUAUGUUUACAUUUUAGAGGUGGGUGGGGUCUAGCGUCCUUACCCAUGCCGGCUGGUGGAGCCCCUGAUAUUUGUAAUAAAGGAAGGGGGCCUAACAGAUAGUUAAUGUAAUAUCCAGUAGAAUCAGAAUAUCCCUUUCUUUUUUCUGUAACUUUGCAAAAUGUAUUAAAAAAUUUAUAAAAAAGAAAUUUACAAAAGGAGGGGGGCAUAGUGUCCCCUACCUAUGCCGGGGGCCCUAAUAAGUAUAAUAAGGGGUGUGGGAGGGACCUAGUGUUUGUAUGGAAGAGUCUAAUGUACUAAUAUGGGUAAGUGUCUGAUGUAUUAGUGUAAACAAUGGUGAUGUGGUAGUUGACACUAAUCUAAAACUAAAAUUCGAAAAGUUGAGCAAGUAUCAUAAACAUUCCAUUGGUUUCCAUGGUAAUUGUGUUGCCCCCAGACUGUGCUUCAUGCAUGAGCUUCACUAUUUACUUGGCUCUAUGGUAUUCACAUUGCAAACCUCAGAGCUGGAUUUCCAGUCAUUCUUAUGGAGGUAUCUGUGCUGUAUGUACGUAGGGUAAGAUUUCUCAUGGGGAAUGGUAGAAAGAGAAUGGCUACCUUAUGGGACCUGUUUCCUAGAACUCGUAAAGGGAUACUCCAGGCUGGACUUGGCUCAUUAUUCUUCCAUGUAUUAUGCAAGUAUAGAAUUGAAAUGAUAGUUGCCAGUAAAUGAAAAAAAACAAUGAAUUAAAAAUUGUAAAAAUAAAAAUGGCACUUACAUAUGAAAUGCUGCGUUUUCUGCAAAAUUCAAGGCUGUGCAGGGUUUGUGUUGCCCUCUCACUAAACCACCCACUGACUGAUUCCUACUGCACUUUCUAUAGCCCUGCUUAUGAGAGAUGUAGAUUCACAAUAAAUGGACAGAUGUUGUAUUGGGCAUCCCUGCCCCAGGCUUCUGUGUUCAGUAUGGUUUAUCAGAAUAUGCAGAGUGUGUUUUAUCAUCUAGUGAGAAAUAUAAAACAUAUAUAAAUAGUAGAUAUCAUUUACCGUAAAUAUAUAUAAAUGUAAGGUCUACUUUCAAAUUCUUAUUAAUUACCAUUAUAUUGCGCACAUUCUAAAAUUUACAGCUGUGCUCUAUGCAAUAUGAAGCUAAACAGUGAAAGUUACCAUUCUCUACGUACCUUUUUAUAGAUAGCAAUAACGCUGAGGGUGUUCCUAGAGCAUGAGGGUCUAACUGCUGGCACUGGCAUGGAAUUGUGGGAGUUGUAAUUCAAUGAAAAAGAUAUUUGACACAAAGGAAUUUGAAAAUAAUUUCACCACAAAUUGUGAGGGCUUUAAAGGAAACUGCACCCACAGUACGUACCCACAAAAUAUGUCUGUAAAAAACAUUUUACGCUAAUGUUAGCAUAUUCACAGAAAAGGGAUUGUAUGGCAUUGUAUAUUACUGUACAGUGUAAAAGCAAGGUGUUUUUUUUUUUUCAUAAAUUGUCUACUUUGAGUAAGCUUUGGGAACUCCUUCAUGUUCAGUGGUGAUAUACGUCUAAAUUGCUCAACAUUGCUUGCGGAUGUUGCACCAUAACCACUCCAGUGAACUGUAGUGGUGAUGGUGUUUUAGAGUGCCUCUGUAAUUAUGUAAAAAUACCACUUGUACCUCUCCCUCCACUCUUACAUGGGCCAGUACUCCAAGAGACUUCAAAAUAUUACUUUGGCACAACACUGCAAAAGGUUGCCUUGCCUUGUACUAGUAUACACCGAACCCUGGUGGCCAUAUGUGGCACUGCAUGUGAAAUUAUGUGUCUAACCCAAAUUCUCAGAAGUAGGACUGUAGGGAAUAUUUUCUCCCCCAUUUGCUUUGCCAGAGUCCUGCGAAUGAGGCCACAGAGUCUGUACUGAGGCCUUCAGCAAGUUUCCAUACAUUACAAUGGUUAUAGAUACAGACAAUAAUGCUCAAACUAAUGUUUAAUGCCUCAUGCGUACUUACAGCUGCACACAGCCUGUGCAUUGCUCUGUGUUCCAAGACCUGCUUUGAGUUGAUAUUUUGUCUUCGUAUUUAAUUGCUGUUAGUGCGGUGUGAUUUUAGGGAAAAGCCCUGGUAAUAUAACAUUAAAUAUUUAGCUAAACAGAGACAUGUGUAUUAUGAAUGUAACGGUAAAAGAAAACCUAAUAUGUUGUGAAAACUGAAAAUUAACAUUUACCCAAGAAUGAUGUUACAUGUGAAUGCCGGACAUGUGAAUUCCAGUAAUGCUAGACAACACUGGAAGUAAAUUACAUCUUUGCGUUAACAUAGUCUGCUGCUUAUGAGGGAACGCUGCAGUAUCAUAUCCUGCCACAGGGGGGCAGCUAAGGACUUCUGUUAGAUUGCUAUUCCCAAUGCAUACUGCAAGUGCUGCUGACUAUAUACGUUUCCUAUGUCUGUGCAUACUUUGAUUUGUGAUUGGUGAGAAGCAUUAAUAUGUGUUAAUAAUAUGUGAUGUCAAGAUGAUUACUAGAUUCUCAAAAUGCACUAUAAAACAAAAAAGCAGGCCAAUCUGUCAGAUCAGGAGAAAGGAGGGCUCCGAUGAUUUUAUUUUUACAAUUGACGACUAGCAUAGCUCCAUUAUAUGUGGAGUAUUUUCUGAGGAUUCUUCAAACAGCAGUCUGCCUAACUGUUAAAGGACCACUACAGUGCCAGGAAAACAAACUCGUUUUCCUGGUACUAUAGUGCCCUGAGGGUGCCCCUCAGUGCACCAGGAACUGGCUGUAAUUCCCACUGACAUGGUGCUUUCCUAUGGACGCUGGGUAUUCUCACUGUGAAAAUCACAGUGAGAAGCGCGGAAGCGCCUCAAGAGGCUGUCAAUGAGACAGCAACUAGAGGCUGGAUUAACCCAUUUGUAAACAUAGCAGUUUCUCUGAAACUGAUAUGUUUUCAGCUGCAGGGUUAAAACUAGGGGGACCUGGCACCCAGACCACUUCAUUGAACUGAAGUGGUCUGGGUGCCUAUAGUGGUCCUUUAAGGACAGAGCAGUCUGAUAUGCAGUGUAUAGAGGAGGGACAUAGCACUCAAUGAGAAUAGAGAGACUGGAUGGGGUAAUGAGAAUACCAAUAUCUCUUACACCAAAUAAAUCACAUCGUUGCUAUGUAUCUUGCAUUAACACAAUUCCCAAAGUAACAUUUUCAUGAUAAGCCCCAUUAAGUGGUAAUAUAAUGUUAUUUAUUAACAUGUUGGCGAGUAGCAUCUGAUUAUCGCCCUCACUGUAAAUAAAGAAUCCACACUAAAACAAUUCAACUAAAUAUUGGAUAUUUGCAAACGCUGACCUGGCCCUAUCCUUUCAUAUGACUAUGGAUGCCCCGAGCCACUCUUUUAGGAUUCAAAAUGCUAAAUGUGGCCUUCUGGCUGGAUGUAUGAAAUCCCUCUCUCUCUGUAAUGGGGUACAGUAUAGAAGGGUUUCAUCCUCUACCUACAGUCUCCCCCUCAUUGCUUUAUGUUUGGGUUUUGACACUCUAGUGUUUAUUUGCUCAUUACACCUUCUGUCACUCUGGUGACCCUGUAUUUAUUUAUUACACACCUUGUUGCCCCAAUGUUCUUGUAUUCAUAUCACUCUGGUGUUCCAUUAUUUAUUACACACACACUCCGUGUUUCCAUAUUCAUUUAUCACACCCCCUGUCACUCUUGGUUUCUCUUAUUACUUUAUUACACCUCAUGUCACCCUGGUUUUCCCUUAUUGAUAUAUUACACCCCAUGUCACUCUGGUUUUCCCUUAUUGAUAUAUUACACCCCUUGUCACUCUGGUUUUCCCUUAUUGAUAUAUUACACCCCCUGUCACUCUGGUUUUCCCUUAUUGAUAUAUUACACCCUCUGUCACUCUAGUUUUCCUUUAAUGAUUUAUUACACCCCCUGUCACUCUGGUUUUCCCUUAUUGAUAUAUUACACCCCCUGUCACUCUUGGUUUCUCUUAUUACUUUAUUACACCUCAUGUCACCCUGGUUUUCCCUUAUUGAUAUAUUACACCCCCUGUCACUCUGGUUUUCCCUUAUUGAUAUAUUACACCCCCUGUCACUCUUGGUUUCUCUUAUUACUUUAUUACACCUCAUGUCACCCUGGUUUUCCCUUAUUGAUAUAUUACACCCCCUGUCACUCUGGUUUUCCCUUAUUGAUAUAUUACACCCCCUGUCACUCUGGUUUUCCCUUAUUGAUAUAUUACACCCUCUGUCACUCUAGUUUUCCUUUAAUGAUUUAUUACACCCCCUGUCACUCUGGUUUUCCCUUAUUGAUAUAUUACACCCCCUGUCACUCUGGUUUUCCCUUAUUGAUAUAUUACACCCCCUGUCACUCUGGUUUUCCUUUAUUGAUAUAUUACACCCCCUGUUUCUCUGUUUUUCCCUUAUUCAUUUAUUACACCUCCUGUCAUGCUAGUGUCCCUUAGGGGUGCCCAACAGGUAGAUCCCCAGAUGUUGUAAAACUACAACUCCAAUGAUGCUUUGUAUGCCUUUAGAAUGAUAAAGCAUCAUGGAAGCUGUAGUUUUAGAACAUUUCUGGAUCUACCUUUUGAGCACCCCUGCUCUAGUUUAUUACACCUUCUGUCCCUCUCUUUGUCUUUUUUACUCAUCUUCAUUCAUUAUAUACUUGGUGGAUCAAGUGUCCCCCCCCCCCCAAUAUUUGUUAUAAAUAUUAUCAUUAUGGUACUCUUCAUUAUUACCCUAAUAGUGUGUACUCUGUCUCCCUCCUGCCCAUAUAACUAUACUGGGCUACUUAGUUUGAAACGUCACUGCUUGGUUUCUUUCUUUCUUUUUUUUUGUUUCGUCUGACCUCUGCUUCAUCUUAGUGCCACCUAUGGGUGGUGGCACACAGCAAACCUGGUUUCUGUCUUUGUGUCAGUGUUUGCAGUCUCCCCUGGCACUCAGAUCACUGUAACAGGCAGAUAAAGCACUGUGAUAACAUCUGCUGUCAGUGCGAUAAAGCAAUAGCCAGCCUGCCCUCCAGGGCUGUGAGCUGCUCCCUGCAUGAAAACCAGAGCGGUAGGCUGUAUAAUCUACAUGCAGUCACAGCCACAGCCACACUUCUCUGGACACAGAGACCUGCUGUAUAUUCCACUGCUGCUGGAACACGCCGCUGGCAGGAUCACAAUGAGUCCUGUUCCGUGCUCUACAUUGGUAUUAUGUCUCUGUUGACAAUGUAUAUACAGUGUGAGAUUGAGCUUGCUGGGUCUGGGUUUGCGAGCCCUGCUUUUACUUAUUUUACACCAAACGUUCUCCAGGGCAUUAAAUAUUGUAUUGUUAUCCAAGUGACCUCCUGCCUUCCUGUUAGGCUACAAGUCAGUGUGUGUAAACAGCCUUAGUCUGCAUAAUAAAAUACCAGUAUCUGACAUUUCAUAUUAACCUUUAACACAAAUUGUAUAUAGGUUUAGAUAUUUAUAAAAUUCAGCAAAAGACAAACAUCCAAACGGGCUCAGUGACGUGAUGGGUGACCGUCACAGUGACUCAGAUAAUACCCUUCCACCGCAGUCUCAGAGUAACACGGUGACACAUACUGAGUUACUUAUUAAAGACACCAGUGAUUUGCAUUUUGAUGCCAAAAUAGCUGAAAUGGGAAAAAUGUUCUAAGUCAACAAUGUUUCUAAUUUGGCUAUUUUGUAGUUUGAAAUUUCCAUUGAAUUUGCUUAACUUCCGACAAUUCAGUUUCGUGAGUCACCUUUACAUAAUGGGGACACAGUGGAUGUGGUUAUGUGGUGUGGAGGCCCACCCUUAUAGUCUGCAUUGAACCAUUUAAAAAAAAAAAAAAAAUACAUUUUAAACAAGACUCCCCAGUGGUCAAUCCCCUCUGAGUUGCUUGGAUUAAUGAGAAAGUAUUAGCCUGGGCAGUAAUGGACAGCUGUGAUUGGCUGAGAGUGUCAGCUCUCUGCUUUCAGCCUAUCACAGUGCCCACUGCUGUUACGACUUGGUAUGGCUAGAAGGGAGUACGUAAUCUCUGAUUUAGCCAUACCUCCAGAGAGGGCUGGUCUGUGGGUGGCCAGGGACCCUUAUUUAGUGUUAAAUUGGUUGAGCAUUGUUUGACUGCAAGAGGGAGAGUGUCACUCGACUCUAAGAACUAUAAAUAAUUCAAGUGACAUGAAAUGGUCAUAGUGCCUACACUGUCCCUUUAAAGGAUUGCAAUGGCCGAAGGAUGCAUCUCUUGCCUGCAUCUCUUUAACACAGCAACACUGCUAAUAGGUGGCAGUGAAUCUGUGUCAAUCCUGGCAGAGUGGGACGUAUAGAACCUAGUUGGUAAUAUGUCUAUUCCACUAUAUGGUGACUGUGUGACUCAUGUUAAAAUUAGUCCGAUGGGACCUUCUACUAGUGGAUGGCACUGGCCGGUACUUACAAAGGAGCUUCGCUAUAUCUAGCGCUGCCAGAUCUGUCAUGUUUCCUCGAAUAUUGUCACUUUACACAAAAAUACUGCCCUGCAAUAUGUAGGAUCCAUAUGCUACAACAGUCCUCUUUGAGCUGCACUCCAAUGUGCACUGUACAUGACAUGGCAACACUUUUCAUGCAGUGACCAUCAAUACACGUAAGUGACGUGUCCAGAAUAACCUGCAGCCCUAAUUACUGUAUAUCAGAACAGGUGGCAAUAACAGUUCCUACUUUUUACCACUAGGGGUCUCUCUUGUACAUUCAUCAUCGGUUUUAGCUUCUUAUACCAAAAGCAGAUUUUAAUGUACUCUCAACAAUAUUACAGCAAUAAAGAUCAUUUCUAAAAAAAUAAAAAUAAAAUCCUGUGGUCCUGUGGUAUUUUACGAACUGUUGUUUUAAUCCUUGCAGCUAUUGAUUUAAUGAUUACUCGUUAUCUGCAUAGAUCAUUUUUUGUUUAUCUCCAAACUCUGUGGGGUCUGUUUUUACUAAGCAUUGAGGUCAGAUUACUUGAAAAUCGACUUGAUGAAUUAAGGCCCAAAUGAUUCCGUUUGGUAAAAUCUCAACCUUGACUGAACUGGUGAGAUUUAUCAAACUCUGAUAUUUUGAUCCAAAUCGUCCCCUUCCGCUCAGAUUGUGAGCUUGUUUGAGCAGGGGCCUCUGUAUCCCUUGUAUUUAUCAAUAUUUCUUUGUAUAUUCAAUAUCCCCAAUGUAUAAUUGUAAAGAAUAUACAAUGCUGUAUAAAUCCUAAUAAUACGUUUUGCUAGGCAAUUCUCCUGUCAUCAGAAUUCACAGUUUAGUGAAAAGACCCCACUGCUCAUUGUUUAUAAACCAUUAAUUAGACAUGAGUUUUACAAAGAAAAAUGCAACGAUACAUGUCUUUUAUAUUGAGAUUUCCUCCACUACCCAUCCUACAGCAUGUGUGAAGUAUGUAGGCUUGCCAAAUCAGACCUUCUUUUUUCUUACCAGACACACAACUUCUGUUUUCACUGAAGCAACUCAUUAAAAGCACUGAGCUGCACUAUAUAGAAUUUUAGAUUUCCAGAGGGAAACCAGUUGAUUAAUCACAGUUGUUCCUGUGGGAUCACUACUGUGAUUAAAUAAUUGAUUUCCCACCGGCAACACAUGAAUUCUAUAUACAUCUGUUGGAAAAUGGCCUGUCCAGCAAGUGUUAUUAUAUGUACCAGGUGUAUAAUUAACUUCCAGCAAGAUCACUUUGUUACAGAUUACUUGGAAAGACUAUGUUUUCAUUGUCUUCUCCAGCCAAGGGACCUUUAAAUGGUUAAUGUAAAUGUCUGAGAACUCCUCUGGGUGUCCUUUUGCACUCAUCAUCAUCAGAUAGAAUGUUGUGGUUUAUGUGGGCCUUGACUGAAUCGUGCCACCAGGCCACAUGAAUUAAUGAUGAUGCUUUGUGGCUCCGUGAUAACGUGUGCUGGUUCACUGGGUGUGAAAUUCUAGAAGUGACAGGGCUGGAAUGUCAAUUUUCGGGUUUAGUAGUGGUAGUUAAGGUAUCAUUUUACUGUAACGACAAAAUAAAAUAACAUGGAUAUUACAUGUUCGUUACUUGAUAAGGAAAUGUAAAUACCGUCAUUAGAACUCUUCAGUAAUUUGUUACCGCUUUGUCAUUCAUCAAGUGACAGACAUUAACUGUCAUUAUAUUAUAUAUCUAGGUCUAGUUUAAUCAUAGUCCGCUUGGACUGUAAUUUGGGUUUCUUAGAGUGUGAGACGUGGGAGAGAUUUUAGUUUGUUGUGUUCUCAUGUUGUUAAAGCUACUUCAUAAAGUAACACCCAGUAGACUAUCACCCUCUUUCGGGAGUCCUUAUUCUAACUAUCUCUCGCUCUCUUCUGAACAAGGUUGGGGAAGGGAGGGGAGGGGAGGGAGGGAACCUUUUUUUGAAAAAUCAAAUAUAAUUUUAAAUUUAAAUUCUUUUAAUUUAUUAUUUUUAUUUAAAUCUCUUUCUGGCCCUGGACAAUUUUGCGAUGUGAUUUCAGCUUGGACACAAUCCCUUGUGUGACGAAUGCCACUUCGCCACUGGGGUUUGGAGGGGACUACUUGCCAGCCUUUUACCCUGUGACCAUGGCUGCCCCUUUAAUUAAUUGUGGUUGAGAGACCCUAUUUGUGGCUAUUGGGACUUUAAAAAAUGCUUCUUAGAACUCCCGAAGAGUCGAAGUGGCCGCCAUUUGACAUUCGAACACGUGGUGGCGGCCAUCUUGUUUGCAUGGACCAAAACCACGAAUAGACUUCAGGGCGACUUAGCCGCAAAUGCCCUGGAACUAUUUUCGACAUGAAAACCUCGUGGUUACCGUUCGGUUCUCCAGCUGCACUUAGCCGCGAUUCUAUGGAACUGUUGGAAAACUAUGACUUCCAUAAAAUUUCUGAACUCCUGAUCUGGGGGAUUUUUGGAUAUGUUGUUCACCCAGAUCAGUGCUAUCAGGGGAUGUAAUGGGGAUGUGUUGUGUUUUGGGGUACUUAUUGGACUUUAUAAAAAUGUGUGGGUUUUUUUCUGCCUGGGGAUAAUUAAGUUAAUGCAUUAUCUGUCUUAAUUAUAUCACAGUCAGAGGGGAAGGUUUGUGUACUGUAUGUGGGAGUGUCAUUCAUUGUCACAUUUUUUUUAUUGGCUUGUACACAUUGUGUCUCUGUGCCCAAAAAGGUCCAUCUGGGUGUCACCUUUGUUGGGAAACUUGCAUAAAAGGCCAGUGUGCAUCCAUUAAAAUUGAGCUCCUGUUUAACCUUCAACACGUAGCCUCUAAUCACUAGCUUUUGUAAGUUCUGUUCCUGCUACGCUCUCUGAAGUAGGAGAGGUCCUUCCCACGUGGUCCUGGAUAUCCGAGGUUGGUCCAGGGUGGGAGGAAGAUGGCAAGAUCCCAGCUAAGCUACGGUGGUUGUGGAGUCUGCGGUGCUUGUGGUGUCUGGUGUGGUGCUUAUGGUCCUCAGCGUCAGCUAGGAAGCAUCUGUUGGCGGAGGUGCCCAGUCGGGGUGCCCGGUGAUCCCUUACACCCUGGAUCACAAUAUUUGCAUUUGCCGUUAAGCCUUUCCCACUGGCAGCUGAAAUUUCCAUGAAAUACACCCAAAUAGGGUAUUUUUUCCAACCAGCUAAUGUUGUCAACCAAGUUAAGCACACCUACAUUUCUCCAUGGCGACUUUACAUACCAAACAUUGGAAUCCCGGGAAGCAGGACGCUGGUGGGAAAGGGUAAAGGGGGUGGAUUCCAUCAUUGGCAGGAUUACCGGCAGGAAUACACACCAGGCUGGUUGCCAAUCAAUAAAUGUGGGUAUCCAGGAGCUUCAUAGUUAAAUCACAAUAAAUAAGUGAAUGAAAAUAAAUAUAAAAAUGAAAAAACAUUUUUUAUAUAUAUAUAUAUAUAUAUAUAUAUAUAUAUAUAUAUCCUAUACCAAAAAUAUACAAAUUGUAAGAGAUAUAUAGAUAACAGAAAACAAAUGACUUCUUAAUAUUUAAAACCAUUAAAACACAGAAGUCCAAAAACAAUUUGAACGUAAUAGUCACUUGAAUAUAUCUCAGUCCCAGCAGUAUUAAGAGUCUCUUUUUUGUAUCAUAAACAACCUAUGUCCUGCUUUCAUAAACAAUACAUAAUUGAUUAGGUCCUUAUGAAAUUAGUAUACUUUACAUAUGAGAAAGAUAGAUAGUAAUUAAGAUUGUAACAAGGCGUGUUAGUACAGAGAACUAACAGCCUCGAUCAGUGUCUUCGAUGACACAUUAUGAGGCUUGCUGUCAAACUUUGUAAAAAUGGAAAAAUAUAACAGUGCAUAAAAAGGAUACUAAACUAAUGUUAGUAUCAAAAGUGUAUAUAUAAAAAAAACGAAGGUGAUUUGUUAAAAAUUUAUACAUUUUAUUCAUAAAUACUAAAAACAGUUUCCAAUAAAAGAAAUUCAAAAAAUAACGAUCAGAAUAUAAAAUCCCUAUGGAGUCCAGAAUAAGGAGGAUAAAAAAAAGGCAAUGUGACCUGUUUCACCAACCCGGAUGGAUGAGGAUGAUAAUAGUUGGUUUCCUUAUCGGUAGUGCAGCAGCCGGUGAGGUCCUGGAUAUCCGAGGUUGGUCCAGGGUGGGAGGAAGACGGCGAGAUCCCAGCUAAACUACGGCGUCUAUGGAGUCUGCAGUGCUUCUGGUGUCUGGUGUGGUGCUUAUGGUCCUCAGCGUUAGCUAGGAAGCAUCUUUUGGCGGAGGUGCCCAGUCGGGGUGCCCUGUGAUCCCUUACACCCUGGAUCACAAUAUUUGCAUUUUCCGUUAAGCCUUUCCCACAGUCAGCUCAAAUUUCCAUAAAAUACACCCAAAUAGGGUAUUUUUUUCCAACCAGCUAAUGUUGUCAACCAAGUUAAGCACACCUACAUUUCUCCGUGGCGACUUGUGUCAUGUUACCUUUACAUACCCAACAUUGGAAUCCCGGGAAGCAGGACGCUGGUGGGAGAGGGUAAAAGGGGUGGAUUCCAUCAUAGGCAGGAUUACCGGCAGGAAUACAAACCAGGCUGGUUGCCAAUCAAGCUGGCCAGCCCACUGAGGGCAGGAUGUGCAGGGAGCACUGUUUCAGUACUUUCUAGGGCCCUAAAUGCAGCACAAGUGCAUCUAUGAUGCUACACUAUUUGGUGACCUUUUCCUGGUUUCUUCAAAAGCAGGAAACUAAGGAACAUAAAAGAAACUGAGUGGUGGGACCCGAAAAUCUUGAAUGUACUGCCGAAAUCAGUAUGGAUGGGAAGCAUGCUUUUAUUUCUGAUCUUAUGUGUCUAGUUUGGUUGGUUGUUAAUAUAUUUCUCCUCUUAUUUAUUACUGGCAUUUAUAAAGCGCCAACAUAUCCUGCACGUUUUACAAUUAGAGGAGAAUGUACAAUAUACACAGACCAAUAAAAAAGUUAAAGAGGGCCCUGUCUGCGAUCUGAGAUCCGGUGUAGCCAUUGAAGCUCUUUUGUACAAAGCGAUUAGUUAGAUUGCUUAUGAGCUAACAAGCUAAAGGUCAUCUUUAUUCUGGCUCCUCCUCCUUACUGUGUCACAUGGUUCUCCAGACUCCAUUUUAGAACAUCCAGCAGUCCAUAAAAACUUACUUCUUGUUGCCCUAACAACCAUGAUUUCAAAAUAUCCCACUUACUUACAUAUUGUGCCUACUAAUACAGGACUUGAUAAGGUGUCGUAGUGUUUCUGUUAGACAUAAUGUACUAAACUGUGCGUGCAUUUUCUCUCACGCCAUCAGAGGGUAUUGGCAACUAUCUUGUCAGAAACGGUAGAUAACGUCCAGAAUACCCGCUGCAUUUUGUAUCUACUAUUCUAUUUAUUAGCCUGUUUAGUUUUAUUUGCUACUGUAUCAGCUUAUUGUACAGCACUACUGAAUCUUGCUGGCGCUAUAUAUAAAUUAUAAUAAUUACAAGUGUAGUUAACUGAAUGGAUUUUACAUUCUUUACCUUAUUUAAAUCACAUUGAUAUAAAUCAAACAGCCCUGCUUUCUAACUACCCCAUCCCUCUCUCCCCACCAGCACCUAUACCCUCUCUCCCAUUUCCUUUCUAUCUACCUUACUUAGUAUCAUAGGGAUGUCGUUUCACAUCAGCAAAGAAACCACAGACCACCACAGUGUCACUGACAUAAGCACCUUCAUUGAAAUCAAAUCCAGUAAUUAAAUAAGGAUUUGCAACAUAGUUACUCUUGAUUGUUCAUGGUGUAAUCUUCCGCAUCCAGGCUUAGGGUGAUGGGAGUUGCUGUACAACAGGUGCAGUGCUGUAAUUACCCGACCGUGAUGUAAGCCUUUAUCUGUCGUUCCUAACUUACCAGCAUCCUUUCCGGCAUGUAAAUCACUGAAUAGGUCUGUCUCUUUUCCACAUUGCUGUCUAACACGUUUUGCGCUUUCUUUCUGCAGUCAGGCGCUUGGACUCUUCACGUAAGUCUGUCUUCUCUCUCUGCACGUUGUGUCAGUUUCCUUGUGCAUGAUAUAUCCUGACUGUCUCUGUGUAUAAUAUUUCCUGACUGUCUCUGUGUAUAAUAUUUCCUGACUGUCUCUGUGUGUAAUAUAUCCUGACUGCCUCUGUGUAUGAUCUAUCCUGACUGUCUCUGUGUAUAAUAUAUCCUGACUGUCUCUGUGUAUAAUAUAUCCUGACUGUCUCUAUGUAUGAUAUAACCUCGCUGUCCCCGUGUAUGCUAUAUCCUGACUGUCUCUGUGUAUGAUAUAUCCUGACUGUCCCUGUGUAUGAUAUAACCUUGCUGUCUCCGUGUAUGAUAUAUCCUGACUGUCCCUGUGUAUGAUAUAACCUUGCUGUCUCCGUGUAUGAUAUAUCCUGACUAUCCCUGUGUAUGAUAUAACCUUGCUGUCUCCGUGUAUGAUAUAUCCUGACUGUCUCUGUGUAUGAUAUAACCUCGCUGUCCCCGUGUAUGAUAUAUAUCCUGACUGUCCCUGUGUAUGAUAUAACCUUGCUGUCCCCGUGUAUGAUAUAUCCUGACUGUCUCUGUGUAUGAUAUAUCCUGACUGUCCCUGUGUAUGAUAUAACCUUGCUGUCUCCGUGUAUGAUAUAUCCUGACUGUCUCUGUGUAUGAUAUAACCUCGCUGUCCCCGUGUAUGAUAUAUAUCCUGACUGUCCCCGUGUAUGAUAUAACCUCGCUGUCCCCGUGUAUGAUAUAACCUUGCUGUCUCCGUGUAUGAUAUAUCCUGACUGUCCCUGUGUAUGAUAUAACCUUGCUGUCUCCGUGUAUGAUAUAUCCUGACUAUCCCUGUGUAUGAUAUAACCUUGCUGUCUCCGUGUAUGAUAUAUCCUGACUGUCCCCGUGUAUGAUAUAACCUCGCUGUCCCCGUGUAUGAUAUAUAUCCUGACUGUCUCUAUGUAUGAUAUAACCUCGCUGUCCCCGUGUAUGAUAUAUCCUGACUGUCUCUGUGUAUAAUAUAUCCUGACUGUCCCUGUGUAUGAUCUAUCCUGACUGUCCCUGUGUAUGAUCUAUCCUGACUGUCCGCGUGUAUGAUAUAUCCUGACUGUCCCCGUGUAUGAUAUAACCUCGCUGUCCCCGUGUAUGAUAUAACCUCGCUGUCCCCGUGUAUGAUAUAUCCUGACUGUCUCUAUGUAUGAUAUAACCUCGCUGUCCCCGUGUAUGAUAUAUCCUGACUGUCCCCGUGUAUGAUAUAUCCUGACUGUCCCCGUGUAUGAUAUAUCCUGACUGUCUCUGUGUAUAAUAUAUCCUGACUGUCUCUAUGUAUGAAAUAACCUCGCUGUCCCCGUGUAUGCUAUAUCCUGACUGUCCCUGUGUAUGAUAUAACCUCGCUGUCCCCGUGUAUGAUAUAACCUCGCUGUCCCCGUGUAUGAUAUAUCCUGACUGUCCCCGUGUAUGAUAUAUCCUGACUGUCUCUGUGUAUGAUAUAUCCUGACUGUCUCUGUGUAUGAUAUAUCCUGACUGUCCCUGUGUAUGAUAUAACCUCGCUGUCCCCGUGUAUGAUAUAUCCUGACUGUCCCUGUGUAUGAUAUAACCUUGCUGUCCCCGUGUAUGAUAUAUCCUGACUGUCUCUAUGUAUGAUAUAACCUGACUUCCAACGUGUAUGAUAUAACUGGACCUUUGUCUUUAGUGUGUUGCUAUAACCUUGCUGUCCCUGUGUCUUUAAAUUCCCUUUCUCUUCCUUCACUAUAUUUGUAUUUCUAGUCAUAUACUUUGUGUACUUCCCUCUUCGUCUACUUACCUCAAUGACCCUUUGAGCUACAUCUCACUCUUUUUUUCUGAACUUUACUCUUUAUAUACCAGCUUCUCACGCUCCCCCAGUCUUUCAAUACCAGCUUCUCGCCCUCCCCCAGUCUUUCAAUACCAGCUUCUCGCCCUCCCCAGUCUUUCAAUACCAGCUUCUCGCCCUCCCCAGUCUUUCUAUACCAGCUUCUCGCCCUCCCCCAGUCUUUAUAUACCAGGUUCUCACCCUCCCCCAGUCUUUAUAUACCAGGUUCUCGCCCUCCCUCAGUCUUUAUAUACCAGGUUCUCGCCCUCCCCAGUCUUUAUAUACCAGCUUCUCGCCCUCCCCCAGUCUUUAUAUACCAGCUUCUCACCCUCCCCCAGUCUUUAAAUACCAGCUUCUCACCCUCCCCCAGUCUUUAUAUACCAGCUUCUCGCCCUCCCUCAGUCUUUAUAUACCAGGUUCUCGGCCUCCCCCAGUCUUUAUAUACCAGCUUCUCGCCCUCCCCCAGUCUUUAUAUACCAGCUUCACACACCCUCCACCAGUCUUUAUAUACCAGGUUCUCGGCCUCCCCCAGUCUUUAUAUACCAGCUUCGCACACCCUCCCCCAGUCUUUAAAUACCAGCUUCUCACCCCCCCCAGUCUGCACCCAGAGAUCUCGUUACCCCUAUGUAUAAUUUAUAGCUUUCUCUCCUGCCAUUUAUGUAGCUUCCCAACACUCUUUCAUCUAUUUCUCAUGCAAUCCACUCAAUAAUCUAUACCCUUUUAUCUCUUUAACUUCCUUUCUUGCCCCCUUGAUCUUACUUGCACGUGUCCCAUCUGCCCAUCCAUCCUAUCAGGCACCUUUCAUUUCUGUUCCUAUCUUCCUUUCACCCAUAUUUCCAUUUAGUUAACUAGCUCCCUGUAACUACUUUUUUUUUUUUCUUGCUCAGUUUUUGGGUUACCUCUUGCCCAUUUCUCAGAUUAUCCCAUCACCUACAUUUCAUACCUUUACCCACCUCACCCACUUUUCUAGUGACACCUCAGCACUUUAUCUCACUACCUCUUCUUCUUCUUGCGGAGUCUUUUUUUUUAAUCCCUCUCACCCAGCAUCUGCCCUCAUCAGCAACGUCCAUCUUUUACAUUCUCUCACCUCGUCCUCAUUCUAACUACCUCUUGCUAUCUAUAGACUUUCUCUAUCUGCUCCUUUCCUCCCUCCCUACAAGUACUCCUCUCUAACCUUACCUGUACUCCUCUCUAUCCUUACCUGUACUCAUCGCUAUCCUUACCUGUACCCGUCUCUAUCCCUACCUGUACCCGUCUCUAUCCCUACCUGUACUCGUCUCUAUCCCUACAUGUACCACUCUAUCCCUACCUGUACCCAUCUCUAUCCCUACCUGUACCACUCUAUCCCUAGCUGUACCCAUCUCUAUCCCUACCUGUACCCAUCUCUAUCCCUACCUGUACCCGUCUCUAUCCCUACCUGUACUCAUCUCUAUCCCUACCUGUACUCCUCUCUAUCCCUACCUGUACCCAUCUCUAUCCCUACCUGUACCCAUCUCUAUUCCUACCUGUACCCAUCUCUAUCCCUGCCUGUACCCAUCUCUAUCCCUGCCUGUACCCAUCUCUAUCCCUACCUGUACCCAUCUCUAUCCCUACCUGUGCCAUCUCUAUCCCUACCUGUACUCAUCUAUAUCCCUACCCGUACCAAUCUCUAUCCCUACCUGUACCCAUCUCUAUCCCUACCUGUACCCAUCUCUAACCCUACCCUGUACCCAUCUCUAUCCCUACGUGUACCCAUCUCUAUCCCUACCUGUAUCCAUCUAUAUCCCUACCUGUACCCAUCUCUAUUCCUACCUGUACCCAUCUUUAUCCCUACCUGUACCACUCUAUCCCUACCUGUACCCAUCUCUAUCCCUACCUGUACCCGUCUCUAUCCCUACCUGUACUCCUCUCUAUCCCUACCUGUACCCAUCUCUAUCCCUACCUGUACCCAUCUCUAACCUUACCCUGUACCCAUCUCUAUCCCUACCUGUUCCCAUCUAUAUCCCUACCUGUACCCAUCUCUAUUCCUACCUGUACCCAUCUGUAUCCCUACCUGUACCCAUCUAUCCCUACCUGUACCCCUCUCUAUCCCUACCUGUACCCAUCUCUAUCCCUACCUGUACCCAUCUCUAUCCCUACCUGUGCCAUCUCUAUCCCUACCUGUACCCAUCUCUAUCCCUACCUGUACCCAUCUCUAUCCCUACCUGUACCCAUCUAUAUCCCUACCUGUACCCAUCUCUAUCCCUACCUGUACCCAUCUUUAUCCCUACCUGUACCACUCCUAUCCCUACCUAAAAUUUGACAUCUCUAUCCCUACCUAGCUCCCAUCCUAUCCCCUACCUUGUACCCAUUCUUAUCCCUACUCCAGCGAUCCCUACUCCAGCUCCAUCUCUAUUCCUACCUGUACCCAUCUAUAUCCCUACCUGUACCCAUCUCUAUCCCUACCUGUACCCAUCUCUAUUCCUACCUGUACCCAUCUCUAUCCCUACCUGUACCCAUCUCUAUCCCUACCUGUACCCAUCUCUAUUCCUACCUGUACCCAUCUCUAUUCCUACCUGUACCCAUCUAUAUCCCUACCUGUACCCAUCUCUAUUCCUGCCUGUACCCAUCUCUGUCCCUACCUGUACCCAUCUCUAUUCCUACCUGUACCCAUCUCUAUCCCUACCUGUACCCAUCUCUAUGCCUACCUGUACCCAUCUCUAUUCCUACCUGUACCCAUCUCUAUUCCUGCCUGUACCCAUCUCUAUCCCUACCUGUACCCAUCUCUAUCCCUACCUGUACCCAUCUCUAUCCCUACCUGUACCCAUCUCUGUCCCUACCUGUACCCAUCUCUAUUCCUGCCUGUACCCAUCUCUAUCCCUGCCUGUACCCAUCUCUAUCCCUACCUGUACCCAUCUCUAUUCCUACCUGUACCCAUCUAUAUCCCUACCUGUACCCAUCUGUAUUCCUACCUGUACCCAUCUCUAUCCCUACCUGUACCCAUCUAUAUCCCUACCUGUACCCAUCUCUAUUCCUACCUGUACCCAUCUCUAUCCCUACCUGUACCCAUCUCUAUCCCUACCUGUACCCAUCUCUAUUCCUGCCUGUACCCAUCUCUAUUCCUGCCUGUGCCAUCUACACAAGGAACCCCUCUCUGUCUCUUGUAUGUGUUACUUUAUUACUUACACUGCCUGCCAAUCAUCCCUUUGUAGCUACUCGAACUAAUUUUCUAUCUUCCUCUUUACCUUUCUUUUUCACCUUUCUAUUUAUGCGAUUCACAUCCAAUAUAUUCCUGUGACAAAUAAAAUUUGCUAUGGUGUCUGCUUGGUGAUAAGGAACACUGUCUGUCAAUGAGUCAAACUGUGAGUGGCCCUGGUCUCCUGGGGUUUGUAUGGAGUGUCUCUCAACUCGCAGCAAUGAUUGACAUACCCCACAGCUUGUUCUGCUCUGGUCUCGUCAUGUCUCGGGAGACUUGGCAGCUUUUGUUUUCUUCUGGAGCUGAAAUUUGGGAUUCAAGCUGUAAUCUCUUAAAGCGAGUCUUACAGCUCACAUAGUGGAUUUUCUAUUGUAUCAGAUGUUGUAUGUUGAGCUCCUGCCCCCAGCUCACGCCACUGAUUCCAGGCCUGAUCUCUUGUAUGUAAUCUCCUGUUGCCACUUUUACUUUCAAUAUUUUUCACACUCUCUGUUUUUUUUUUGUGUCAUUACUCUGUUGUUCUCACCAUGUCUAAUGUUUCACUCUACAGACUAAGGAACAGCGCGCACACACAAAUACAGUUUUAAAUUUUACAAGGGUUCUUAAAACCGCCUUUCUCUGUGAUUUGGGGGAUAUAUGGGGAUUCAGUUCCACAAAAUGACCAUAUCGUGUUAAGCCCACCACUAUGUCAUAGUACCCCAAAAUCGCUGGGUCCUACACUAUUUUUUAACAUGGGAGAUAAACAACUACUUAACUAGUGACACUGCUAAAUGGAUAUAAAUUAAAGUCCAUUCAAUGAAUCCUUUGUCAGUGCUUUGUUAAUAUAUCACUCAAAAUGCAAAACAAUAAAAAAUAAAAAAAUAAGAAAGUGCCAUAACUAUCUAAAUAAUUAAAGUCAGAGUACUUUUAAAUAUAUAUUGACAAUGCAUUGUGAUAAAUCUGCUCUCUAUCCCCUUUUUAAUAUAUUUUUUAAAAACUGUCAUCUUACUAAUUACCAGCUAACUCUACCUUUCACUACGUUCUUACUCUGUCUGUCAGUCUUUUCCUAUCUGUUAGUCUUUCAGCCUUAUCCAUCUCUCUCCAUCGCCUGUCUUUCGAUCAGUUUAGAGUCUGUCUAUCCCAUACUCCAUUUGUCUUUUUCUACCUAUCUCCAAAUCUAUCCGGCCUCAUCCAUCUCUACUUUAUCCUUAUUUUUGCUCUUUCUCGAUUUUCCGCUAACCCUUCUUUUAAAACCUCACCCUCGUCGCCCCUUUUACUGCACUUCCCUGGUAACUUCUGCCUUGCAUCUCUAACACUUCUCGGUGUACAUUUAUCCUCUCCAUCGAUCCAUAAUUACUACAAUUCCAGGAUACCUUUUAUAACGUGUAAAACAUAUUGCAUUUAAAGUACAAAUGGAACAACACAAUAGCUAGCUCAAAGUUCACUUCCUUUCCUAUCCAUAUUUAUUUUUUAAUUUACCUUGUAAUCCUGUACCUUGUUUUCCUGGCACAGCUAGAGCUGUGCAUACAGCGCUGCGGAAUUUGUUGGCGAUUUAUAAAUAAUAAUAAAAGGAAUGCCAAGGAAUUCUGAGCUCAGACACUGCUAUGCUUCAGUGUUUCACUCUUUUUUUUUUCUAUGUGGUUGGCAUUUCUUUUUUGGUUCAUGACUCUUUUUUUUUUUUGCCCUCCGUGUUUCAUCUUACCAACUCCUUCUCUGGAUAAUUCACUUAUCUCCAGUCUCUAAUUCUCUCCUUCCCCCACCUGCCUCAUUCUCUCGCUUACUCUGUGUCUGUGAAGUGUUUUCCUGGUUUCGUUACACACUCCUCACAUUUUCACCGUUCUCCAAUCGAGCGAUGGUUCUAGUGUGCGAUAUUUAACCCUUUGGCAGCCGAUGGUACUGCACAUCGCACAGAGUAAUUAACCUGCUGAUAUUCAGAGGGUUCAUUUACCUCAUUUACAUCUCCUUCUCUUCUCCUGAUUUUCUCUUUCUCACCCCUUGACAGCCUCGCACUUUGUACUCGAUGAUUUCUGGGUCUCAUUACCCUCUGUCCCCCACAUCUGCCCUUUAUACCAUAUCACACUGCUUCCUGCGCAAUGUUUUAUCCCCCACUGGCGGGUUUUCUUCUUUCACUUACCUCUUUUUACUUGUUCGCCUUUCCCCAUCCACCUCAUUAAAUCUUAUUUUCUUUAUUAAUAUUUUUUUUUCACUACAUUCCUUUAUUUAUUUGUUCUUCUUUUUUGUCUUGUUCCUUCCUUUCUUUUCUAUUUUUUUACUUUUAUCAUUCCCUUUUUUUCUUUUAAACGAUGAGUUUUCGUUCUCUUACCCACGAAACUCGAAAUCCAAUCGUUGUAUUAAUUUAUUUCCGUGGCUGUGUUUCUCCCCUCAUUAUUCUUCCUUCUAUCCCAUUCUCUAAUUGCCUCCUUUUUACUUUCUCACUCACACUUCCUCUCUGUCACCCCUCCCUACUUUUUACAUUAAAUGUAUGUAGAUUUUUAAAAGAUUCAGUAAAAAUCCCUUUGACCUAAAUACAGAUUGAAUGAGGUAGAAGUGAAGCAUGGGAGGGGGAAUGGACAUAUUUGGGUAGCAGGAUCACCAGUCAUACAACACUCUGCUCUCACAUAUCACUCAUUCAAACCCAUUAUUGCCCUUUACCUGCAGGUCAAUUCCUUCUGCUUUACUUACGCCACUUUAACUUUUCUUUCUUCAUGCCAUCUUUACAUUUUCUGCUACCCGUGACUAUAUAUAUUGUGUGUGUGUGUGUAUGUAUGAAUAUAUAAAGUAUAGAUAUUAUGGCGCUCCCCCAGUAUUCCAAUGUGUAAUAAUCCACUUGGAUCUCAUUCUAAAAUUCUGUAUUUGGAUCUGUAACUGUAUCUAUUUUCAUAUCUAUCAUUUUCUUCCUGUAUCCCAGUCUAUACCUCUCUCCUCGUAUCCCAGUCUAAAACUCUCUCGCUCUCACUGUAUCCCCAUCUAUAACGCUCUCCCUAUAUCCCUACCUCUUUGUUACUUAUUGAUCUCUGUCUAUCAUUUUCUUUCUGUAUCCCAGUCUAUAACUCUCUCCCUGUAUCUUCAUAUAACUCUCCCCCUGUAUCCCAGUCUAUAACUCUCUCCCUGUAUCUUCAUGUAACUCUCUCCCCGUAUCCCAGUCUAUAACUCUCUCCCCGUAUCCCAGUCUAUAACUCUCUCCCUGUAUCUUCAUAUAACUCUCUCCCCGUAUCCCUGUCUAUAACUCUCUCCCCGUAUCCCAGUCUAUAACGCUCUCCCUGUAUCCUCAUAUAACUCUCUCCCUGUAUCCCAGUCUAUAACUCUCUCCCUGUAUCUUCAUAUAACUCUCCCCCUGUAUCCCAGUCUAUAACUCUCUCCCUGUAUCUUCAUAUAACUCUCUCCCCGUAUCACAGUCUAUAACUCUCUCCCCGUAUCCCAGUCUAUAACUUUCUCCCCGUAUCCCAGUCUAUAACUCUCUCCCUGUAUCCCAGUCUAUAACUUUCACCCCUUAUCCCAGUCUAUAACUUUCUCCCCGUAUCCCAGUCUAUAACUUUCUCCCCGUAUCCCAGUCUAUAACUCACUCUCCCCGUAUCCCAGUCUAUAACCCUCUCCGUGUAUCUUCAUAUAACCCUCUCCCCGUAUCCCAGUCUAUAACUCUCUCCCUGUAUCUUCAUGUAACUCUCUCCCUGUAUCCCAGUCUAUAACUCUCUCCCUGUAUCUUCAUAUAACUCUCCCCCUGUAUCCCAGUCUAUAACUCUCUCCCUGUAUCUUCAUGUAACUCUCUCCCCGUAUCCCAGUCUAUAACUCUCUCCCCAUAUCCCAGUCUAUAACUCUCUCCCUGUAUCUUCAUAUAACUCUCUCCCUGUAUCCCAGUCUAUAACGCUCUCCCUACAUUUCUAUCUCUUUAUUGUUACUUAUUGAUCCGUUUCCACGGCCCAUAAAGCUCUGACCUUAUCUCUUCAGAUAAGAUCUUUUAAUUUGCUAACACUCUCUCCUCUCUCUCUAUGUUCUGGUUUCUACACACAGUGUCUUUCUCUAUUAUCAUUCUCACUCCCAUUGUGUCUCCUGCUCCUCUUAUCCCUUGUUCACUAUACCAUUUAAAAGCUCACUCCCCCAACCUGCUGUUUCUUUGCCAUUUCUUACUUUCUCUCUAUUUUCACUCUCCCUUUUUCUGCAAUCUCCCUUUCUUACUCCUUUUUCUCCAUCUCUCCCUCUGUCCAUCUCACAUCUCCCCCUCCUCUCUUCCUCUCUCAUUUCUCAUUCUCUUUGUAAUCCCUAGCUCCCUUCGGCGUGGGUGACAUCAAUGUGUCUCCUCCCCCCCCCCCGCUCCCUCUCUUGCUCUCUCUCUCCAUCUCUCUGUCGCUCUCUAGACUGCAGAAUCAAAUCAGGAAUCAUGCAGAUGCUGCGGCUCUCUCACACCUCAUCCCCGGGCUGGCUCUCUCAGCUGUUCCUGCCAGUCUGAUUCUGCUACUGGUGGUCUCACCUUCUCUGUGUUUCCACUCUUCCCUUCCAUAAUCUUACCAUCAUUCUUCUAUUUUGUUCCGCAUCCAUUCUUCUCUUUCUGUUCCCCUUCUCUCUAUCCAACCGUUCCCCCCACAAUCUGUCUAUUUGUUUUUCAUUGCCUGCCUUGUCUUAAUCUAUCCUUUCUCUUUUCUUCCUGUUGAAUCUCUUUGCUCUCCUCUUGUACAUCUUUUCAAUUUAUCAUUUCUUCCUCUAUCUCUCUGUUUGUUUUCUUCCCUAUCGCCAAUCCGCACUCUCCUUUACGCUUCUUUUCUCUCUUUAUUUCUGUUUGCCUCACAAUGCCUCCUUGUACCCCCAGUCUCCCAGGCCUCCUCCGUGUCUUCUGCUUCUCUCCCCCCCAAUAAUGUCUCCCCCUUUAGUCAUGUCUGUCUCUCUGUGCGUGUCUGUCCUGACGCUCUUGCUGUGUACUGCGGUCUCAGGUAAAAGAGCACUGCACGUGGGUGCUCUCUUCCCCAUGAGUGGGGGGUGGCCCGGUGGACAGGCCUGUCACCCUGCUGCACAGAUGGCCCUGGAAGAUGUCAAUAACAGGAGGGACAUUUUGCCGGAAUAUGAACUGCGGCUUAUACACCAUGACAGUCAGGUGAGCAUAGGGGUAACAUCUGGAAUGGGGGAGGGUUUUACUCUAUCAUAACAGGUUUCAUAACAUUUAGGUGUGAAAGUGGGGGCAACUUCUAGAAUGAGAAAUGUUCCUGCAAUGGAAUAAGUUCCAAAACAGCCAGGUGUGAAAGUAAAGGGAACAUCUGGAAUGCAGUAAGAAGUAUUACUGUGGUUUAUGGACCAUAACAAAUCAGUGUGAUGAUGGGUAUAACCCCAUGAAACAGAGCGAGGGUUACAACCAUAAUUUAGGUACCAUAACCACUACAAUGCAGAAUGAUUACAGGUAUACCUUAAAUACCAUAACACUGGAGGUAACUCGUGGUAUCACCUCUAAUGGGAGAUGGUAACAAGUGGGUACUGUUUGGUGAAGUAUCAACUUGAAUGGGUUUCUAAAAGGCAGGUGCAAUGUUGGUUCAGUGUGAGAAUGUGGGUAUCACCAGGAGUCUAAUUGAGAGUAAAGGCCUCAUGACAGCUAAGUAUGUAGAAGAGGCAGUUGGAUUUAUUGAUGAUAUUACAGCCAGGUGUGUGGUUGAUGCAUUUGGAAAUGUUAUUGAUAUUACAGCCGGGUCUGUGGAUGUUGCAGUUGGAAUAAUUGAUAAUAUUACAGCCAGGUUUGUGGAUGUGGCAGUUGGAGUUGUUGGCUAUAUUACAACUAGGAAUAUGGAUGGGGAAGUUGGGAUCAUUUGUGAUAUUACAGCCAGUCUUGUGGAUGGGGCAGCUGUGUAUUUGGGGUUUUCUACAUUACAGCCAGGUGUGAGGAUUGGGCUGUUAGGUCUUUCGGUUGGCUAUAUUACAGCCCGGCAUCAGGAUGGUGCAGUUGGGGGCAUUGGUGAUAUUACAGUCAGGUGUGAGGAUGGAGCAGUUGGGGGCAUUGGUGAUAUUACAGCCAGGUGUGAGGAUGGUGCAGUUGGGGGCAUUGGUGAUAUUACAGCCAGGUGUGAGGACGGAGCAGUUGGGGGCAUUGGUGAUAUUACAGCCAGGUGUGAGGAUGGUGCAGUUGGGGGCAUUGGUGAUAUUACAGCCAGGUGUGAGGAUGGGGAAGCUGUGUCUUUGGGUUGGCUACAUGACAACCAGGUUUGAGGUUGGGGCUAUUGGUGACUUUACAGCCAGGUGUGAGAAUGGGAUAAUGGAGCUUUGAGUUGACUACUUUACAGAUAGCUGUAAUGAUGGACCAGUUUGGAGCAUUGGUGAUAUUAUAGCCAGGUGUGAGGAUGGGGCAUCUGUGGGCAUUGGUGAUAAUAUAGCCAAGUGUGAGGAUGGGACAUCUGUGGGCAUUGGUGAUAAUAUGGCCAGAUUUUAAAGAUGGGGCAUCUGUGGGCAAUGAUGAUAAUAUAGCCAGGUGUGAGGAUGGGGCAUCUGUGGGCAUUGGUGAUACUAUAGUAAGGUGUGAGGAUGGAGCAUCUGUGGGCAUUGGUGAUAAUAUAGCCAGGUUUAAAGAUGGGGCAUCUGUGGGCAAUGAUGAUAAUAUAGCCAGGUGUGAGGAUGGGGCAUCUGUGGGCACUGGUGAUAAUAUAGCCAGGUGUGAGGAGGAAGCAGUUGGGGGUAUUCGUAAUGUGUUGGCGAUAUUACAGCCAGGUGGGAUAAUUUAAUGCUUUGGUCUUAGUCACCAAAUUAGCCAGGUGUAGAUAGUCAGCCUGAACCAGAUUGAAUGAUCAUUAUAACAGUGACCGCCAGGUGAGGAGGGGAGAAGGUAAUAAUUUGAAUUUGUUGAUCUCUACGCUUGCUUAAUGCACAUACAGUUAGGUUAGUCUGGGGAAGAGGGCAAAAAAUGUAAAUUGCCACCAUGACAGCCCGUUUAAGAACUAUCCAUGACUUUAUCCACAAAGCAGCACAUUAAUCAUGCCUAGCCACAUUGGCCUGACAUGGGUAUUGAGAAUAGCCUGGUAAUAUACUGUUAUGGGGGUAACAUACCUGUACCCACUGUAGUAAAUACAUGGCAUGAAGAGCUAUAUAGCUCAGGCAGGUAAAGGAUUGCAUUUGUAAGAGGUCCUGACAGAGUGGAGACGCAUUCAUUAGCACAAACUAAGGAAUAAUAAGGCUAUCAGAGAGUUGACAAGGGGUUAACAAAAUCAUUUACGCACCAGGACAGCCGGGCAGAGAUUUGGGAGGGGGGCAAUCGGUGAUUCAGUAGCUGGUAUCUAAUUUCCAUACCAAACUGGCCAUGCGAGGAAUUAGAAUGGAAAGCAUAAUAGAACAUUGAGGUGAGGGUGCUGGAGGAAGAAAGCAAAAGGGCAGGGGCGGGGGCAGAGAGUGGGUGCGGGUGCUGAAUACUGAAGUUAGGACUGGCAGAAAGUGUGUGGGGAGGGGGGCAGGCAGUGUGAAAGCGACAGACAGGAGGAAGGUGUAAGAGACAGCUUACUGAAAGGGGGGUGGAGGGGGUUGAUGAGAUAGACCACAGGGGGCAUAGACAGUGAGACUGACCUUUCAGGCAGAGUAUCUCUGAGGGGGGAGAAAGAGCGCAGGGGGUUCAGUCAGGCGCUCUCGCAGGAUUACCCCCUGCGCUCUCAUUAUUCCACUUAGCUCUCUCACUGUUACCACGGCAACGAUGGAAAGGGUAAAAUAUUCCAGAAAAGAGAGAUAGAUGGAGAGAGAGAAAUGGGCAGAGAGAGGGGGGAGAGAAAGAGACAGAUGGGGAGAGAGAGAAGAACAGGAGAGGGAGAACUGAAAGCAAUGGAAGAGACAGAUUGAGCCGUCUCAUUAUAUCUGUGUACUCAAUUUUAGGCACUGUCUCCUCAGUAAUAAACAGAUAACACAUGUCCAUUUAUGCUUUUCACAUACUGACUGUUUUUCUCUCUACUUCUUGUCUGUUUGUUUUUUGUUUUUUUUGCCUAUCCCCCAUACCGUCCCCUCUCUCCUCAGUGUGAUCCAGGCCAGGCGACACGACACCUGUAUGAGUUGCUGUAUAAUGACCCUAUUAAGAUAAUGCUUAUGCCCGGAUGUAGCAGUGUGUCCACACUUGUCGCAGAAGCCGCACGAAUGUGGCAUCUAAUAGUGGUGAGCGUCCGUCUUAAUGCUCUUUACUUCUUCUCUGUUGAUUGCGCUCACCACUCUGCUUCAUUUCUUUCUUUACCUUCUCUUCCUCAUCUUCUCAUUCGAUAUUUUGUAUUCCUCGCAGAUCCAAGCCAUCUUCCUGCCCCUUUUUUCUUCCCCCCUCCUUCUUAAAACACUAAUGCGACAUCAAUUCAGAUUUUCCGCUCUCCCUAUAUUUUCUCCUUAUUCUGCCACUUCACUAUAUUAUAUCAUUGUUUCCUCUCUCCUUCCUGCCCCCCUCCCUGUUUCUCCCUUAUUUCUAUUUAUCUGUUAUUCUUGCCACCAACCCACUGCCUGUGCUGAUUCACAAAAAAGCUAAAAAUUACCUAUUGUAUUGUCUUAUAAAUAGCAUCUGAUUAGCAUAUGCAGAUUAAAACAAUGACAUUGCGUAUUAACGCGAACCGCUAUUGGAAUGUUCAGCCUGUCUAGGCAAUGUGAUAAUAUGAGAAUAAGCUAAAUAUUUCAGUAUAUUCCAUAAAUGGGUCAGGGAUGUAUCUGUGGCUCAUUAUCUGUCCUUCUCUUGAUAUCAAUAUUACUCUCACUAGUCCUAUUUUUAUCAUACCCCUUGUCUGUUUUACUCUAUUAAUCUAAUUCCCUAUCUACCGUGUGUUACAUCUUCUAUCAUUCAGGGUUACCCAUUAAAUUGGGAACUGUUGACAAUUGACAAGGGAAUAGAACAAAAGCCAAAGUAGCUAAAUAGGAAAAAUAUUCUCCUUCUGGUUUUUCAUUUUUACUGUUUUUGCCUAAAAGUGUAUUCUAUUCCAAGUAUAUUGAAUAAUACUAGUAUAAUAUUAUAUUUUAUGUCUUUGUCUUCCCAAUGCUGUUCCCUUUUUUUGUGUUUCAUGCCUUUCUCUCAGCUCCCCUUUUUAUACAGUCAUUUGUUUUCUUCAUUUACAUAGAUUUUUGAGAUUAUUACAGUUCUUCUCUAAACCUUUUAGUUGUCUUACGGCUCCAGUUCUCCUGCACUCUCAAAUCGUCAAAGGUUCCCUACCUUCUUCCGCACUCACCCGUCGGCCACCUUGCAUAAUCCCACCCGUGUUCAGCUCUUCAAGAAGUGGGGAUGGACCAAGAUUGCCACCAUUCAGCAGACCACUGAGGUCUUCACCUCUGUGAGUGUCUUUAAGUGAAAAGAAGGGCCUUCAGAUAAUCUUAACAGAUUUUUACACAACAAAAAAAUACUAAGAAUAAAAUUGGUUAACCAUUAAAGGAAAAUUAUCGCAGAGAAAACUCCCUAAACAAAAAAAAAAAAAGUUUAAGCAGUUGAAGCUUUUCAUUGUGAUGAUGGUGGCUUGUCCUGAAUGAGGAGAUGACCUUAAAGUACUGAUCGGUAACAUGAUAUUCUUUGAGCAAUAUUAUUACAAAUACACAUUUUGUUUUCAAUCUAGUCAUUAUUUUUACAUUUAGUGUGUCUACAAUACUUUUCUUAGACGUUGUUAAAAUAUGUCAUAAAGUAAGUCACAAAUAAAGCUUUGGUGGCCAAGUGUAACACUAUGUUCUAGUGAGGUUGACUAGGUGACAUGUUUUAGUGAUCUAAACCAAAUUUUACCAGAUUCUUUUAUACUGUCAGAAUCUUGACCUCAAUAACCGUCCAACUGUGUUUUUUGUGCAUAAUACAGACACACUCAGUAUAUAUUAUACUAUGAAAGUGGGUCGUGGGACAUCGUGCCUCUCGGGAUUAUGUUAGAACAGCAAACACCAGUAAACUUUGACAAAAUGAUAGGCUUUGCUUCUACUCAAUUUUUGUGGACAUUAAGUGACCUGUUAAUUGAAGGCAGAUUUUACAAUCAGAUUGUUCCAUUUACACCUACUGGAUUUCAGAUAGUGAUAAAUAUAUUUUACUAGAGAAAGUCUCUUUGUAUUCCCAAGUCAUGAUUUUAAUUAUAUACUAACACACUUUCCAGAGGAAUUCAGAUAGGCGAAGAAAUGCUGUCAUAAAUUAAAUAUGCCUCAUGAAGUUCGGUGUACAUUAUGGCAUGAUGAGAUUAGCAGAUAUCCCAUAUGGGGCUAUUAAAUAAUGUCUGAAGUAGCUGCCUGGGCUUUUAUCUUCUCAAAAGUCAGCCGAGUAAUGACCCUUUUUUUUAGUUGGAGUUUACUGAAAGAUUCAUAGUCCAAGAGAGAGAUACAUUGAGCUCCAGAGAUAAACCUCUGGGACUAUUCAUUUUAUGAGACAGCCCAUUAUAUGGUAAAGUUCAAGAAUGAACCUUUAUAAGUUUAUAUCCAAUAUUCAAAGACGUAUUAAGGUAUGUAUCGUCUUCUCCCACAGACGCUGGAUGACCUAGAGGAACGAGUGAAGGAGGCUGGGAUUGAAAUUACAUUCCGGCAGAGUUUUUUCUCAGACCCCACUGUUCCAGUGAAGAAUCUCAAGGUAACUUUCCUGACAUUCCUUGAGUGCUUCUUAUCCAAUGCCCGAUGAUAGGAUUAGGUAGAUAUCCACACAGGGUAUGAAUUCCUUUUGUACACAUUACCAUUGAACAAAAUAGUGAAUAUAUUAUUUAUGGAGGGCCAAUUGUACAGCCUGGCAUUUUAAAAAAGCAGACCAGUGGGGCCUUUAAUUCAUCAACAAACAAUGACUUUUGUCUCUGCACGGUCUGCUUGGUGGUACUUGUGGUGAUCUGGUGCUGUGAAGUAUUUUAUUUCGGAUGGACGUCAAGUCCUGCAUCUUAACGAUUUCUUACCCAUGGUCGCUUCAGAUUAGCAGUCAAUGCACACAGAGCUUCUUUGUGAUACUAAUUGGGUUACCUCAUGUUACUUAACAUUUCUUUAAAAUGAAUCCAGCAACUGUCGAUGCAUGAAUGCCUCAUGAUUAUACAAACCUGAUCUUGUGUGCUAUAAAACAUUUGUUUUGUUAUUUCACACUUUCACUGUUUGUGUCAACCUUUCACCCUGUGCCUCCAUUCCUCUUUUUCAUUAGAAUUUUCUUAAUGAAUUCGCUUUUGAAACAUAUUUUUUUCCUUUUCUCUUGUAGAGGCAGGAUGCUAGGAUCAUUGUUGGAUUAUUCUAUGAAACUGAAGCACGCAAAGUAUUUUGUGAGGUGAGGAGAAUCUUUCAGUUGGCAUCUCGGCAACUGAACCUUUAAAUCCCUAACCAUAAAAUAAAUGGAUUGCCUGCAGUGCAGAUACGCCCUCCAUAAACCCAUUGUUUGUGUAAUCCCACCAUAGAGGUUUCCCAUAAACCCACAUGCCAGCAAUACUUUACAUCACAACAUGUCUUAAAUCUUCCACCAUAGGACCAUAUAACAUCCAGUUCGAUUACUCUGUUGCCUGUGGUAUUGCCCCCUACCACCAUAUAGGACAUUUGUUUGCCUCCUUCCCCCCCCCACUCCCAUUUUUUGUUUUGUUAGACUAAAAUUCCAGUUUCCUUUAAUUAAUGAUUGGUGGUUUAUUGUCUUUUGUUCUCCCCUUCUCCUAGUAAUAAUUUGUGUCCAUCCCAUGCAAAACAAAAACUCAGGAUCCACACAUGACUCCAGUUCUUGUGACCUUUUUAGAUUCUCUUCUUGGAAUUUGUACAUGUACGCUGAACAUCUUCUUUCAUGCUAUUAUCCCUCCUCACAGGUGUAUAAAGAGCGUCUCUUUGGUAAAAAAUAUGUCUGGUUUUUAAUUGGCUGGUAUGCAGACAACUGGUUUAAGACUCCAGACCCAGCCAUCAACUGCACAAUAGAAGAAAUGACCCGAGCCGUGGAAGGCCAUGUAACCACCGAGAUUGUCAUGUUAAACCCUGAGAAUACACGUGGUAUUUCCAACAUGGUAUGUGUGGCACCUAAGUAUCCCAAAAAUCCCAUGCAUAUGCUUUAACUUAUGCCGUCCAUCUCACUGUCUCUCACACACUGUUCUACCCUUUAUCUUUUUCACAGACGUCUCAAGAGUUCAUGGAAAAACUAGAAAGACGUCUAGGAACAAACCCAGAAGAGACUGGAGGUCUACAGGAAGCCCCUCUUGCCUAUGAUGCUAUCUGGGCUCUUGCCCUUGCACUCAAUAAGACUGCCCAUGAGCUGUCUAAAAAAGGACUACGCUUAGAAGACUUUAACUAUAACAACAAUAUCAUCAGUCAGGAGAUCUACAGGGCCAUGAACUCCUCCUCAUUUGAUGGUGUUUCUGUGAGUCUUUUUUUCUUGAUAAAUGUUAUUGUACCUUAUGGUCACACAUCCUUAUUGAUCGUACAUCCAUUCCCGCGGCCUGUAUUCUCUUCGUUCAUACAUCUCAUCACAGGUACACUUCUUUCAAAAGAACAGCACAGCAAUAUCGGUAUAUAGCCUCCUUACCUGUCGCCUCAUCUCCUUUCCUUUCAUUUCCUCUCUAAGUUGUUUCCGUGAUCUCAUUCUUAGAUCUUAUCCCUCUAGUGUAUGCCUUAUUUCUCUUAUCAGAAUUCUUGUUUGUUUUCCAUGGUCUGUGUUCAUUUCUCCAUCGCCAUAUCAUCUUUCCAUCACCCUCGUUUCUUUUCCAUAUGACAAACUCCACAAAACAAGUGAUCCAUCACUUUAUUCAUUCACUCACCUUGGUAUCAUCUAAUCUUAUCUGAAAUCAUUCUCCCUGGCUGCUUUCACUGCACAAUCUUGUAAACGUUGCACUGCUCAGUAGCACUUCAUAUAUUGCUUCCGUUAUUAGAUGUGGAAUGAUUGCAUUUUGCCAUCUUUCAGACAAGCCUGGGUGUAUAGUUUGUUUAUCCGACAGCUUUUGGACAGACCUGAGAGCAGUUUCUGCACAGAAUACGAGAACGAUUGAUGGCUUCUCUGGACGAUUAACUAUAAAAGAUAUUUUUGAAGGAGAAUUGGCUUAUUUUCUGUGUGCUGCCCAGCACGGAAUCUGUUAGCAAAGGAUCCUUACCCUUCAGUCCGUGGGUCCUUUCUUAAGGCUUUCAGAGUCAAGCAGCACACAAGAAUGAUUUUAGAGGGAGUACUCUGAUUGCUUAAGUUUUGGUACAUUCCAGUGAUUUCAGGGAUAUAUAUAUAUGUGUAUUUAAAACCUGCAACAGAAUAUAACUUGUCAUCUGGGUUAUACAUUAAAUAAGAAAUUAUGGCCAAACUAGUGGAGAUUGAUAGGAAUAAGAAUUCUGCCAGGAAAAUAACCGUCAAUGAAUUAUGAAUUUCCCUACGGAGCCUUUAAAAGUCAAGACCAGGGGUUGGUCUUUUAAUCCUCUCGUUAGCAAUGCUGAAGGAUAAGAGUUGACCUUUACAAGACUGCUUGGGAAUUUUGGAUGUGGCUAUUACCACCUCUGUCCUGCAAAGCAGCCCUAAGCUAUAGAACUGCUGGCAGAUCUCCUCUGCUCUCUGCUUGUUUAAAUAGUCCAGCGGUCCCCUGCCUCCAGGGCGUUGGAGAACGUCUAUGUUCAAAGCAGCUGUAGAUGAUUGUGAAUCUAUCUUAGCAGAUCACACAUUGCUUCCAAGGCUCUCUUUGCUUUUAACUCAGCUUGAGUGUCUAAGAAUCCUGCCCCAGGGAUAUUCCUUUAUGUGUUCUACUUGUUGGUUUGUGAGAACUUUGUGGUUAUGUAUUGUUAAUCAAUUGUUAGAUGGGAGAGAUAUCUUUUGCUUUAUUAUUCAUUGCUACAUUUAAAUCCUUCUCUUGUUAACCUCUUGUUAUUUGGUAUGGUACAACAGAUUUCACUUAGACCCUUUCUCCAGUAUAACGAAAUGUAGCUUGCUGAUUGUGUGGGUUUUGGGAAGGUGCCAGGUGCCCCGCUCCCUCCUGUCGACGUUAUUAGCAAGGAUAAUUCAAACUCUGUAUUGAGAAAGUUGAUGUAGAUCAUGUUUCGGGAAUCUCUGAGGAUGCUAAAUCUUUAUUUAUGGUAUAUUGUCUAUUUUAAAGUAACAGAGGAUGGUAGCAAUGAAUUAAGUUUUGUGGAAGCAUUUCUGUUUUGUUUUUUUGGGGGGGGGGGGAGGAAGUAUCGUUAGUUAGAUUUGAGAGCACAAGAACUGUUUGAGACACAAUACCCAUCCUUUCCAAAAACAGCAGAGGCCACAUCUUCCAUUUCAGAGAGAUUGUCUCUGAUAUAUGUUAUCAAAUAGUACAUGGUGAUCUGGAUUAAAAACACGGCCAACACUGCUUUAAAACAUUUCUUUUGUGUGAGGCACAGGCAUGUAAGGAACUCAUUAGAUUUGCUCGGUUUAUUGACUGGUAGAUUUUCUGCUGUUUUGGUAUCUGUCUCCUGGAUAUUAAAAUAUCCAUGGCAAAAAAUACAUGAGUUAUUUUCUUAAUCUGUAUAACGUAAUUUUCUUCACGUAGGUAAUUUAUCUAUUUGGCAAUAACAUGGUCUGUCCAGGUUGUCCUCUGCUUCCUUGUGAUAAUGGAUAAUGUCAUAAUCUGUUGAAUACUUCCCACCUUCAUCAUCUGCUCUAUUAUAUCUUCCAUUCACAAUCUACUGCAACUUUAUCUUCUACAAUGUCCUUCUACAAAUUUCCUUGAUAAUCUACUGGACCCCGAGUUUCUCAGAUGUCUUUCUAGAUAUUCUCUCCAUAAUCUACUGCACCCAGAGCUUCAUUCUAAAUCAUGACUAUCGGUGAUGUCCCUUCAUCUUUCUUUUAUAACCUAAUCUUUCCAAUGUGAUUUAACAUCUACAGUUGUUAAUCUUCUCUUGGAUCCCAGUGCUCUCCAUGUCCUCUAACAUGUAGGCUGUUGCAUGCAGUCUUUAUCGAAGUCUUCAUCUGUCAUCUCCUAACCUUGCCUAUUUUUUGGUUUUGUCCUUUGAUAGUUGUAUCAUCUUAUCUCUUCCAGGAUCCUCUCGUUCUUUAUGACUCACUGCUGCUUCUCUCUUCCUCUUUAUUCCAUCAUCUCUAGGGUCAUGUGGUUUUUGAUGCCAGUGGUUCUCGUAUGGCCUGGACCCUCAUUGAGCAGCUUCAAGGUGUGUGAUUUCAGUCAGCAAUCACAGAGUGGUUUCCUAGCUUUGCAGGAGAACAUUUAUAACAACAUAUUGUAAAGAUAAGAGAGUAGGUUCUACAAAUACACAAGUUAUUAUAGAACUCCUGAUAUUGGCCUGGGAUCAAACAUGCUCUCGUUGUAACAGAUGCAAUACUGAAGCAAUAAGCAUUAACUGUAAAGCUUGCUUUCUGAUUGGUGUCUUGGGCAAUGAAGUGCUUAUGGUACAAUGCAAGGGAAGAUCAGCGGCAGCCAUUGUUGGAUUUAGGGCGAUAAUUAAGCCUCAUUGCAAUUCCUCUUAGUGGUAACGUUGCAGUGAAAGGUGAUGGGGUUAGAUAAGUGGUUGGCUGCCUGAGGUAUGUGAGAGUUGCAGUUUGUAAGGAUCAGGUUUCAGGUCUUGCAGAUACUGGGCAGAGCGCACAGUGAUGGGUUAAUAGAUCCAGAGGUACAUGUUAAUUAGGAACCGUUACCCGCUAGAUCUCUCUCUCCCUGCCCACCUUUUCUCCCUGUCUCCUUGUCUUCCCAGCUCUCUAUUUCCCUCCUUUUCUAUUUAAUUCGAUUUUCUCUUGCUUUCACUGAUUUUCCUUCCUGACUCUUUUCUUUCUCUCUCUUCCCAGGUGGCAUUUACAAGAAGAUUGGGUACUACGACAGCACAAAGGACAACUUAUCCUGGUAUAACAAUGACAAAUGGAUCGGUGAGUGUGGCUUUAUAUAGAGUAUCAUUUCUCAAAUACUGAUACAGCACUCUCAUCCAGCAGUCUCGCUCCCCCUGCCCUUUUCUUAUUCCAGUCAAGGGCUGUCUCCUUAUCACUUGUCAUCCUCUUUCUUCUCUUGUUAAUGUCUUUCAUUUUUCCCCAUGCAUUUUAUACCAUAUCACCUGUAGUCUAUUUUUCAUCCUCAUUCACACAUUUACUACGCCUCAAUCUCUGUGUUCAACUGUCGUGCUCGGUGUUCUCGUCUCUGUUCUAAAAUCUGCCUUCUUUGUGUUUUUUUGCAUUUUGUUCUCAUUCCAGUAUUUUAAGUCCUUGUCCCCUUUAACAUUGCGUUGGUCUCUCCCAGGGGGGUCUCCACCCGCUGACCACACCAAGGUCAUCAUCACUUUUCGCUACGUGUCUCAGAAACUCUUUAUAUCCGUCUCAGUCCUUGCUGGUCUUGGGAUACUCUUGGGGUUCAUUUGUCUCUCAUUCAACAUCUACAACAGUCAUGUGAGGUAAGUGUCACUGUAGGUGCCUCUCAGGGAAACUCCAGGAAGCUAAAAUAGUUUGUAGGGUGCAAUUAAAAGAAAAAAAGAAUGUAUUCAUGUUCAAGAGUGAAAAACAGCCCUUAGACCCAAAGGGUGGAGCUUAAAGUGGGCAACAAGGUUAAAGCAGAACUGUCACUUUUAACCCUGUUUACUGGAGUGAGAAGUGUGAUAAAAGAAGCUAUAAAGAACAUUCUUACCUCUGCAACAUUUCACUGCUCCCUUCCCAUGAUGCUUUAAGAGUUUGCAUGCCUUCUCAGAUAUUCCUUCCAUGUUGUUGUAUAUGGUGUCAUUCAAGCAGUAGGCCUGUCCUGCUGUAAAGCUAGUCAGAAUGCAAGUUAGGAGUGAAUGAAUGACAGAGAGCGUCAGAAAGAUUCUGGUUUUUUUUAGACACACGAAUCAAACAUCACAAACUGAAAAAACAUCAAAAUGUAUUGUUAAUCCUAAUACUGAAAAGUAAACAUAUACUAGCUAAUGUCAAGAUUAAUUCAUAAACUAUAAAAUUUACGGAAUAGUUUUAAUGUGUUUUAUGGUGGACAUUUCCUGGUGGGGUCUAUCCACUAAACUGUCAACUUGCGAAACUUUAACCGCAAAUGGUAGGAAAAAAAUAUCAACCUAUUUUUCCAGUUUUACUCUUUUAGCCAAAGUUUUGUGUGUGGAUUAUUACUUCAAUAUUUAAGGAAUAGCCUCCAUGGUUAUAGUUAUGGCAUUACGUUCCACAAUGAAUAGGUUUAAUACCUAACUUAUUAACUUUAGUAAUUUUAAUGUAAUUAAAAAAACAAACAGUGUUGACAUGAUAAAUCUAUUAUUGCUCACUAGUUAAUAAGCAUUUCAUGUAAUCAGAACUGCGUUAAGUAGUGGUUGUAAUAUAAUUAGAGAGCAGCCAUUGCCCUACUUUCAAGCGUUCCUGCUCAGAGAAUGGUCUCGUGAAAGGCUGUCUCUUUCAGGUACAUUCAGAACUCUCAGCCCCACCUGAAUAACGUGACUGCUGCGGGAUGUAUCCUUGCUCUCGCUGCGGUGUUCCCGCUUGGUCUCGAUGGUCAUCACAUUGAAACUUGGCAUUUCCCUCUUGUUUGUCAGGUGAGAGACAGCACAACUAUAUAAUAAAAGAAAAUGGAAUCCUGGAAAAAUGACAUAGUGUAAGCAGGUAUUUCUAUAUAUGACUGUAGCAAAAACAACCAAUUUAUGAUAAAACCAGCUGUAUAACAAAACUAGCAAUAGUAUGAUAUAUAUCUUUAUAUGACAAAACUAGCUAUGGUAUAAUAAAACAGACAUAAUAUGAUAAAACUAGGUAUGGUGUAAUAAAACAUUCAUUAUAUGAUAAAACUAGAUAUGGUGUGAUAAAACAGCCAUAAUAUGAUAAAACUAGGUAUGGUGUAAUAAAACAUUCAUUAUAUGAUAAAACUAGCCAUGUUCUGAAAUAUGUCCUUAUAUUACAAAUACAGCCAUUAUAUGACAACACUAGCCAUAGUAUGAUAAUUUAAAUAAAUAUAUGAUAAAACUAGCCAUAGUGUAAUAAUAUACAUAUAUAUAUAUAUAUACAUCUAUUUAUUCGCUAAAACUAGCCAUAUGUGAUAAUAUAUAUUAUUAUAUGAUAAAACUAGCCACGUGUGAUAAUAUAUAUUAUUGUAUGAUAAAACUAGCCAUAGUAUGAUAAUAUAUAUUAUUAUAUGAUAAAACUAGCCACGUUUGAUAAUAUAUAUUAUGUGAUAAAACUAGCCACGUGUGAUAAUAUAUAUUAUUGUAUGAUAAAACCAUCCAUAGUAUGAUAAUAUAUAUUAUAUGAUAAAACUAGCCAUAGUAUGAUAAUAUAUAUUAUUAUAUGAUAAAACUAGCCACGUGUGAUAAUAUAUAUUAUGUGAUAAAACUAGCCACGUGUGAUAAUAUAUAUUAUUGUAUGAUAAAACUAGCCAUAGUAUGAUAAUAUAUAUUAUUAUAUGAUAAAACUAGCCAUAGUAUGAUAAUAUAUAUUAUUGUAUGAUAAAACUAGCCAUAGUAUGAUAAUAUAUAUUAUUGUAUGAUAAAACUAGCCAUGUGGGAUAAUAUAGCAUUAUAUAAACUAGCCAUGAUAUAAUAAAACUCUGUUUGGCAUAAAUAGCCACCAUAUUAUUAAUAAAUCAGAUGCUAUAUAACAGAAGCGCCCCCGAUAUACCAAAAACAAACACCCUUCUGCUUCUCGCUUUCCAUCAUUUUUCCCCCUUUCCUCUGUGGCUUUGUUUCCUGAUUCCUGUCUUUAUGUCCACAGGCACGGAUCUGGCUCCUGGGCCUGGGUUUCAGCCUGGCCUAUGGCAGUAUGUUCACUAAGAUCUGGUGGAUACACACCGCAUUUACUAAGAAGGAUGACAAGAAAGAGAGGAGGAAGGUAAGAUAUAACCUCUAUUCGAGUAAGAAACUAGAAAAUGAACACAAUGAGUAGAUGAAGAAUUAUUCAGAACAUUUCUUGUUUUGCAAUGUCUUUGCAUAUCCGAUAUAAUCUGCGUAGCGAAUUGUGAUAAAUGCUUAAUUGAACUUCAUUUUAUUCUGUCUUUAAAAAUCUAGUACAGAUCUUUUAAUAUGAGAUAGACGUCCUUUCUUUGCUUCUGUCAUUGCGUCAGCCUCCUGUCUCGCGUCAAUAUACCAAUGGCUCCUCUUAAUAAAGCCUCUCCUGUAAUAUGUCAUUGAAUUCUAUUAAGGGAAUCCUGGUUGUCCAGGCUAUAAAAUUCAUUCCUAGGGGCAGCAGAGAUAUCAAUGAAGUGCUGUUUCUGUAUUAAUCCUCAUUGGCUCAAGUUGAAAUCUGACUCUUUUUGUAUGAGUUUCUCUUACAUGUCUUAAGUAUGUGGGUGCCUAACGCAUGUCCUACAAGCACACGUUUGUGUUUCUAUACCAUAUUUCACGGGCGUGUAUCUACUUGUGUGUCCCUCCUACUUGUCUCUACAAGAUAAACUGGAGGCUCAUCUGAGGACCUUUACAACGAUGAGUAGUCAUAUAAUAAAAUGUGUGUGUGUGUAUAUAUAUAUAUAUAGCUAUAUCUAUGCUGUAUGUUUAUAGAUGGAAAUCUUGUGUACGAAAAGUUAAAACUUUAAAAGUUAAUUCUUUAAUUAACAUAUUAACUCAUGCCUCAUAAAUGUGCCGUUUAUUAGCAACAGUAUCUGCGUUGGGGCUCAAUCCCUCUGUCAGUGUGUCUUGAGUGCAUAGCAGAACUUACUCAAAGUGAAGAUUCUAAAAAGUGCCAUAGAUGUCAUGUAGACCGUGUCAAUAAGAUUCUUUGUUCUUCCGAAUUACAUUUUCAGUUACAUAGCUGGUUAGUAGUUGAUGAUCUAAAUUAAAGCAUUGUGGAAUAUUGCCACAUACUGGUCACAACCAUUGACACACCCUCUAAAACAAACGUGUUUUCUUUAGCCCCAAGAAAUUGUUGGGAGGUUUGUAUUAACCUAUAUUAUGAUCCUUGAAGGCACCAACAGUGGUGAAUUUGUCUUUGUAAGUAAUCGGUAUACACAAGAUGUUAUUUUGGGAUGUAUAGAAGCAUGAUUAAGGUCUCCUGCAUCCCCCAGUGGGAUGUACAGAAUCCUAGUUGUUUUAUUGUAUAUUUCAUUAGACCAACAUGCUCUACUUAAACACCAGCAGGGGGCGGUAUUACAGGGAUGGGGAUAUAGCUGUCAUUCAGAAUCUGCUAAGGAUGAGUCAUAUCCUGUCCAGCAGUGCGUCACAUGGAGGGGAUAAGAGCAGCGUUCACCCCUAAUCAUGUAGAAUGAGUCACCUCCUGUAGACAUGCGGCAGAGCUUCCUUUGGAGGGAGAUUGGGGCGUAAAACAAGUGGUGGGGGUCAAUUAUAAAGAGAGCCAGCUGGUAAUGAUGGAUAUAGAUGGUUUGCAAGGAGACAGCGAAAGCUAUGGUGACAGACUCGGAAAUAGAGGGGAAACUUGGGGAUCUGAGAACGAAUGAGAGAGACCUGGAGAGUAUUAGGCUGUGUGUAUUGUUUGUGAGCUAGUCGCAAGAACAUGGGAGAAAUAUUGUACUGCACAAUGGGACCCUUAGAACAUGGCUACAUUAAUCAGCUGUAAUAAAGAUUGUUCAAAAAGUGGAAUGUGUUCUUAUCGAAUGUACCUGGAAUGAUUAUUUUGUGAGCAAGAACUAUACCAGAGGAAGCUAGCAAAUAGCUCGCCAGCAGUUCAGGAACUGCAACUCCCACGAUCCUUUGCCGGGAUGCAGGGCUUGCAAAACAUCUAGGGAACUUUAGUUCUUUAACAGGAGCACUACCAAUUCUCUACUUCGAACCCUGGCUAUGCUGAAACUAAAAAAUUAUCUUUACAAUUUGGUAGUUAAUUGCUUUGAAUUUCAAGUUUUGCUAGCACUGCAUGCUGUGACAUCGCAGCUCUGCCACGUAAGCAAAUGAACUGCAGCGGGUAGGACCUUAAUUCAUUAGCUUACAAGGAUCGGUAGUGAUGACAUAAGGAGCCGACAGAUUGAAAGCCAUUUUUUUUUUGUAUUUCAUCUCCACCAAAUUGCCACCAAAUGUCUGUAACUGCAGGAGGGAUUAAGGCGGAGGGACGCUCUGUAGGAUGCAGUGUUGAGUAGAAGCUUUCGCAUUGGGUUACCAUAGCAACAGACAGCAACGCAAUGCAGAAACCCCAUAUCUGCACCUAUUAUUUCCCCUCCCCCUUGUAUUCUGGGCAGUAUAAAGUGAAAAAAACUAGGAUCAUAGCUCCUCUUAUUUAUAAUCUACGCCAAGCCUUAGCUAAAGCGGAACAACGUCUGCUCCAGUGAUAUUGUGGAUGUUGGCAGGUUAAAUGCAUUAUAUGCCGGCCAUGCAAGCACUGCAGUGGUUGCACAUUGAGAUUGGAUUGUGGCCUGGGUCUCAAUGUUCCCUCUAAGGUCAGAGAUCCCGGUGUGGUCUAAUAAGAAUCCUCUUUCAGCAUUCCUUGGAGGUAACAUAGCCAAGCUUAUACUUACCCAUCUCACUGCAGUAAUGGCCCCAAUGCCCAGCAAACCGGGUACGUCUAGUUAACAAUGUUUGCACAUGCCCCAAAUGGGAUGGCGAAUAGUUAACACAUUUGGGGGGUUGAUUCAUGGAAGAGCAAAUUGUAUUGCAUAGAUUUCUGAUUUGCAAAAUGUAUUUUGAAAUAUUUAAAGGUGAAAAAAAAACCUUGUCAGACCCAGCUACCUUUCCAAUGUAGCCGUUUUAGUUUAUAUCAUGGCUGGCUAUGGCUGUGACUGAGAGAGAACUAUGGGGGCUGUAGUCCAACAACACAUUUGCUUUAAAUGUUAUGAUUUGUGUGUCAAUUUAAUGCAAUUCAUUUUUUUUAGUUCCCUAAGGCAGUGGUGGCAAGCCCUGGCACUGCAUAGUUAUACAAACUACAUUGAAAAAAGACUGUCAUUCAUUUAAGUAAGAAUUGUGUCUUCCGAAUUCAGUCCAAAAUAGCCAACUAACAGAAUUUUUCAAAGUUGGCUAUUGCCGCCUACAUUUUUAAAAAAAUCCCUUUAAUUUCCCUACAGUAGGGGUAGACAACCUCCGGCAUUCCAGAUGUUGUGAACUACAUCUCCCAUAAUGCUGGCAAAGCAUCAGUGGAGAUAUAGUCCACAACAUCUGGAGUGCCGGAGGGUGCCUACCCCUGUCCUAUAGUGUAAUAAUAAUAAUCCCUAUAGUGAAUCCAACUCCUAUAUCGCGGUAUGGAUGUGUAAUGUACCUUUCUCCCGCUAACAUAGAAGUAAACUUUCUGAUUUCUUGUGAUAUAUAACUACAUAUCCCAUGAUACUCCUGCCAGGCACAUGGACGGUACUGCUGGUCCUGUGGCUUUGGAUUUUGAAGCAGAUCGAUUCCUACUGGUUAUAUAUCAUCCUGAGCAGACUGUUUCUGUCUUUUAUUUCCUGGAAUCAGAAAUGUUUCCAUAUCUCGUGCUUUACUAGUGUAUAACGUCAGCAGCCUUUGUCUCUAUAUUUUUCGGCAGGCUUUUUUUAGAACAGGGCGUAGCGAUUACCUAGUUUUUUUUCGUCAGAGCUGCACUUUUUACCUGUAUUGGUGUUCACACCCUAAAGUUCAAUGUGCUGGUUGCUGAUAAGUUUGAUUGUGUUGUUGGACGACAUUUCUUGCUUGUUUGUUUUUUUGUUGUUUUUUCUUUCUUUUUAUAAAAACCUGAAAACCCAGUUCUUAUUGUGACGCUAACCUGAUUCUCAGUCCCUGCAGUACAAUGCAAGGCAAGACCUGAUUCCUGGCACAACUAUGUUGUUAUUGAUGACUUUCUAAGCAGGGAGUGUCAACUUCUAGCUCUACCUGGGAAUUCUGGGAGUUUAGAGUGUCAGCGACCGCCAGUCUCCCAAUCCUCUCCUGUCCCUUAAUGUGGCCUAUGUUGCUACAGCUCAGAGUAUUUUGAGAAUUGUAGUCUUUUGUAGUCCAGCAAAAGCUGUAGAGCAACAAUGAACACCCCUGUUAAGCUUGCAGACCACUCACUUAUUGAACAACUCCCAGGAUGCUCAAACACCUCUUUCUUUUAGAGUGAUAGCUUAGCAUCAUGGGCCAUUUAUUUAUAUCUUCGAUGGGAGCUGCCUGCUGCUUCCUGGUCACAUAUCACAUAUACAAACUGAUGGUCUGUGCAUGAAAUGUGUUACCCUGCAUUGUGGCCCAUUCAUAUCAUACAGGAAGGUAAUUCAGUCAUUAAUCAUAGAGGGAUCCCACAGGGGCAGCCCUGACUAGGCCAUGGAAUUCUCUCUUGCGUCAUGUGGAUGCUACGUGCUACAGGGCAGAAUGUUUCAUGUGCAGCCCAUCACGGAGAUAAAGUAAUAGAAUGCUAGGGAAACAUGGCAGAUCUGGCAUUCUCAGUCUACUGGCUAUUGAAAUAAUAAAUCAGUAAUUUAACAACUUUAACUCUAUGUAAAUAUACACAGCUCCAAGCCAUGUAUAUAGUCAUCUACUUUUAUAUAGAAAAUCAAAACAAAUAUGUGGGAUACGGCUGGACAAAACUAAAAAAGGAACAUAAACAAAAUAUAGUGUAAUACAGUAAAUACAGUCAGUUAUGCGCCACACAUAAGUGCACUCAAGAUUGCGGUAAAUAAAGCGCUCACAAGGUGCCUCCCCCGAAGUUGUGGGGGGCUAUUUGUCCCACUCUCCACUAAGGUAGCAGAUGUUACACAGGACUCCAAUAGAUGAGAGUAAAAAAAUCAGCGAUUUUAUUUUGUUAAAAGGUGAACAAUCACCGUCAGCAUAGGAUAAAAUAAAAGAACAAUUGGUCCUACGCGUUUUGUUUCAAAAGGAACUUCCUCAGGGACCACAACAGCAUUAAAAUUGAUCACAGUAAUAACCUGUAUGAAAAAACAUAUCCUAAUACCCCCCAUCUAAAAGUCCCUUUAAAUAGGGCUAAUCCCUGUGUCCAUUGGUGGAUCCGUGGGCGUUUCCCUUUAUCCGCAGCCUCAUUGGUGUGGGUACAAUACCCUCUCAGGUGUCCACAAUCCCAGCGUCUUCAUGCCAAUCAAAAUUGGCGCGUCCAUGCUCAACCUGAACCGGAAGUCUGUUGCUCGGCAACACUGGGAUAUAUGGGUAUACUACCCUCGGGUGGUCACCCACUUUAUCUUUUACAGAAGCAUUAAUGGGCGGAAUGAAGUCCUCCUCUUUUGUAUCAGCAUCAGCACCCAAAAUACUAAGACUGGGGAUGUGCCAUACUAAAUGUCUUGGCAUUCUCAAUUUAAAGUGGAUCUGUCACCUCAAACUUACCCUUUUCAUAUUGUUUCCUCUUCUCUUCCUCUUCACAAUCUGUUCUUCUUUUCUUCUUCUAGGGACUACUUUGUCCUAUGUGCUUUACCUACACUUGGCAAUCUUGUCAAGCUAAAUAAGGACAAAGCUUGCCUUACACUCCACCCUUUGCUAAGAAUGCCAAGCAUAGAAAAAUACAUAAGCAUACUAGAUCAGAAAUGAAGGGAAGAUGAACAGUUUCUGAAAGGAGAAAGGCAAGUUUGAAGUGACAGAGCCACCUUAAUUGGCAUUAUUUUUUAAUAAGGGGAUCAGUUCCCUUUAAGCCUAUUUGACACGCCAGCUGUGUAAUUGAACUAAUUAAUUGCUGGUCCUAGUAUAGAUUCAUCCCGUUGGGAAUGUGUUCUGCUUCUGAAUUUCAUUUUCUGCAUCGCUCAGAUUAUUAUCCUUUAGGUUUAAUCACAACAUCCUCCAAUCGGCUGACUAGAAAGCAGGCGUUGCGAAUUCUUAAUUAUCAUUGUAUCAAAGAGCGAGACGGACUGGUUGGCCAGUUUCAUGGCUCAUGCCUCUUGCUAGGGCAGCUGUGGAGCCAGAUGUGACAGCGUACCUGGGAUGUGUUCUCUGAUCCCUGUGUGCUCGGCCUCUGUUAAGCCCGAGGCUGGCUCUGUCUGCAGAGAUACAGCCCCAGCAUAGUGAAGCUGUUGUGCUUGAACCUACCGUGAAACAAUCGUAACCCAAUUCUGUCAAUUCUCCUUGCUUUGUAAAACAAUCCGGGCAGCGAAUCACUUGCAUCCAAAAAAACAAACUGAUCUUUCCAGCUUCCUUACUUAUUAAUAGGAACUUUAACACCAGCAAUGAGAACUCUCCUUCAUUCCACCCCAAUAUAAAGAGAAAGCUAUUAUAUAAUAAGCUAUUCUUAAUUUUUAUACAGCCGAAACCAUACAGGCUGCAGAUCAGCGAUACUCAGUCACCUUCCAAUUGUUGGCAGACUGUAAGGCCCAUCAAGCUUGCCAGCUGGCUUCUGUGGUUUUUGGCUGCCACAGAGGAGUAGGGGUUUCUUGUUUUGUGUUAACAGCUGGAGAUUAGGUAUUUUACCUACCCUGGCAAAAGAGAUCUACCCUCUACGUGAGUAUCAUAAACGAACUCAGACAUACAAACCCUAAUGGAAACUUUGUGGGGCAUUUUUUAUUAAACCAAAUGUUGUGGAGUUUUGACAAAAAUUGGAAAACGUACCCAACUCAGCAGUUAUACCAGCUCGGCCGUAUUGGGUUAGAAUUUGCAAUUUCGUCAUCAAUCUUUUUUCACAAUUGUCAGUUCAUAGAAAAUAUCCCAGUUUAUAUUCUUUUAUAGAUUAUAUGCAAUUAAUUUGCUGUUGGCAGAAGGGCGGUAUAUAAAUAUUAUCUGUGACCUAGCAACAUUUUCAAAUCAGAACAACGUGCUUCUGAAUGGCGGUGGGGAAUGCAUUUGUUCCUCCGAGGCAUUCCCUUCAUCCGUGACAUUAUCCCCCUAACCUUUCUCUAUAACAAAAAUGUUCUUAAACUACAUUCCAGAUGUGUCUAUAAUGUGUUUAAAAAAAGAGAGAGAUUAUUUUGAUACACGUGUUACUUUUCUCCAAUGAUUUAACAAUGUUCAUGCAAGUGAGGGGCACACUUAAUUUGUAACGUAUCAUAGAGAAUUUAGGUGGAGGAGAAUAGGGAAGUGACCGUGAAAAAAGCUAGCUGGGGAGGAGAAAGUAUAAACUGAUGAAGAUAAGGAAUAGGACUGUAGUUAGAAUGAAAUCGACUGAUGUAGAGGGGAAAGAGAGACUAGCUGACAAGUAGUGGGAAGUGGCCUGUUGGGGGAAAAAACGGUCAACAAAGACUGAAAAGUGACAGAAAUUAAAGAAAAAAUGUGUGUAUAAUGGAGGACACGGGUAAAUGCAGUAUGGAAUAUGAAUAGAAAAUCAAUGAUAAAAGUGUAAGGGUGAAGUAAGAGAGACUGGCAAAGAUGGACCCUAGAGAGGUUUAAGAAACGGAUGGGAAGUGUAUGUGACGCACCCAAGGGGGCAGCAAAAUGGAUUUUUGCCUAGGGCAGUAAAAAGUCUUGAAUAGGCUCUGUUUAUGAGGCGUUAAUGGUGAUACUUUAUCCAGACAAAACAUAAAUAUAGCGUUCUAGCAUUGUAAGCAAAAAAAAAAAAACAUUAAGCAGGUCUGUCAAUUUAGUCUCUAUGGCUCUGAAGACAGACGUAGUACAGAAAUAGCCUUUCUGUUGCUAUAGGAACAAAGAGUCAGGCUUAGCCUGAAGAGCUCUGGCAUUGACGAGAUAGUUAUCUGGAGUAGGGUGCGCUGUGCCAACAGUGUGUCUUCACCUUAACACCCACCAUCAUCCACACACUUUGGCCAUUGUGGAGACUUUGCUCAUUUCUGACACCCCUCCACACAUGGUGAAGCCCAGACGAGAUGUAGGUAGAUUGGUUGGUACAUGAUGGGCUGGUCCAGAAACGGGGUCCUAGCUAGACAUAGCAGAUUGGUGAAGGUGCAGACUAAAAAGAAGGUGCAGACUAAAAAGGCCAAACAGGAUCAGGCUGGAUGCAUAGUCUGGUAAUGACUGGGUCAGUAAUGGAAUCAUGCUGGCCUACACAAGAACUGGGACAGAGACAUCGCAAUGUCCAUGUCAAAAUGGCCACACUGUGUGCUACAUUGUAAAGACAAGUACCUUGCCCUUUAAUGGACAAAUGUAUAAUAUCCAUCAUUGGACGUCACUGCUCCUUUAAUUCUUUAACUCGUCUACCACUUUAGCACGCACGAGGCACUGUGAAGCUGAAUCAAUAUGGAAGCAUUCAUUUCUGCGUGUUAUCUUUGAAGACGUUUUUCUGUAUUCAAUUUUUUUUUGUUUUAUCUCGCUACUAAAAUCUGCCACUGCUUAUUGUGUGCAGGAAAAUGACAAAGGAACUAAAAAUUAAAUUGAAGAUUAUUUUUUUUUUUUUUUUCGCUGCCAAGAAUAAGACAAUGAAGAAUCAAUCGGAAUAGGAAGAGCGACAAGAUUUUAUAAAGCACAGAAAUAAAAUAUAAAAAAAAAAGGCACAGAUCUCCCUGUGGAUAUUUGGGGGUUUGUUCACUAAACAGUGAGUUGUACUGAGCUGACAAUCAGUGUGUGUGUGUGCGUGUUUGUGUAUGUUGGUGGGGUGUUGAGAGAGAUUGUGACUACAUAAAAAAUUGGAGGCAACACAUCUCGAAGUGACUUGUUUGAUUUGAAUAUUUUAAAUGCAUUAUUUUGUACGUAUGUUUACACCUAAUGAUUAAGGAAUCCAUUACUCAUGUUUUGAUAUCGGGGGUGCCUGAGGCAGACGGGAGUUGGACUCUUUGAAUUUUCAUUUCUUACAAGUAAAGGGUAGUCUUGGCCUGCUUGUGUUUAUUACCCUGUACCUGUCUUUACUCCAAGUUGGAAAUGCCCAACUCCUUACACAACCUACCACUGCAAUAUACCAGGAGGGUUGUUUUAUUUAUUUUUAUUUUUAAUAUAAUCUUUAUUCAUACAGUCAGCUGAGUAUCUAUCAAACUGUUUUCCAAUGGAGAGGAUUGACUAAGAAAAAAAACAAAGACAAGUUCAAAUGGAAACUAAACACACUCUGCAGCGAGAUGAAUGCAAUGCGUAACACACUAGGAGAUUGCGUGCAGACAGGUUCCUGACACCUAUUGUCUAUAGGAAACUUCUAUAGUAACUAAACCUGCCUAAGGAUUACAUGAAUUUGUUUUACAUGUUUAGUGUAGCGUGGCACAAUCCCCAGAACAGCCCACACUAUAUACUUAGAGAAACAUCCCAAACGCCCACCACCCCUAUCCCCAUUGACUGUCUACAGGUUUCCCAUGAUCCCCUAUAUUGCUGUCUGAAUCCAUAACUGGGGUUACUGAGAUCUAUCCUAAAUCAUUUCCAGGCGAUGGCCCAGUGUUUCAGUAACCAUGUUUCAUUCAUUCCAGGCAAUGGCCCAGUGUUUCAGUGACCAUGUUUCAUUCAUUCCAGGCAAUGGCCCAGUGUUUCAGUGACCAUGUUUCAUUCAUUCCAGGCAAUGGCCCAGUGUUUCAGUGACCAUGUUUCAUUCAUUCCAGGAAAUGGCCCAGUGUUUCAGUGACCAUGUUUCAUUCAUUCCAGGCAAUGGCCCAGUGUUUCAGUGACCAUGUUUCAUUCAUUCCAGGAAAUGGCCCAGUGUUUCAGUGACCAUGUUUCAUUCAUUCCAGGCAAUGGCCCAGUGUUUCAGUGACCAUGUUUCAUUCAUUCCAGGCAAUGGCCCAGUGUUUCAGUGACCAUGUUUCAUUCAUUCCAGGCAAUGGCCCAGUGUUUCAGUAACCAUGUUUCAUUCAUUCCAGGAAAUGGCCCAGUGUUUCAGUGACCAUGUUUCAUUCAUUCCAGGCAAUGGCCCAGUGUUUCAGUAACCAUGUUUCAUUCAUUCCAGGCAAUGGCCCAGUGUUUCAGUGACCAUGUUUCAUUCAUUCCAGGCAAUGGCCCAGUGUUUCAGUGACCAUGUUUCAUUCAUUCCAGGCAAUGGCCCAGUGUUUCAGUGACCAUGUUUCAUUCAUUCCAGGCAAUGGCCCAGUGUUUCAGUGACCAUGUUUCAUUCAUUCCAGGAAAUGGCCCAGUGUUUCAGUGACCAUGUUUCAUUCAUUCCAGGCAAUGGCCCAGUGUUUCAGUAACCAUGUUUCAUUCAUUCCAGGCAAUGGCCCAGUGUUUCAGUAACCAUGUUUCAUUCAUUCCAGGAAAUGGCCCAGUGUUUCAGUGACCAUGUUUCAUUCAUUCCAGGCAAUGGCCCGGUGUGUCCAAACUCAAGGAAACAUGUUUCCGCAGCUAACCCAGAGUUCCUAGCUGGACAUGCAGAUGAGCAGCACAGACUGCCAUUGAGUUUUUGGCUCUUUUUGGGGAACUUUUCAUGAUUGUUACAUGUGUAUUUACACCAGUCAUUUAGAACAAUACCAAACUAUAUUUUAUGAAACUCCUUUCUUAACACACUUACUCCCGUAUCAUUACAGUAACUUUUACUGCUGUGAUACACACCACACAUUACUAGGAGAUAAUUAUUGUAGUACACUCGCAUACAUCACACCAAAUCCUCGGCAGCUGUGAUACACUCAGACACCCCACAUUAUUGUGAGCCCUUUGCUGUGAUAUGUAGUGGCCUCCCAGGGUAACAGUCACUUCUCAAACCAAUCUCUUACUUUCUCAGCUUAGUUAGUGGUCCACGUUCAGACUCUACUUCAUUCUCGCCUUCCAAUUCUUCUACUUCCCCACCUGUCACUCGGUUCCAAGCCCCCACACUGCCCUUCCUGUUGUUAUAAAACCCCACCUGCUCUAGGUUGUAAGCUCAUUCGAGCAGUGUCCUCAUCAGCCUACUGUUCUUCCCACAAUUUGAAAUAGUUUGUCUCAUUUGUUGUGAGAGUACCUUUUUAUUUAUGUUGUAAAAUGCUGUGGAAUAAGUUGGCGUUAUAAAAAUGCCAAUAAUAAUAAUAAUAAUAAUAUACACCACACAAGGAGGAAGAACCUUAAAGUAUAAAAGAAGAAGAGAGGUAUAUGGUUAUUAUAUAUUUGCAUGCAUAUUGACUCAUGAUCUUCCCAUUCCUGUAACUUGAUGUUGAGUCAUUUGAUUGUUUUCCAUAAGGAAGUUAUGGUUCGAUAGAAGUGUAUUGCAUUAUUGCCGAAGGGUUCCAUGGUUUGGUAGUUCUAGGUAUAUUGUGGUCUUACAGGACUCUAGGGCGGUUAAAGCUGCCAACACAACACAUUGCUAUAAGAUAUAUGAAGACCUUGGUCAACGGCAGUCACCGUGGCUCCAAGCACCCAACGCUCUGUAACCUAAGCAGAAAUCACUAGUAUUCAAGAGAAGAGCUGCUCGUGGAACAUCUUGACAAUUGACUGCAAAUAGUCAUCCACUUCCCUUUUGAUUUCUCUUAGAAAAUUGCCAGAUAUUUCAGAGUUCUAGUAGUGAAAGUCUGGAGUGGAUAAUAUAAUGAUGGAAAUGUUCUUCAGAAUACGAGGUGACCAUUGUAGACAGGCUAACAUAGCAAAGGCGGCUCUGGAUUGCCACUAAAAUAUGAUGCUUCUUUAUUGAGAACAAUUAUUUCUGCAGCUUUUUCAGACUCCCAAUCGCUUGAACUGAUUAUUUCUUAGAUCGCAGAACCCCUGGAGCCUGAGUGGAACUUGGCUGCUGAUGGAUCCUGUGCGACUUUAAAUCACCAAUGGGUUCCACCCACAGAACGCUUGCUGCAGCAAUGCAAAACUGUGCGUUCUAAUAAUAACGUCUGCGCGGAAAUCAAUCGCGGCAUUCAGUAGAAACAAUUGUUUUAUUCAGUAUCCGCAGCUGCUUUAUUCAGUAUCGACAAUUGCUUUAUUCAAUAUCGACAGUUGCUUUAUUCAGUGUUAAGAUAACGGGGGUCCAGCAGCCCCCACAUCUUCUUGUGUAUGGUUUGUUGUUCUAUUUUGAUAAAUAAUACAUACGAUUUAUGUUUUUGUGUGUGUGUGUGGGUGUAUUUAUAUAUACUUGUAUGUAAGUAUAUCUCUGCUGAAUUGCUGUUUCUUCUAAUAGCAUUUUUAUUAACAAGUAUUGUCCCUUUGUGUUGUCAGUGUGAAGCACACUGCAAGUCAAACUUUUUUCUACAGUUGUAUGAAACUGGUAAACGGGAGCAGGGUACUUUAGGCCCCCUAAUAUCAUUGACCCAUACAAGAAGCAUAAGUUGUUAUGGUGCUUGGAUUGUCCCUUUAACCCCUUAAGGACCAAACUUCUGGAAUAAAAGGGAAUCAUGACAGGGUUAAGGAAUGUUUCUAACACUUCUUAUGCCCCUAGUAAUUGGAAGAGGCUGCUACUGCAAGUUUGAUGGGUGUCCUAACUAAAAUGUUCACAGUAAUAUAAAGGAGGAACUGUCAAUUCACAUUAUUUUACUAUUUUAUUUACUCAUCGCCUCUAUUUAAUGAAUUUUUUUGGGGGGAGGUCUAAAAUAUAAAAUCAAAUGUAGAAAUCGGCACCGCUGCAUUUACCUUAACCCUCAAACUGUGUGCCUCCAUUUUGGCUCUGUGUCAAUUCACAGAGGGAGAAGAUGAGGCGAAAUACAAACAAUGUUUCUCUUCCUCCGAUGCAAUGUUUGCCAGGGCUGUGCCAGGACUGAACCGGAUUGUGAUGUCAUUUUUAAUAUACAUUUAAAAGAAAAUGUAUCACAAGUUACUAGUGAUCCUCCAUGUUUUAUAUAGUGCUGUAAUUUCCAGAGAAGUCACCGUCUCCCCCAUUAAGAGAGAUAUACUGGUGUAGUAUUGUAUUUUUUAAGGUAUUGAUUAUAUUGACUGCCUAUAUGUAAUCCAAAAGCCCUUUCACUGUGAAUUUAAAUCAGUCCGGACGCUAUAUAUGUAGAAGCUAAAGUAAUACUGCAAUCAAGAGCUUCGUUUUGUUGCUGUGAUGUAAUAUUUGGCAUGACAGGAGCCAUAUGUCCCUGCUCACUGCUUGAUUUUUCAGAGAUGACAGAUACGCCCCUGUGGGUGUGCUAAGAGUUUGCAAUAACUAAAGGUUAUCAGAAUAUGUAAAGCUCUGGCUGAAUGUCAGAUCGAUUGUAAUAAAAUUUCCUGGAAGUUUCUGAGCCGCAGGUUUAAGAGAAAACACAUUGGCCAAGAACUAGAAUUAGAUUUUCCCUUAAUAGGGAACCAAAACUUAAUUUUAAAUCAGAGGUGCAAUUUGUUCACAAUUACUGCUGUGGAUCCAGCAUUAGUAAGGACAACCCGGUAGGUGUUUAGAAUAGGAUAAUAAGAAACACGAAAAAAAACAACACAACUUUUAUCCUUUUCUUGAAAGUAGGUCCCUGCUGACACUACGCAUAAGAAAAGGAACAUUUAGCUUUUAAAGCGGCACUGUCAUGCCGAACUUGCCUUUCCCCAAUUUCUAUCUCGUCUCCUCCUCUCUCAGGAUCUGUUCUUCUUUUCUUCCUGUCUUCUUUAGUUUUCUUUAAAAUCAUAAGACUAAGUAGGGACUCUUUGCCUUAUUGAGGCUUCAUUUCCGCUGGUCAGAGCAAUUUUUCCAUAAUUCUUACCUUUCCUCUGUGAUCUCGCGAUGCUUCCUGUCAUUUUAGACGAAACUGCCGAAUUGCGUUCUAACUGAAUGAGAACAGUAUGUUCGUUUGUUUUAGAAUUCAAUUCGGCACUUUGUUCGUAUCGGAAUUUCAUUCGAAUGAAUGAAACUCGGAUUCAAUUUGUGCCGCGGCUGCAUCUUGCAGCCGCUUAGUACAUAACUACCGUGGGAAUUAUCUUCCUAAAAAUUACUUAGUAUUCGUAAAUGAUCUGCCCCUACUCGCUAUACCGCGAAUUGGGGCAUGUCUAGUAAACAGUGAGCAGUAAAAAAAAAAAACUAUUGGGGGCCAAUGGACAAUCGGGGGUGGGGGGACCUACUGUGCGGUGGAUGGGGACCAUAAAUUACAAUGGGGGGGGCCUACUGUCCUCCCCCCCCCCAGGCCCCCACCCUUGAGCGGUGGGUGGGGGCCAUAAAGAUAAUGGGGGGACCUACUGUCCUCCCGGCCCCCACCCCUGGGCGGCGGGUGGUGGCCCUAAGACAAAUUCGCCCCUAGUCUCCCACCCAAACAAAAAAGUUACCCCCCUCACCCCAAAAAAAUAGUGAGGGGGGAAUAAAAUAACCAUCAGAGUGCUUUGUGUCAUUUUACACAGCGUGGGAAAGUUAUUUGGAAUUUUCCCACGCUGUGUAAUUUGACUCAUAACACUCUGAUUGGUGGGCUUGGAAUCUAACCAAUCAGAGUGCUCUUUGUCAUUUUACACAGUGUGGGAAAAUUCCAAAGAACUUUCCCACGCUGUGUAAAAUGACACAAAGCACUCUGAUUGGAUGGAUUUCAAGCCACCCAAUCAGAAUGCUCUGUGUCAUUUUACACAGCCAAUCAGAGUGUUCCUUCCCCGCCCUUCAGAGCUCAGUCUGCGCGGAGCCCUCCAUGGGUGAAGAUGGAUUUUUUUUUUUGCACUCAGGUUUUUUCUGUUUCUGCGUUUUUUUUUAUUUAUUUUAAGUUCGAUGGGUAUGAUGGUUUUUUAUUUGGCCUUUUUGGGGGCUGAAAAAAGAAGACGUCAAAUGGUAAGUUUUUAAUUUUUCUUUACAGGUUAGUUAUUUUAUUCCCCCCUCACUAUUUUUUUAGGGUGAGGGGAGAGUAGGUAGGGAGUAACUUUAUUUAUUUUUUUGGGUGGGGGGGUGGGUGACUAGGGGCUUGGGGACCCCUAUUCACCUUUGAUGGGGUGAGGGGGAUUUGUCUUAGGGCCCCCACCCGCCGCCCACGGGUGGGGGCAGAGGGGAUGACAGUAGGUCCCCCCCAUUAUCUUUAUGGCCCCCACCCACCACUCAGGGGUGGGGGCUGGGGGGGGAGGACGACAGUAGGUCCCCCCCCAUUGUAAUUCAUGGCCCCCACCCACCGCGCAGGGGUGGGGCUGGGGAGGACAAUAGGUCCCCCCCCUUAUUGUUAUUUAGGGCUCCCACCCGUCGCGCAGGGGUGGGGGCCGGAUAGUAGUUUGUUGGGUUUUUUACAGUGAGCAGCCACAGGCUGCUUCCUAAGUGCUAAGUUUGCUUUAUUCUAUUUUUAAUUAUUUUUUACUUUAUUUACUAUUUUUGAUGCUGCUUGAGGUUCCCAUCAGUGUACAUUACGUCUGAAGGUGUUCCUGUGUGCUGCUAUGGUGGUAUUUUGUGAUGUGCUUCUCUAAUACCCUUUAUCUUGUAAGUGCAAUAUUUAUUAAAUACUUAUACUGUUUUUAGAAACUCUGCACUAUUAUUUCUUUAAAUUCCUCUCUCCCUGCAAUCUGAAAACAAGGAUACUAUACAUAUUAUUUGAUACGCCUUCAAUCAAUUUUGGGUUUCUGAGUGUGCAUUCUACUCAUUUUUAUAUUAUUUUAGCUACGGCAAUAUUGCCCUGUUUUUCUCUUUUUUUGCAUUGUAGUUACCUGGUAUUUCGUACUUUGUAUUCUGUGAUUGAGGGCUUGGAGGAGUCCUACUCUACAUGCAAUAUUUUAUUAGGGUAAAAGUACUUUUUUGCCCUUUUCUCCUUUUCCCACUUUUAAUCUCCCUUAUGCUAUUAUGGGAGUCAUAUUGACCCCCAUAGAGUGAGGGAGGACCUGGGGGGGUUUAGGAAGUGGCGGGGAGCACUGCUCCCUGCCGCUUCUAUCUUUACAUAUUACAAGGAGGGAGCUGGGCGCCGGUAGCUCCCUCCUUGUAAUAAACUGAACGAACAAACGAACACUGAUACACAGUGUUUGUUUGUUCGUCUGAUUUUUCUAUUCAUUCAUUCGUCUUUCUGACGAUUGAAUGAAUAGAUGAAAUUCCCGUUCGCAUGCCCUAGUGUUUAACUGGGCAUGUGCGGGAAUCUCAGUGCUAUCUAGUGUGGGAAGAUGACGUGUCCCACAGGGACUUCAUCGACCCACACAAAAUGGCGGUGCCCUGAAUAUAGAUCGGGGCACAAAAUAAAGAAUAAAAAUAGGUAAUCUGGGGGGUCUUAGGGGCAUUUAGGGAUUCCUAGGGUGUCAGUUAGAUGUAGUGGAGUCGGGAGAGGGGUUAAAAAAAAGGGAUUCGGCCAUGACAGUCCCGCUUUAAGUGGUAGUACGUACAUGGAGCAGCCUUCCAGUGGAAACUGUAAAUAUUAAUAAAGUAACGAUGAUGGAUAAAGUUAUGGUUAUCCUGAUGAACAAAUAAGUCUUUUGUAUCUGAUAACUUUGGUUAUUUCUGUGUUCUCUUUCCCUGAAACCUCCUUUAGUGGAAAAGAAGGGGGUGAUGCAGGGACAAGGGGCCUGGUCGCAUUCAUUUAAGUGCCUAGCCAAAAAGUACAGGAUCAGCUGAAAAGGAGUGAAGCUGCUACUAAUGCACACUCCAUGUGCUCAAUCAUGUACAUUUGGUGACUGUCCUUUGCUUUAUAAAGUCUUUCCAUUUGUCACACUUUGUCAUCAUCACAAUCUGGCCCCUAAAUACCUUAUGCCAAUAUGAAAUGUACUGUUUAUCGAACUGAAGGCUUGAUGCAGCCCUGCAAUUAACUGAUUGGGAUUUUUAUAUUUUGGAACGAUAUCCUUAUAGAACAUAUUGUUAUUAGGGCAUAGAAUGUUGUUGGUCCUUAAGGGGUUAAGACAGCAUGGUUUGAGUUAUUUAAUGGAUGAAAAUAUAGGAAUGUCAUUUCCAAGGGGAGCUGUUUUUUUUAUUAAUAUCCUGAAAGCCUUAACUUUUAUUUGCUUUUUUUUAUAAGGCCUUUUCCCAGUUUUAUAGCAUUCAGGCUGGCUGUAAACCCGCUAUUUAUUGAUCAGAGGAUUUUUCUGCACUUUAUAGCGGAUCCAAAGCAUUGAGUUAGAAUUGGAUUGUGAAUUGUCAUUUGUUUCUACGCAGCAUUGUUGUUUGUCUGUGGGUUGUUUUUUUAUUUUUUUACGUUUGCUUUGUUAGCUUGGCCAGGACUUCCGAAAUGAAUAAUGUUGGUUAUUUUCCACACUUUGAUUUUAAUAAAAAAACCAUAAAAGCCAAUAAUGUAGUUUAAGAUAAACUGGUGAUUUAAACAUCCUCUAGAUCAGGGUGCCAAAACGGUGAUCCCCAGAUGUUUUAAAACUACAGCUCCCAUGAGGCUUUGUCAUUCUAAAGGCAUGCAAAGGAUCAUGGGAGUUGUUGUUCUACAAAAUAUGGGGAUCUACCUUUUGGGCACCCUGGUCUAGAUUGUAGGCUCUUUUGAGUAGGCUUCUCAUUGUUUCUGUAACGUUUUUUAAACGUCUCAUUAGUAUUCAGUUUCCCCCUUUAUAAUAGUAUAAAGCGCUGUGGAACAGGUUGGCGCUAUAUAAAUGCCAAUAAUGAUUAAUUAGCACAUUUGUUUUUCCUUAUAAAGACGUGUGACAGUGUUCAGUGAAUUCUGCCACUUUUAACAUAUAACUUAUAUUUCUUUAAUUUGAUUUGAUUUGUUUUUAUGUUGCUGUUUAUUUUUAGUUCAGCUCCCUGUUAGUGACAGUUUCGGUAGGUAGCGUGUAUGUUCGAUUAUGGGAAUGAGACAUUUCAGCUUGACAUCAGAGAUGCAUUGUUUCUUUUUCUUAUUUAGUGAAGAUCCUCUAGGGGGCACUACAAUGGACAGGUUUUAUGUUACAUGUACAGAGAAUGGCAAAGUGUUUUUACAUCUUUCAUCAAGGCAGCCAGAGUUAACCACCUAGUUACUAUAGGACUGCAACUCCCAUGAUUACUUGCCAAAGUCUACCUGUUGUCCAUCCAUGUACUACAUACUGAUUAUUAUCGCAAUCAUUUUCUUUUCUCCAUUCUCUGUACUUACAGCAGUCACAGACUCUGGAACCCUGGAAGCUAUAUACUACUGUCUCGCUUCUCCUGGGACUGGAUGUAGUCACUCUUGGCAUCUGGCAGAUAGUUGACCCUUUGCAACGUUCUAUUGAGGUGAGAGAAAAAAGGCUGUUGUUUCAGAGCCAAAAUUAAGUCUGUCCGUAGUGCAAUCCUAAAGUCCACAUGUCGAAGAACACAUUUGACACAGACUACUCUCCCAAAUGAUCUCCCAUGUCUCUUACCCCCAUCUCCUGCUAGAAUAUAUCACAAUCCUUCCGUGACUGUAUCAGUCAAUAUAUAUAUUACAUUAUGUUAUAGUUCAUGUUCUGUUUACAUAUCAUUACCUUUUUGGUAAUAACGCUGUACAGUACUGCACCCAGGGACCAGAUUGCCAUUUGUGAAGAAUAAAUAGUAAUAAUAAAGCUAUGAAUUAUGUCCCGUGUUACGAAUGCCACACGUCCACAGGUCUCAUGAUCUGGAUUGCUGGGAAGGACACUGGGGGAUGGGUAGGUGACCUGGACAGAGGUUGUUACUAAAUGACACAAGCUGUUAUGAGAAUGGAAAUUCCACAUGAACAAAGAGGUUGACAGAUGUCUGUAAUAUGUAAUCUCUCAAGCAGGAACUUCCUAAGCCUUCCAAUCCCGCUAAGCACUUUGGGAUCAAAUGAAUAUGUUUGUUAGAUUGUAAGCUUAUGGGGUAAAUGUUUCUAAAUCGUUAUGGUUCUAUGAUAAUGACAUGUUUUUCUCUCCUACGUGUCCAAAUUCUGUAUCUGUUCAGCUCUGUGGUAUAUGAUGAUGACAAUAAAUGUAAUAAAGUUAUGCCUUCAUCCAUUGAUCACUGCCUUACUCAUUCUGUGAUUGGAAGAAAUAUAGAAAAAGUGGGAUAACGGUGGGAAGAAUCUGUGUAGUGCUCCCCACUCAUAACACUGUUAUGGUCACUGUCACAUUUGUGCUGCUGUUUCAUGACAACUUACAGCCAGGGCAUCAAUGUCUUUCGCAAUUGUAUUCCAAGACACAUAUUAAGUGUGUUCAACAGUAAGCCUGAUUAAACCAAGAGGGUUGCACCCACCUGAACAUGCAUACAUUAUAGGGUGCUGCUGGGGCCAAUAUAUACAAAAUACAGAAUCCAGUGCACUAAAUUAUUCACUAAACCAUGAUUUAAAAACUCACAGAUUGUAAUAGUUUUAUUUAAAAACGCAUCACCUUGGCAAAAAACAGUAAGCAUGAGCCUUGCCAACCAUUCGUGGUACCAAGAGCCCCAGCUAAAGUCAGCAAAGAGAAAUUGUUCUGUUUUGAGUUACUCAUUGCUGGGUUGAAAUCAGUAGGGACACUGAUCUCCGAACAGCCUCCUGAGGUCCCCUGACUUUGAAUUUAGGUUCAACUUGUUUUAUUAAUUGGUCAGCAAAACAAGAUCACAUAUUUACAGUACAGUAGCCACAAUGUCCUUUGGCCAACAAAAUGCUUCCACGUCAAUACGAAUGUAAUCUUAAGGCAGACAAACAUAACAGCAGAAAAGAAAAGGAACUGCUCCUACCUUACCCAAACUGUUGAAUGAAAGGCAGUAACUAAGUCACAGUUAUUUUGCCUAAAGCUGCGCUCCAGAAUUUAAAAACAUUACGGCAGAAAGUUGGGUAGUUGUCCUUCAUUCAUACACUCGAUGUACCAGUUAAUGAGUUUAACGAUGUUCCUUCGUGACUCUAUCAAGUUGUCUCUUUGAUUUGAGCAAAAUCAAUUGAAACAUCAGUGGCCAUAUUGGUGUUUUAUCAUUAUAAAUGGUGUUCAAAGACUAGUCAAGGGACCUACAGUAUGACCCUUAAGAACAUCAUGGUUCUGUGAGCUGAAGGUAUCUGGUGUGCAGACCUUUCCUUGGAAUUUAUCAAGUGGCAAGGGACCUUAAUGAAAGACAACCAAAUCCUGUGCAUAGAUAAAAUUAAAAACGAAUUGUUACCAAUGUAUUCAUUACCUAUUGCUAUAAAUGCUGUCUUUGUGUUUUCAGGAAUUCACAAAGGAGGAACCUCGCGGGGACCUGGAUGUCCUGAUUCUUCCUCAGUUGGAACACUGCAGCUCCCUCAAGAUGAACACUUGGCUCGGUGUGUUUAGUGUCACUCAUUCUCACAUUAGACCAAAUACACUCUCUGUGUGUUCUGUUUCAGAUCUUGUAUAUAGGUGUCUCGCACUGUCUCAUUCUCAUAGCUUUUGUCAUUUUCAUAUGUUUUUCUAUAUAUUUGACUUUCAAGCUUUUAAAGAUUUUGCUCUUUCUCCUUUGCCUGUUUUUUCUUCACACCCAUCUCAUUUAUUCUCAUUUCUCUCUAGGUAUUGUGUAUGGCUCGAAGGGUCUUCUGCUUUUGCUCGGUAUAUUCCUCGCCUACGAGACAAAAAGUGUCUCCACUGAAAAAAUCAAUGACCACCGUGCUGUAGGGAUGGCAAUCUACAAUGUGGCUGUGAGUACCAGGGAGAUAUCGGUAUACAGGGGAAUGGCAUGGACUAGUACAUAAUUUUUCAAUAUUUAAACAUGAUGACACAUAUCUCUUGGGGAACACAAAAGCAGAAAAUUAAUAUGGAUAAUGCUGAGCUUCUCCAGAUACUCCUUCACAUUUGCACCAGAUUCUCACCACUAGAAUUACUAUUUCUGAGAUUAUAAUCUGUAGGGAGAUUCAAACUAGAUAUAACUGGGAACGGCUGUAGGCCAGCUGGUAUACUGUCUGCUAGGGUUCCCUACAAAUUAUCUCUUUGAAGUUGCUCACUUUGUCUGGUAUCCCCGUGGGAUGGUAUCUUUCUAUGGGUGGUGGCCUUUAGAGCGAUGUUACCUCUAUUUUAUAUCCUAUCUUCAGGUCCUCUGUCUCAUCACUGCUCCAGUAACAAUGAUUCUCAGUAGCCAGCAGGACGCCUCAUUUGCUUUCUCCUCUCUGGCCAUCGUCUUCUCUGCCUACAUCACCCUUGUUGUGCUUUUUGUACCCAAGGUGAGUGGGAGAUCACAUGUAUUAAAGGUGGCUGCAAUAUGUGUGUGGUGACUUGGACCUAAUCAUCCUAUUGAUUUAGGGAUGCAGAGAGGUCUUGACUGGGUGAUGAGUGAAAGCAGAACUCGAUAAGACUACUCUUUAUAUCAUACAGUGUAUUAAGAAUUGUUUUAUGAUAAGUUAAAUAUUGAAUAUUAUAUCUGCGUGUACCUCUUUUUUUAAUGCAAAAAUAUUUUUUUUGCAGAUACUUGUCAGGAGAGCUUGUUAAGAUACAUAUAGUUAUUAUUUGGAAGCUCCAGCUUGUUGAAUUAUCACUCUUUCCUGUUAAACAGGUAUUUUCUAGUGCUUACAGGUGGCCUUUAUGUCUGACAUGUCAUUUUAUUGGCACUAGAAGAAAGGGAUCUAACACAGGGUCUCUUUGGUGGACCUGAGUGUCUCUGUAGACACCUAACGUCACGGACACCCCAAGGAUCAUGGCUACUCUGCGAUUAGAGUGAUCACUGCAGACUGUGUAAUAUACGUUCAUUAGACUUUUCAGGGAUAUUAAAGUUGACUCAUUGUAUGAUAAUCACCUUUAAUUUUAACUUAAUACAUGUAAUCCCUGCUCAGAGGUGAAUGAGGUUCGAAGUAAAAUAAACACAGAGUAAUAAUCCUUGUCCUGUGGUGUAGAGUCUGUGCCCCAAUUACUAUGUCACAUUUUAUUUUAGAUCCUUCUUUUCAAAAGUAUAACAUUUUGUCCAAGCUGCCGAACGUGUGUAAGGAUGUAUGAUACGGGUGAAUGGAUCAUAGGUUCUAAAAGUGAUGGAAAUAAAAUUUACAAUGAGACUUCCAGAGUUUAACUGGAAAUACGAACAAAUUAACUCUUUAGAUAGUCCUAUUCUAUAUAGACCGUGGGACUCUUUAUAUAGUAUCAUUUCAUAUAGACCAGGGAACUCUUUACAUAGUAUUAUUUCAUAUAGACCGUGGAACUCUUUAUAUAGUAUUAUUUCAUAUAGACCAUGGAACUCUUUAUAUAGUAUUAUUUCAUAUAGAUCAUGGAACUCUUUAUAUAGUAUUAUUUCAUAUAGAUCGUGGAACUCUUUAUAUAGUAUUAUUUCAUAUAGAUCGUGGAACUCUUUAUAUAGUAUUAUUUCAUAUAGAUCAUGGAACUCUUUAUAUAGUAUUAUUUCAUAUAGAUCGUGGAACUCUUUAUAUAGUAUUAUUUCAUAUAGAUCAUGGAACUCUUUAUAUAGUAUUAUUUCAUAUAGACCAUGGAACUCUUUAUAUAGUAUUAUUUCAUAUAGAUCGUGGAACUCUUUAUAUAGUAUUAUUUCAUAUAGACCAUGGAACUCUUUAUAUAGUAUUAUUUCAUAUAGAUCGUGGAACUCUUUAUAUAGUAUUAUUUCAUAUAGACCAUGGAACUCUUUAUAUAGUAUUAUUUCAUAUAGUCCAUGGAACUCUUUAUAUAGUAUUAUUUCAUAUAGAUCGUGGAACUCUUUAUAUAGUAUUAUUUCAUAUAGACCGUGGAACUCUUUAUAUAGUAUUAUUUCAUAUAGAUCGUGGAACUCUUUAUAUAGUAUUAUUUCAUAUAGAUCGUGGAACUCUUUAUAUAGUAUUAUUUCAUAUAGACCAGGGAACUCUUUAUAUAGUAUUAUUUCAUAUAGACCAUGGAACUCUUUAUAUAGUAUCAUUUCAUAUAGACCAUGGAACUCUUUAUAUAGUAUUAUUUCAUAUAGACCAUGGAACUCUUUAUAUAGUAUUAUUUCAUAUAGAUCGUGGAACUCUUUACAUAGUAUUAUUUCAUAUAGACCAUGGAACUCUUUAUAUAGUAUUAUUUCAUAUAGACCAUGGAACUCUUUAUAUAGUAUCAUUUCAUAUAGAUCGUGGAACUCUUUAUAUAGUAUUAUUUCAUAUAGAUCGUGGAACUCUUUAUAUAGUAUUAUUUCAUAUAGACCAGGGAACUCUUUAUAUAGUAUUAUUUCAUAUAGACCAUGGAACUCUUUAUAUAGUAUCAUUUCAUAUAGACCAUGGAACUCUUUAUAUAGUAUUAUUUCAUAUAGACCAUGGAACUCUUUAUAUAGUAUUAUUUCAUAUAGAUCAUGGAACUCUUUAUAUAGUAUUAUUUCAUAUAGAUCGUGGAACUCUUUAUAUAGUAUUAUUUCAUAUAGAUCGUGGAACUCUUUAUAUAGUAUUAUUUCAUAUAGAUCAUGGAACUCUUUAUAUAGUAUUAUUUCAUAUAGAUCGUGGAACUCUUUAUAUAGUAUUAUUUCUUAUAGAUCGUGGAACUCUUUAUAUAGUAUUAUUUCAUAUAGAUCGUGGAACUCUUUAUAUAGUAUUAUUUCAUAUAGACCAUGGAACUCUUUAUAUAGUAUUAUUUCAUAUAGACCAUGGAACUCUUUAUAUAGUAUUAUUUCAUAUAGUCCAUGGAACUCUUUAUAUAGUAUCAUUUCAUAUAGACCAUGGAACUCUUUAUAUAGUAUCAUUUCAUAUAGACCAUGGAACUCUUUAUAUAGUAUUAUAUAGAUCGUGGAACUCUUUAUAUAGUAUUAUUUCAUAUAGACCAUGGAACUCUUUAUAUAGUAUUAUUUCAUAUAGACCAUGGAACUCUUUAUAUAGUAUUAUUUCAUAUAGUCCAUGGAACUCUUUAUAUAGUAUUAUUUCAUAUAGAUCGUGGAACUCUUUAUAUAGUAUUAUUUCAUAUAGACCAUGGAACUCUUUAUAUAGUAUCAUUUCAUAUAGACCAUGGAACUCUUUAUAUAGUAUCAUUUCAUAUAGACCAUGGAACUCUUUAUAUAGUAUCAUUUCAUAUAGACCAUGGAACUCUUUAUAUAGUAUUAUUUCAUAUAGAUCGUGGAACUCUUUAUAUAGUAUUAUUUCAUAUAGAUCGUGGAACUCUUUAUAUAGUAUCAUUUCAUAUAGAUCGUGGAACUCUUUAUAUAGUAUUAUUUCAUAUAGAUCGUGGAACUCUUUAUAUAGUAUUAUUUCAUAUAGAUCGUGGAACUCUUUAUAUAGUAUUAUUUCAUAUAGACCAUGGAACUCUUUAUAUAGUAUUAUUUCUUAUAGACCAUGGAACUCUUUAUAUAGUAUUAUUUCAUAUAGACCAUGGAACUCUUUAUAUAGUAUUAUUUCAUAUAGACCGUGGAACUCUUUAUAUAGUAUUAUUUCAUAUAGACCAUGGAACUCUUUAUAUAGUAUUAUUUCUUAUAGACCAUGGAACUCUUUAUAUAGUAUUAUUUCUUAUAGACCAGGGAACUCUUAGUAUAGUCCUCUUUCAGUAAUCCCUUAAAGGGACACUAUAGUUACCCAGACCACUUCAGCUCAAUUAAGUGGUCUGGGUGUCAGGUCCCUCUAGGGUUAACCUUGCCUGAUGUAAACAUAGCAGUUUCUGAGAAUGCUUAGCAUGCUUAAACUCCUUUACUGUGUUAACCUCUACCACUACAGCUGGAAGGCUAUUCCAUGCAUCAACUACCCUCUCAGUAAAGUAAUACUUCCUGAUAUUAUUUUUAAACCUUUGUCCCUCCAAUUUAAGACUAUGACCUCUUGUUGUGGAAGUUUUUCUUCUUUUAAAUAUAGUCUCCUCCUUUACUGUGUUGAUUCCCUUUAUGUAUUUAAAUAUUUCUAUCAUAUCCCCCCUGUCUCGUCUUUCCUCCAAGCUAUACGUGUUAAGAUCCUUUAACCUUUCCUGGUAAGUUUUAUCCCGCAAUCCAUGAACCAGUUUAAUAGCCCUUCUCUGAACCCUCUCUAAGGUAUCAAUAUCCUUCUGAAGAUACAGUCUCCAGUACUGCGUACAAUACUCCAAGUGAGGUCUCACCAGUGUUCUGUACCAGUGUUCUACUGCUAAUACCUCUCCCUAUACAACCAAGCAUUCUGCUAGCAUUUCCUGCUGCUCUAUUACAUUGUCUGCCUACCUUUAAGUCAUCAGAAAUAAUCACCCCUAAAUCCCUUUCCUCAUAUGUUGAGGUUAGGACUCUAUCAAAUAUUCUGUACUCUGCCCUUGGGUUUUUACGUCCAAGAUGCAUUAUCUUGCACUUAUAUCCAUUAAAUGUUAGCUGCCACAACUCUGACCAUUUUUCUAGUUUACCUAAAUCAUUUGCCAUUUGCCUUAUCCGUCCUGGAACAUCAACCCUGUUACAUAUUUUAGUAUCAUCAGCUAAUACAGUUAGUAAAAUAUAGUACUAGGGGAGGGAGAGCACUCACAAGAUGGAAAUGAAAUGCAGUCAUGUCUCCCUCUCAAAUGGUUAAUUCAGAAUAGAAUGUCUUGCUUCAAUGGAUGUCUUGAAACCCUGAUAGGUUUUUCUACCAGCUAACAUUUCCAUGUAGUUCUAUUGUGAUACUUCUGACCAGCUCAGAGGCUUUAAAUCUAUUUUAUAAGCCUGUCUUGAAGCAGCAUGGUCAUAUCUCCAUUUGUGGAGAGAAAACCCUUUUCAAGCUUUACCGCCUAAUUGUUUUCAGAUGAGACGUCUCAUUACCCGUGGAGAGUGGCAGUCUGAGCAGCAGGACACUCUCAAGACUGGCUCUUCCACUAAUAACAAUGAGGAGGAGAAGUCUCGUCUGCUGGAAAGGGAGAACCAAGAGCUGGGGAGGAUCAUUGCUGAGGUAAGUUCACAAAUGAUAGAUUUCUGUAUGACUCGAAUAGGUGAACCUGCCUCCUUCCAGGUGUCUUCUACAGCUUGAUGGUAAUGGAAUUGUAGUCGGACAACAGCUGGUGGCUACAGGUUACCCAUUCCGUAUCAACUAUGUUCUGGUAGAGUUUUUUUGUUUGUUUUUUCACCAACGCUACAGUUCAGCCUUUUCAGAAUACUUUCUCUUUUUACCCCCUUUCCUUUCUAUCUCUGCCAUCUCACCUCACUUUCUCACUUACACCUUUCCUGCUUCUGGCUUCUCUCUUUCUCUCCUGCUUUCUCUUUUCAGAAAGAAGAGCGGGUUAUGGAACUUCGACAACAGUUGCGGUCUCGGAGAACACCGUCUGUCGCAACCCGAGAUAACUGUUCGGACAAUCACUACCCAAACUCCUCUGGGGCAGUUUCUUCUCUUUACCAGCCAGGCCUCCCUCUUGCUAGAUGCCUUGUAGCUGAGGGAGGGGACAAGCUGGGGAGGAACAGUUGUGAUGGGAGCCGAGUGCACCUCCUAUACAAGUAGGAUGAAAACGCGUGAGCUACAAGAGCACUCUCUUACUCGACAUAGCUGUAAAUACACUGUGUGGCCUCUCAUUCACCUCAUCCUGAAUGUCUCAUUGCGUCUAUCUGUCUGUCUUUUCUUUUGCUUUCUAUUUUUGCCACUAAUGCCAGUCUCUUGUCUGUUAUACUUUUUACUAUUUUGUCUUCCUGUCCAUCUGUCUGUCUACCUUCAUUCUGUUGAUUGCUCAGCCUCUUUCUUGCUCCCAGUUCUGAAUGUCUCAUUCAGUUUAGCACUUUAUAUUAUUUUUUCCAUUGAAUCACUUAAAACUCCAUUUUUUUUUGCUGGUAUUUGUUGUUGCACUAAAACCCAAAUUCCACUAGUAUUCCCCUGUCUCUCUGACUAUAAACUCGAUAUACUGCUGGGGUAUCUCCUUUCUACAAUUAUUGUCACUUUCACUGUUCCUGAAGCUGUCAGUACAGCCCCCACUAAAUCCCCCGCCUCAACCUGCUUCCCUCAGGGAUCAUUGUCUAUAUAUCAGUGCAUCUCUCACAAGUUGUUUUUUUAAGCUGUGAUUGACUGUUGCAAUAAAUAAACAAUAUAAGAAUUUUAUUGAUUGUUUUCAACAAGCCUGCUUAUUUCGUUUUAUUAUUUUUAGACCAAUGGUUAUAUUUUAUAGUAUAACCAAAAACUCAGACCAUGACGGACGGGCUGUCAUUUAGUAACCAGCAAUUAAUUAUUCUGUCUUUAUAAGAUAUAAUAACUAUAUAGGAUACAUAUACCACGGUGGAUUACAGUCAUUCGCAAUGUCACUUUGGUUGUAUCCUUUAGAAAAUGUAUUUAUUAGAAGUGGACCAUGUGGAAAAUCAGAUUAUAUCCAUCAUCAUUUUCAAGAUGGCUGCCUUCAUCCUAAUUUGAUUCAUAACGUGCUUCAGUAGACAAGACAUACAUUUAUAAACAUAAUAACAGAUUAGCUUUUGGUUUCACUUCCCUUAAACAUGUAGAUGUUCAUUUUUAAAAAUGUAUUAUUUAAAAAGCAGGUGUACCACUGUGUGCCUUUCCCUGGGACACAUUUCCCAUUGGUGUUGUAUUUUGUCCACAUGUCAUUAAUUAACUUUAAGAGAUUAAAUUAAUUUGGUGUCCGGAUUUCCUUGUGUGAGAUCUAAUGCCAGCAACCUAAGCUUCACACAGGGGAGAUCAGAUUUCAGUCAAACUGUUAGAGCACAGUGAUAACAAGCUGUAUCCCUGAAUGUAACUCUAGGCUAGGGUAUACUGAAUGAGUAUGAGUGAGGAAAAUAUUACUGCCAUGCAAUUAACACUUUCUGUUGGAUCUCAGUAGUCAAUGAUUUACUCAGGCAACAUGUGAAUUUUUCACAUCCUUGGCAGCACUAUUCAUGUUUUUUCCAACCAUGUAUGAAACAUAUUAGGGGCCACUUUAAGCACCCUAACCACUAGCUUGCUCUAAUAGUUAUAAAAUUAUCCAAUGGUUAUUGGCCAAACUACAUACCAAUGGCUUGAUUUAUACCAGUCUCUUUUGGAGGCUUUCAGUUCUUCGGAUCUAAACUGCUGUGAUAAAUUGGAAGCUUAAUUUCCUAUCAUACCAACUUGUACCAGGUAUUCAUUGGCAUCAAUAUAGAACUAUCAGCCAAUGAAAAUGCCUGCACUCUGUAGGAGUUGGUAUUAUGAUGAAGACGUAUGAACUUUGCUUUGUCAUAUCAACCCUGACUGGAAGGACUAGAAGGGCUAUGGGCUGCUCCCAGUACAAAGGAAGUGUCAAACUGUUUGUAAAUUUUAACUGGUACAAGCAGACAAGUUUGUAAAUGGUUUGACAGAUCACAGUUGGAUGGUGUCCGGGAAAUCCUGACACCAUAUUCAUCGCAGCACAAUUUAACAUUUGAAGAAGUGGACAGUUUAAUUGUUCAAGAGCGCCCUUAGACUUCUUUCGUAAAUAAAGUAAAAUAAAGUAAAUGUUGCAUAUUUGUGUGUAAAUAGAAUAAAGAAACGCUAACUGAAAGGGUGUCUGAGUUGGUGAAGUACUUUGCAAAAAACAGACUAUUUUCCUAACUCGUCUGCCUGAGUCACUAUUUAAUGAAUGCAACUGCGCAGCCAGAGCCGUUGAAAGGGAUUUGGGUGAAAUAGUGUAUUUGUUUAGUUAUUUAUUGUACUCUUUCCUCUGCGUCUAUUGACUCAUUGAUCUCUGAUAGCUGUUGCCACGUUUGUCAACUGAUAAAGAAAGAGGUAAUGCAAGAAAAAUAUGAAAUGUAUGUUGUUGGAAUUUAAAGGAAAUUAAAAUAUUCCUUAAUGCUGAAGGAAGUCUCCUCUUCGUGUUUGAUCAAUGUAAAAAGGUGUAUGUAUUUUCACUUUGGCACAGUUCCUGGUCAUAUGACCCAUGCUUGUACAAAGGUUUCUCGAUAUAAUAUGGCACAUGCUUGUAUAAAGGUUUCUUAAUUUUUUUUAUUCCAUCUUUUUCUCAUACUCUUUCUGGCUAAUCACAUGAAAGAAAGCCACUCAUCUUUUCAUUAUUAUUGAAAAUAAAAAAGACUCCAUGUCAUACAACCUCUUUUGUAUUAUUUUGCAAUCCAUACAUCGAAGUAUAUUUCCGUUUUCAUUGAGUUUCCCAACAUAAUCUUGCUCCAUGGUGGUGGCUAUCUUUACAUUUUAUUUGAUUGAAAGUAACAUUAAAGACCAUGCCCAAUAUGGAUGGCUGAAACAAGCUCAUAUUACCUAGACAGCAUUUGGCCAGAGCUUCUGGCCAAAGAUGCCUUAAAGAUGCCGGCUCUGCUAAGAGAAGCACCCAAAAAGUAAUUUACUUAUGUCUGCUGAUACUAUCAAACGGACUCCAAGAGAUGGAGAUCUAAAUAUACCAUGUUAAUCAAAAAACCCAUUUCAUUUAAUAAAAAAAAAUCAUCGGUUUGUGAAUAAAACGAGAACAUGUCUGACUGCUUCUUAAAACACAAUCUUUUACAUCACCUUUCCUAGGUGAGGAAAUGUUGGCUACAGCAUGAUUUGACUGUAUAUUAGUUUUUAUAUUAUUGUCCUCUAACAAGUCUUUUCAGGUUACAAAUGUACAAGACAGAGAUUUCUGGAUCACUCAGAACUGUUUUACAGAAUAAGCAAAUGUUUCUACUGACAUUUAUAUAUCUCAAAGUCCCCAAUGAAAGCCAGAGAAAUGAAAAUGUGAGAGUGCUCACCGAGUUAGUCAUACCGCUUUGCAUUAAGAAUCAAUUCCUUCUGGGGAUAAAGCAGACUUUUUUUUUUUUUUUUAAAGACAGACUUUAAUCUCCUGAGACAUGCUCUCUAAUGAGUGCGUGCAAUUCGGUGUGGAUGCCAUUGUCCAGUGACUGUCACCUACUUUCUUCCAACAUGUCAGAUUAGACUGUCCUUUAGUUGACUAAGAAAACCGGGUACCAUGUAAAUCAGAAGGGCCUUUUCCUUAGUGACCACCCUGGUUGACAGAAGUAACAUUCAUCAUUCCCGUUAAAUUGACAUUCCCAGUUCCUAAAGAAGUCCCAUUUUUAUUAUUCCAGGGAACCAGAUAAAAGAUGUACACACCAGCUAAGACAAGUGCGAUCGUCAGAAACACAGCCAUAGCUAUAGAGCCAUAGAAGAUGCAACCAGCCGACCUUAACAUAGACACCAGGUUUCUAGGUGAUCGUGGGUCAGGUGGAGGGCGUCCCAAGUCCACACUUAGGCUGACAGUGCUGAGCUGGAGAGAGUUAGUCUUUGGUACGUAUAAAAGUCCACGUUUUCUGCUAAAUCUCAGUGAAGGAAUUGGGCAGCUUGUUGCUUUACUAAUUUUUUUCAACACGUCUUCAUCUGUGGAGAGGGCUGGUGGACCCUUUUUGGAUUGUAACGAGGUAGGCAGUCGGCAUAUGGGGCAUGAAAGCGUUUCAGGUUGGGUUGACCCCACAGUGAUCCGAGAGAGGCAUUCAAGGCAGAAAACAUGGCCACAGGAGAGGUUCUUUGGGAGGUGGAAGAGAGUAUCAUAUGUAGUGAAGCAGAUUAUACACUCAAAGAGGCUCUCUCCAUCAGACCCUUGAUUGGGAGGUUCCUCAGACAUGGUGCAAAGGAUAUCAUCAGAGAUCUGGAUGGAGAGAAGAGGAACAAACAAAAGAAUUAGGU
Molecule: messenger RNA, 91489 nt
Organism: Pelobates cultripes (western spadefoot toad)
Lineage: Eukaryota; Metazoa; Chordata; Amphibia; Anura; Pelobatidae
Source: the annotation of a GenBank genome assembly